Molecule: messenger RNA, 90812 nt
Organism: Phycodurus eques (leafy seadragon)
Lineage: Eukaryota; Metazoa; Chordata; Actinopteri; Syngnathiformes; Syngnathidae
Gene: ttn.1
Product: titin, tandem duplicate 1
Exons: 217
Coding region: 1-89856 (29951 amino acids)
Biological process (GO): protein phosphorylation
Molecular function (GO): protein binding; protein kinase activity; ATP binding
Source: RefSeq, a predicted model, not a curated record
AUGUCGACACAGGCCCCGACCUUCACGCAGCCGCUUCAGAGCGUGGUGGCACUAGAGGGUAGUGCUGCCACCUUCCGGGCGCAAGUGAGCGGUGCUCCGGUUCCCGAGGUGUCCUGGUUCCGCGAUGGCCAGGUUCUGUCGGCCGCCGCGUUGCCCGGCAUUCAGAUCUCGUUCAGCGACGGCCACGCUGUUCUGAGCAUCGACGCCGUCAAUGCAGCGCACAGCGGGAGGUUUUCGGUCCGGGCCACAAACGGAGCCGGACAAGCCACCAGCACCGCAGAACUCGCUGUUACAGCCGAGACAUCGCCUCCCAGUUUCCUUCAGAGACUUCAGAGCUCGACGGUGCGGCAGGGCAGCCAGGUGAGACUCAGUGUGAGAGUCACCGGCAUUCCAUCACCUGCGGUCAUGUUCUACCGGGAGGGAGCUGAGAUCCAGAGCUCGGCCGACUUCACCAUUGUCCGGGACGGAGACCAGUACAGUCUGCUGAUCGCUGAGGCCUUCCCGGAAGACUCCGGGACGUACUCUGUGACGGCCAGCAACAGUAGCGGUCGAGCCACAUCCUCCGCCGAGCUGCUGGUUCACGGCGAGGAAGUUGUCCCAGCUAAGAAAACCAAGACCCUCGUUUCCAGUUCACAGGUUUCCAGCUCACAGAUGAGUCGUCAGACCAGAGUGGAGCAGAGGACGGAGGCCAGUUUUCAGACCAUGGCUACCAUGGAGAUGCAGGUGGAGGGCGUGACAGAGCUCCUGGCCCACAAAACUGCACCCAGAGUGGCUCCCAAACCAACAUCCUUGUCGCCAACUCAGCCGUCAGCCAUCAGCAGGGCGACGGUGGAACGGCAGCAGUCACCCUCGCCUGUCAGACACGUCAAAGCGCCUACGUCUACGCCUGGCAGGGCCGUCAUGUCCCCAAUGGGCACGCACCAGUUGGGCGGCAGCUCUGACAUCCUUCCCCCCUGGAAGCAGGCGGGCUUCCUGAAUGAAGCAGGCUCCAGCAGCAGCGUGGCCCAGCUGGACCAGGACCAGCAGCUCAUCUAUGUGGUAGAAGAAGCCGUCGCAAUGCCCCACGGUGACAGGGCGGUUCCGCCGGCUUUGGUUUCUGCUUUGAAUAACACAAAUGUGACCGAAGGUGAGUCUGUGACGCUGGAGUGCCAGAUCAGCGGCCAGCCCGCCCCCAUAAUCAUGUGGUUCCGAGAGGACUACAAGAUCGAGAGCUCCACAGACUUCCAUAUCAGCUACCACGACGACGGGUGCGCCCGCUUGUUGAUCCGUGAAGCAUUCGCCGAGGACAGCGGACGCUUCACGUGCACCGCCACUAACGAGGCAGGAACCCUCAGCACCUCCUGUUACCUGCUCGUCCAGGUGACUGAAGACAUCGAGAGCCGAGAGGAGGUUGCUGAGGAAUCUGAAGAAAAACUAGUAACUGAAGAAGAGCCCAUGUCUCAGGUGAGCUUGGUUGAUUCUGAGACCUCCGCCGUUGCUCCUUUCUUCGUCAAGACUCCUGGCGUCCAGAAGCUGGUUGAGGGGGGAAGCGUUGCCUUUGCAUGCCAAGUUGGUGGAAGCCCCAAACCACACAUCAUCUGGAAGAAGAGCGGCAUUCCGCUCACCACCGGAUACAGAUACAAAGUUGCCUACCAGAAGGAGACCGGAGUGUGUCACCUGGUGAUUUCUAUGACUUUUGCUGACGACGCCGGAGAAUAUUCUGUUUUUGCCAGGAACCAGCUGGGAGAGGUGUCCGCCACCUCUAGCCUGCUGGAGGAAGAUGAAUAUGAAGCCUAUGUGAAGAAACAGGUGGUGACCUUGAAGACAGAAGUAAAAGCCCCAAUGCAGGAGCCCCUAGUCGGAGACACUGCACCUACCAUGACGAUAACGGAGAAGAUGACCACCACUCUUUUCUCUGGACAGGACUUCCACCUCUCGAUCAUGGAGCAGCGCAUCAUGCAGGAAAUUGAGCUGAGCAUCCUGAGGAUUAGUUACAGAGAACUGGUGGCGGAGGACGAGGAGCAGAUGGUGAGCGCUGCAGAAGACGAGGCCGUGCCACCUACCUUUGACACGCUGGUAAAGAACUAUCGAAUCGUGGAGGGAAUGGGCGUCACUUUCCACUGCAGGAUGGUUGGAGUGCCGCUGCCCAAGAUUGCUUGGUACAAAGACGGACAGCGGAUCCGAGCCGGCGGACGCUACCAGGUAGAGGUUCUUCUGGACGGACGUGCCAGUCUGCGACUGCCCGUGGUUCUGCCCGAGGAUGAGGCCGUUUACAGUGCCCUGGCCAGCAACAUGAAGGGAAAUGCCGUCAGCUCAGGGAAGCUCUACGUGGAACCUUCUGGAAGCGUGUCGCCUCAGAGAUACACACCGCAGCCAGCCGUGCAGAGGAUCUGGUCCACGUCUCCUCGCUCGCUGAGCCGCUCACCGGGCCCUUCUCUCAGUCGUUCUCCCAGUCAUUCUCCCGGACGUUCUCCCGCCCGAAGGCUCGACGACACAGAUGAGGCUCAGCUGGAGAGACUCUACAAGCCUGUCUUUGUCGUGAAGCCCGUCUCAUGUAAAUGCUCCGAGGGGCAAACUGCUAGAUUUGACCUGAAGGUGGUAGGCAGACCCAUGCCGGACACCUACUGGUUCCACAACGGACAACAAGUGGUCAGUGAUUACACUCACAAGAUUGUGAUUAAAGAGGACGGUACUCAGUCCCUGAUCAUCACCCCAGCCAUGCCACAUGACUCUGGCGAGUGGACAGUGGUAUCUCAGAACAGAGCUGGACGCUCAUCUAUCUCUGUCACGCUCACCGUAGAUGCCAAAGAAACCCUGGUACGUCCACAGUUCACAGAGAGGCUGAGGAACAUUAGCGUGAAACAAGGAACUCUGGUUGAACUGGCAGUGAGAGCCAUCGGAAAGCCAUUGCCAGACAUUGUCUGGCUCAAAAAUAGUGACAUUGUUACGCCUCACAAGCAUCCACAUAUCAAGAUUGAAGGAACCAGAGGAGAAGCAACAUUCCAGAUCCUGUCUGCUUCGGGUUCAGACAGUGCAUGGUACACAGCCACGGCCAUCAACAAAGCUGGCAGGGACACCACCCGCUGCAGAGUCAACGUGGAGAUGGACUAUGCUGAACCAGAGCCAGAGAGGAAGCUCAUUAUUCCCAAAGGAACUUACAAGGCCAAAGAGAUCGCCCCCCCAGAGCUGGAGCCCCUGCAUCUCCGCUAUGGCCAAGAGCAGUGGGAGGAAGGAGACCUUUAUGACAAAGAGAAGCAGCAGAAACCGCAAUUUAAGAAGAAGCUGACCUCCAUACGAAUGAAGAAAUUUGGUCCUGCUCACUUUGAGUGCAGACUGACCCCGAUUGGCGACCCCACCAUGGUGGUAGAGUGGCUCCAUGACGGCAAACCCCUGGAGGCCGCUAACCGGCUGCGCAUGGUCAAUGAAUUUGGAUACUGCAGUCUGGACUACGAGGUAGCGUACGCUCGAGACAGCGGCGUCAUCACCUGCAGAGCCACCAACAAGUUCGGAGUGGACCAGAACUCGGCCACCCUGAUCGUUAAGGAUGAGAAGGGUCUGGUUGAGGAGACCCAGCUGCCUGAGGGGAGGAUAGGAACGCACAGAAUUGAGGAAAUGGAGCGCAUGGCUCACGAGGGAGGACCCACUGGAGUGGGCGCUGAUGAGGAGACAGAAAAGACCAAACCCGAAAUUGUCCUUCUUCCCGAGCCGACUCGAGUGCUGGAAGGUGACAUUGCCCGAUUCCGCUGCAGAGUGACCGGUUACCCUCUGCCCAAGGUCAACUGGUACCUCAACGGACAACUGAUCCGCAAGAGCAAAAGAUACAGACUGCGUUACGAUGGGAUUUACUACCUGGAGAUUGUUGACAUCAAGUCUUACGAUUCAGGAGAGGUCAGAGUGGUUGCGGACAACAACCUAGGCUCUACUGAGCACACAGUUAAACUGGAGAUUCAGCAGAGGGAGGACUUCAGGACGCAUCUUCGUCGGGCUCCUGAGCCCAAAGCAGCUGAGGCUGCACCAGAACCUGGAAAAACUCCAUUUGAAGUGGUGAAGGUGGAGCAAGCCUCAGAAGACAGUCAGCUGAAAGAGGUCAUCAAGCUCAAGAAAGCCCAGAGGAUUGUCCAUGAAAAGGCUACCGAGGAGUCGGAGGAGUUGAGGAGCAAGUUCAAGCGCAGGACAGAAGAGGGCUAUUACGAGUCCAUCACAGCUGUGGAACUCAAGUCUCGUAAGAGAGACGAGUCCUAUGAGGAUCUGCUGAGGAAGACAAAGGAAGACCUACUUCAUCGAGCCAAGCAGAAGGAGGAGGAAAAGAAGAAAAAAGAGGAAGAGCAGCGCAAAAUCACUGCCAAAUCACUCAAACCGGAAAGGGUCAAGCUCUCAGCAAGCAUGGAAGCUCCCAAAAUCCUGGAGCGCAUAUCAAGUCAGACAGCGGCACGAGGGGACGAAGUCAAGUUCAGAGUCCGUGUUGUCGGCAGACCAGAACCUGAGUGCCAAUGGUUCAAAAAUGGUGUUCAACUGGAGAAGACUGAGCGGGUUUAUUGGUUCUGGCCUGAGGACCACGUGUGUGAGCUGUUGAUCAGAGACGUAACAGCUGAGGACUCGGCUAGCAUCAUGGUCAAAGCCGUCAACUGUGCCGGCGAGACCUCCAGUCAUGCUUUCCUCCUGGUGCAAGCAAAACAAGUAAUUAACUUCACACAAAAGUUGGAAGACAUCAAUGCCAAAGAAAAAGACACUAUGGCCACGUUUGAGUGUGAAACCAAUGAACCCUUCGUCAAGGUCAAAUGGUUGAAGAACGAUACCGAGAUCUUCUCUGGAGACAAGUUCAGGAUGCACUCUGACAGGAAAGUCCACUUCCUGUCUGUGCUCAUGCUGGAAAUAAAAGACAAUGCAGAAUAUUCCUGCGUGGCCGUAGACGACGACCUCAUCAGAACCAGUGCCAAGCUGAAUGUUGAAGGAGCUCCGCUGGAGAUCCUGAAAGCCCUUGAGAGCGCUGAUGUGCCGGAGAGCUACUCUGGAGAGUUUGAAUGUGAGCUUUCGCGAGAGGAUGCUGAGGGUGUGUGGUUUUUCGGAGACAAGCAGCUGUCUCCAAGCAGCAAGCACGUCAUCUCGUCGCGGCGCGGGCGUCAUAGCCUGUCCGUCAAGGACGUCAACAAAGGAGACCAGGGACAAUACUCCUUUGCAGUGGGCGACUUGAAGACACAUGCUUCCCUCAAGAUGAAAUUCCGACCGGUGACCCUGAUGCAGCCUCUCGCCGAUCUGACUGUCUGCGAGGGGGACAUUGCUCAAAUGGAGGUGAAGUUCUCUCAGGGGAAUGUCGAAGGUACCUGGAUGAAGGACGGACAAGCUGUAACUGUCUCGGACCGGGUGCACCUGGUUAUCGACAAACAAAUCCACAUACUCCUAAUUGAGGACACCAGGAAGGACGACUUUGGCGUUUACUCCUUUGAGGUUCCUACUCAGGGGAUCUCCACCACUGCAAAGCUGAAUAUUCGCACAAUCGGCAUCCUGAGCCCACUGAGGGACACGAGCGCAGUUGAAGGCACCAAGACCGUUCUGGAGGCCAAGAUCUCUGCUCAGGAUAUCAGCUCGGUCAAGUGGUGCCACAACGACAAACCGAUGACGCCCAGUGACCGGGUCCAGAUGGUGGCCAAGGGAGCCAAACAGCGCCUAGUCUUCAAUAGAACCUUCGCCUCAGACGAAGGACACUACAAGCUGGUGGUUGGCCGAGUCGACACCAGCUGCAGAUUGUCUGUACAGACCGUCCAAAUCCUGGUCCCGAUGAAGGACAAGAAGUGCGCCGAGUCGGAGAAUGUGACCUUUGAGGUGGAAGUACCUCACCCCGGCAUCGAUGCCUUCUGGACUUUCAAGGGGCAGCCGCUCAAAGCAGGAAGCAAAUACAAGAUGGACUCUAAGAACACGUUGCACACUCUGACGGUCCUAAAUGCUAUGAAGGACGAGGAGGGCGAGUACGCCUUUGCUGCCGGAGAGAAGACAUGCGCUGCAUUGCUCACUGUCUCAGGCGGCGCCAUCAGGAAGCCUCUUCAGGACACGGUGGUGGCCGACUCACAGACGGCCGAGCUGGUGUGCGAAGUCGCAAACCCUUCAGUGGUGGGCAAGUGGCUGAAAGACGGCCAGCCUAUGGACUUCAACGAGAACGUCCUGAAUCAGGUUAACGGCUCCGUCAGAAGCCUCGUCAUCGUCAUCACCACAGCCAGCGACGUCGGAGAGUACACUUACCAGAUCGCGCGCUCCAAGACCUCGGCCACUCUCAAGGUCGAAGCCGUAAAGGUGAGGAAGACACUGAAAAACUUGAAUGUGGUCCAGACACAAGACGCUGUGUUCAGCUUGGAGCUAACCCACCAGAAUGUGAGGGGAGCACAGUGGAUCAAGAACGGCGUUGAGCUCAAGCAAAGCAACAAAUACGAGAUCAGCGUCAGUGGCACUGUGCACACCUUGAAGAUCAACAACUGCACCCCACAGGAUGAGUCAGUUUAUUCUUUCAAGUUGGGGAAACUGUCGGCCAAUGCCAGGUUGAACGUUGAAACCAUCAAGAUCCUGAAGAAGCCCAAGGAUGUAACAUCGCUCCUUGGAGCCACAGCCGUUUUCGAGUUGGGCAUCUCGGAGGACGAUGUCCCUGUCAAGUGGCUGUUCAACAACACGGAGCUGAAGGCCGACGAGCACUACAGGAUGACCUCCGAGAAGAAGACGCACAAACUGGUGGUCCAGGAUGUGAACGGCAGAAAAGAGGGGGAGUACACGGCAGUGGUCGGUCAUCUAUGCUGCAGCGCUCGCCUCACCGUUGAGUCUCUUCGCGUGACUCGACCACUGAAGAGUGUGUCGGUGGCCGAGACCCAGACAGCCACCUUCGAAUGCGAAGUGUCUCACUUUAAUGUUCCAUCCACCUGGCUGAAAAACGGCGUAGAAAUCGAGAUGAGCGAGAAGUUCCGCAUCUUGGUGCAGGGCAAACUCCACCAGCUGAAGAUCUCGAACACCGUCAGGGAUGACUCUGCUGAGUACACCUUCGUGUGCGGGAAUGACCGCGUGUCUGCCACGCUCAUCAUCAACCCCAUCAUCAUCACGGCCAUGCUUCAGGACAUAAAGGCUAAGGAGAAAGACACGGUCACGUUUGAGGUGAACGUCAACUAUGAGGGAAUCUUCUACAAAUGGCUGAAGAACGGCGUGGAGAUCCGCUCCACCGACAGAUGCCAGUCUCGUUGUAAACAGCAAACGCACACGCUGAGCAUCAGGAACGUUCACUUCGGCGACAGCGCAGAAUACGGAUUCAUGACAGGACAGUCUAUCACCACUGCAAAGCUCUACGUAGAGGCUCGUGUUGUUGAAUUCAACAAACACUUGAAGGACCUGAAGAUCACAGAGAAGAAAAGAGCAACUUUUGAAUGUGAAGUUUCAGAAGCAAACAUCCAGGUGAUGUGGAUGAAGGACGGUCAGGAGCUGGAGACGUCUGACAGAUACAAGAUGACCUCAGAGAAGUUUGUGCACCGCUUAGUUGUGCCGUCCGUCCGUCUGUCUGACUCUGGAGAGUACACCGCUGUGGCCGGGUCCAGCAUGUCCAAGGGGAACCUCGCAGUCGAGGGGCGGGACAUCAAGAUCUCUGAGCCCACCAAUAAAAACAUAACUGUUGUUGAGAGACAAAGAGCGACUUUCGAGUUUGAAGUGAGUGAGGACGAUGUGGAAGGUCGCUGGCUGAGAAAUGGAAUGGAGAUCCACUUCUCAGGAGAUGAGCGCUUCAGCUACGUCACCAUCAGGAAACUCCACCGUCUCACGAUAGCCGAAACCUACAGGAGCGACACCGGGGAGUACGGCUUCAUCGCCGGAAAGAACAAAAGCACUGUUAACCUUCACGUGCGACUCCCCGAACCGCCUCAGGUGGUCUGCCCCAUGCAGGACCAGACGGUGACGUCGGGCAAAUUGGUUCGCUUCUCAGUGCGGGUGAACGGUCUGCCGCGGCCUCAGGUGAACUGGUAUCGGGGCUCUCAGGCUCUGUCCACCAGCUCCAUCUGCAAGUUCCUUCACGACGAAGAUGAGCACACACUGCUGCUCCUGGAAGUUUUCCCUGAGGAUGCCGCCUUCUACAGCUGCGAGGUCAAAAAUGACUUUGGAAAGGCGACAAGCUCCGCAUCGCUCAAUGUGGAAGCUCCUGAAGAAAGUGUGUCGCGGAUCUCUGCUCCUAUUCUGGUUUUUCCCACCAGAGACAUCUUGGUGACAUCGGGACAUUCCGCCCAGUUGGAGUGCACUGUCUCUGGGGAAGAUCUGCAGAUAUGUUGGUUCUGGAACGACAGAGAGAUCAGGCAAUCAGACGUCUUUAAGAUGUCUCGAUUUGGGGACAUCUGCCAGUUGAACAUUUCCAGAGUGGCAUUCGAGCACGAAGGAGAGUACUCGUGUGUUGCCAGAAACUCGGCCGGAAUGGUGAUGUGUGCGGGCAGUCUGAAUAUUGAUGAUGAACAAACCUUAGCUAGCAUGCCAAGCACUGUGGCUGAGGCUAAGCUACGUCAGAAGCUUGAGACUCAGACCCUUACUGAGUUUACUAAGUCCUACUCUGAGAGCUGCUCUGUGUCUUGGAGGACAGUGGAGGUUGAAAUGGAGAGCUCAGAACACAGCGUUCAAAUCCAAGCGCCCCAGAAGCCCAAACUGCUGAGAGAGCUGCGGGAUAUCUGGGUCAAAAGCGGCGAGAUGGCCGAGUUCACCUGCUUGUUUGAUGGGCAGCCGUUCAUCAGGGUGGUUUGGGAUCAUAACGGCCAGAAGCUGCUCAGGGACCGGACGAGAAGCUCUCAGAGUGAUGGACUUUUGUCCCUGGUUAUCCAGGGUGUGAGCCUGGCCGACCAGGGCGUGUACCGCUGCACCGCCACCAACCGACAUGGCCACAGCAGCUCCUCUGCCCACCUCACGGUGGAAGCUAAAGAGGCAAAUGUCAAAGGCAAGAGCGCCAUUGCAACAGAUUCCGUGCACGCGGCCUCACAGGCAGACAGGGAGAACACAAAAGAUUCUCCGGAUAUCCCAGACCAGGAAAUGAUGGUGGACAAGCCAGGAUCCUUGCCUCCGUAUUCACAGCUGUACUUCCUGGACAGCUUUCCCGACGCCCGUAUGUGCAGCCGCCCCGACUUCCUGAUCCAGAUCCCCCGAGAGCUGCUCAUGCAGAACCACAGCCCCUCGCUGUGUUGCGUUAUGAAGGGGCUUCCCACUCCGUUUUCCAUUUGGCUUUACAGCCACUUGAACAUUGUGGAUACCACGUCGUACUCCCGCAAACGUGAUGGCCCCCUGUGCUGUAUGACUGUUAAGAAUGUGGGACCCGGACAAGGGGGCUUUUUGUCUUGCAAAUCCUCAGCCGAGAAUUCUGAGUGCGGCUUGAUGACCAAAGUCACGGUGGAUGAGAGGGCACCUGUGAUCCACGUCCAGGAGGAAGCCUCAGCCUUCUCUAGCUCAACCAUCACAGUGCAAGAGGAAAUUUUGUGUGAUGUGAAGCUGCCAGACAAAAAACGAACACUUGAACUCCAGCCAGAGUCCAAAUUCUCCUCCAGCACUUUGGAGAAGAUGAAACAAAAGCCAGUUUUCCUCAGCAAACUUUCUCCUCCAGCAGCUGUGACUGUUGGAGAAAAGGCUUUCUUUAGUGUCAAAGUGUCUGGUUUUCCUGAACUCACUGUUCGGUGGUCCCACAAUGGGCAGACCAUCUGCGCGUCCUCUGUCUUCACAUGUGUUCGUAAGCGAGAUGAGUGCAUCCUGAUCAUUAACAGAGUUGAAGUGGCGUUAGAAGGAGAGUACUCCUGCACCGUCAGCAAUCGCUUUGGACAGGAAACGUGCACUUCCUAUCUGCACGUUCAGAUUAAGGAACCACCCAAGGCAGAGAGCCUUGAGAGAGAACUAGAGCCAAGGGGCAGCCCUCCUGUGUUUUCUAAAACUAUCGAGUCUGUUCAGCUGCGCAAGGGAGGUCACGCGUCUUUCAGGUACAUUGUGAGCGGGGAUCCUCGGCCAGAGGUGCGCUGGCUCAAAGGCCGCCUUCACAUUCAACCUAGCAGCUUGUCCAUCAUCGUGUACAGCCCAGAUGGAUCAGGCUUCCUCACUAUUAAGAGUGUUAAGCAGGAAGACGUAGCCGUUUAUACCUGUGAUGCUUCCAACCAGUUUGGUGAAGCCACUUGUAGUGCUCAGCUAUCAGUGUUUGGCGAAAAAGUUAAAGAUUAUUUGAUUAGCACAACAAAAGCUUUGACAGUGUCCAUGACUGAAGAAACUCCAGAAUCCAGAUUAUACCAGAAGAGUAGUCGGUCUGAUCAGAGGAUUUACACCAUAGGUACUGAGAACCGACAUGUUAUUCACAGCGAGGUGGGAACCCUCGGAGAGCCAGACAUCUGUGUGGCAAUCCCUCAUUGCGAGCGGGUCACCCACCAAGCAGCCGUACUACAGUCCCACAAGUUCCAUGAGCAUGUUUGUAUGGCUCCCAGUCAUCCGCUCUGUGCCUCUAUUAUUCCUGUGAAAACGCUCCAUGCAGCAGUUUUCUUACCAACAGUCCAAGAGAGGCAGAAGAUCACUGAGCAACACUCUGAACGCAUUCUCAGCCAUGAAGUCGUCAAGCUUGACUUUGCCAAAGAGCAGCGCUCAAAGCUUCAGUCAACCAUGACUGAGCAACUCCUGCCACUUAGCACAGUGAACGGCCAGACAAUGGCUGAGAACAUUCCACAAUAUGUUGAGAACUUGACUGAGCCCAGGCAGCUUGCUUGUGGCCAAUCAGUCAAGAGGGCUCUACCGUUCCUUGACAGAACUUUGUCCGUCUCUCAUGGACCAGAGCAAGAGAGAAGUUUCAAGGUCACUGAGGGGCUUAAGAUUCUGUACUCUGCUCAGUCAAUGGGGCAACUACCAAUCACAGAAAGACAUUGUGAGCGUCUACUAGUAGAAGCAGAUACCAAAGCUUUGUUAGCCGAAGAGCCGUGCCAGGCAUUGCUUGUGCCAGUAAAUGAAUCAAUGCAGCUUUUGAGCAAAGAGCAGUCAUUGGAAACGUACGUACCAGAAGAGAAGACCAUCUGUUCGGGAAAAGACAGAGUCUACCACUCAGCUAUCACCACUGAAGAGAAAUAUCUACUCCAGAGUGAUUGCUUUGGAUGGGUGGCAGGUAUAGCAUCCUCUCAGAGUCUGCAGCCUCUGCCACAGGGACAAAUACUUCUGAAUCUGCAGCUUAUCAGCAAUCAGGCUGUUUUACAGUCAGAAGGCAAAUUCAACAGUGAAAAGCAUUUGACAUUGCAGACAGAUAUGAGGGCCAGACCCACUUUGCUCCACACCGUAACUCAGGAAGAGCAGAGGCCUGUUGUUUGUGAGGCCAUCUCAGCAUUCUCAUCCAGGAUGGAUACGGAGUCUGUCAAGGCAAAUAAAGAGCUUCCACCAGCACAAUACCUCCAGUCCACUGAAUCCUUAUCAGUUCUGCUGAAAGAAUGCAUGCUUACCAUAAGCAAACCUACACAGCAGGUGGCGGUGCAAAAGCAGGAAAAAGCUCAAAGACACGCGGCACUCUCACAGGAGAAAAUGGAACUCACGGCUGACCUCCACAAAGAUCUGGAGGUGUCUCCAACAGGGACUCGGUUCCAAUCUGCUACAGAGCCCAAGCUUGCAAACAUCCUGGCUGUCUCCUCCCAGUCUGUGCAGUUGCCAAAAGAGACACUUUUGUCAACAGAAUUGAAACAGCAACGAGCAUUGGUUCAGAAAGAGGACUAUAUUGUACAUUCUGUGAAUGUUACAGACAUCCAGGCUCUGGAGGAGGGUCAUACCACUUGUCUUAAAACUGAAGAGCAAUUCCAGGCUGAAAUUAUGACUGAGCCCAAGGUUCCCAAAAAGCCUGUUUUUAUAGAAGAGAAGGCGGCUGCAACUGAGAGUUGCAUUGUCUUAGAAGCUACUGAGCAGGACUUUGCAAUCCCUAUCCAGGAAGGCCAAUCAGUGCGACAGUCUGUGUUGCUUCAGGAAAAACAUAUUCUUACUGGGGAGCGGUCGAGUGAGAUGCAAACAUGUCAAGGCUUAACUUUGAGUGUCUGCAGCCCACCUGAAAGGGUUCAAUUCGUCCCUGAGUGUCUAGAACCCCCAACUUUAAUGAAAGAACUUAACUUUGUCAUUCAGAUGCCCAAAGAGUCGCAUUUGAAUAUUCGCCAUCAGCUCAGAGAUGCUCUUCAGUCUUCUGUAGCCAGUCAGCAGCCAGUUUUGCUUGCUGAUGUCAUCAGCCAUUUGGAGGCCCUUAACAUUCAGGAGAUUCAUGUGCAAAAGGAGCCCAAAGGGGUUAUGCAUACAUACCUGAUUGCUUCCCCUGCUACUCUCAUUGAGCUCACGCUGGUUUUUCAGGGUGAAUUCCCUCAGAGAGCCGAGCUCAGAUCAGAACUCAAGCUUGCUCUUCAUGCUUUGGUCUUGCAGGAGCAGAUAAGUCUGGUGUCAGAGCGAGGGGGUUUCAUUCAGAUCAAUAAGCCUCAGAAAGUGCUGAUGUGCUCAGAACGGACUCAAGAGUGCUUCUCAUCAGUGGUGGACAUGGUGAUGGUGGAAGAGAGGGCUGCUGUGGUUCCUGCAGCUGUUUCUCAGUCUGCUGCCAUUGAGAUGGAAACUGUCUUUCAGAAAGCAAAUGUCCAGAGUCCGAGAAAAGUCCACGAGUCCAAACAUGAAACUCAAUCUGCUUCAGGGCCAGUCAGCCAGACUCCUCACUUGGAACAUGUUGACUUGUUUGUUCAUAAGGAGGCCAAGAAAGAAUGUCUUUCGGAGGCCAUCAUAAUCAGCAAGCCCUCAGGUAGUGUGGCAGGUUUUCCACUUAUCAUUGCUUCUUUGGAUGAGGUUUUUGCUGAGGAAAAGGACAAGGUGGUCCUGGCUUCCACUAUCAAGCACGCCACUAUUGUUAAUUGGUUUAUCAAUGGCCACUUGGUCAAGUCUGGCACAGAGUUCCUGUGUUCGAGAGAUCAGGACACAUACACACUGACUAUCAAGAGAGUUGUGAAGGAGAAGCAUCAAGGCGAGUAUGUCUGUGAGGCAGCGAAUGAAGCUGGGAAGACCACAACACAGACAAGACUCAAAGUUGUCUCAAGAGCUCUCCAAACAGCCAUGCCUGUGUUCAAGCACUGCAUGGUCCCUGUGGAGAUCAAUGCUGGCAACACUGCCAGGUUCGAGUGUGAAACCGGGGAUGCCAGCGAAGUCACUUUCAAGUGGUUCAAAGACGGAGGGCCCAUCAAAGAGGGAGACCGCUUCAGGAUUAUAAAUCGCGUCACUACUUCCUAUCUCGAGCUCUUGAGCGCCACCAAGGACGACGCUGGCGAGUACAGCUGCAAGGCGUCCAACAGGCACGGAAGUGACGAAUGCUCCACCACACUCAGCGUGACAGACAAACAGUUCCCUCCCACCUUUGUCACUAAACCCCACCCUCAGAGCGUUUGUGUUGGGAAGAGCACGAUGGUUGAGUGUAUAGUGUCAGGCUCUGCCCCUCUGAAUGUUGUGUGGUUCAAAGACCAGCAGAUCAUACCCAUCAUGCCUGCACACUACAAAACCUUCCACGACAGGAAUAAGAUCGGUCUUGACAUCGCUGCAGUUACGCCAGCUGAUCAGGGCCUUUACCUGUGCCAGGUGUCCAAUAAGGUCGGCACGGCUGAGUGCAGCCUGGAGCUGCAUGUAAUUGAUAAGCCCAAGUUUGUGAAGCUACUAAGCCAAGUGGCGGUCGUGGUUGCUGCCCCUCUGCACCUAGAGUGUCAGGUGGAUGAAGAUACAGGAGUAAGUGUGAGCUGGACCAGAGAUGGUAGAAGGGUACACCAGUCUCCUGACUGCAAACUGUCCUUUGAGAAUAGGACAGUUGCUCUUGACAUCCUAAAGACCACACUGAAAGAUUGUGGCUCUUAUGCAUGCAAUGUGGCAAAUGAAGCUGGUAGUGUGACCUGUGCCACCUCUGUCAAGGUUCAAGAGCCACCAGUCUUUGUAAAGAGGCUGGAAGCAGCCACGCUUUGGAGAAAAGGUGUGACGGCACGGCUGCAGUGCACCGUAAAAGGAUCCACUGAGCUUCACACCACAUGGUUCUUUAAUAACAGUGAGCUACUUGCUAGCAGCAGACACAAAAUGAGCCUGAAGGACAACGUGGCCACUCUUGUGAUUGGUAAUGUCACAUCAAGUGACAGUGGAAACUACACCUGUGAGCUUCUCAAUGAGUGUGGGUUUGAAAGCUGCAACUCCAAAGUCACGGUCAAAGAGCCGCCAUCUUUCAGAAGAGCGUUGCCGUCUGUACAGGUGGUAAGAGGUGCCAUUGCCGUACUGGACUGUGACAUUGACGGUUCUGCACCAUUUGAGGUGUCCUGGAAAAAGAAUAAGAAACACUUGAGCACAGAUAGGAAAUACAGAAUCAUGUCACAGGGCUCCUCGAGUUUUCUGGAGAUUAUCUCAUUUGAGAGCGCCGAAGCCGGAGAAUAUGAAUGUGUUGUGUCCAACGAGGUCGGCUCCGUAACUUCAAAGGCUGUAGCCACAUUAAAAGAGUCUCCGAUGUUCUCAAAGAGGAUUGAGAGUUCUGCAGCAGUGCUGGGCAACAGUGUUAAAAUGCAGGGAACAAUAAAAGGCUCCCCUCCCAUCACAGUCAAAUGGAUGAAAGAUUCUGAGUUGCUCAGAGAUGAAGAUCCAAAUGUGAAAACUUUAUUUGAGAACAACAUUGCCAGUCUUUUGUUCUCCCCUGUUCAAAUAAAGCACGGUGGCAAGUAUACUUGCCUGGUGGAGAACGAGGCGGGCCAGCAAACAUGUGAAGCCGUCCUAACCGUUCAAGAACCUGCAAGAAUCUCAGAGAAAACAGAGUUCAUCAGUGUGAUGUCAGGUGACUCGGCCACAAUGGAGUGCACCAUCUCUGGAAGCCCAGACUUGAAAGUCAAGUGGUUCAGGGACAGCAAGGAAAUGAUCAGUGGAUGCAAAUAUAAUAUGAGUGUAAAGGACAAUACUGCCAUCCUAAAGAUUCUGGCCACAGAAAAGAGUGACACCUCUCAGUACAAGAUGGAGGUGUCCAAUAAAGUUGGGAAAGACCAGUGCACAUGCUCAAUUUCCGUUAUCGACCGGCCAGUUGCCCCAUCCUUCACCAAAUCUCUAAAGAAAAUCAACGCAAACAUUGGCACAAGCCUCACUCUGGAGUGCAAAGUAGCUGGAUCGCAGCCAAUGGUGGUCUCUUGGUACAAAGACAACAAAGAACUCCACAAUGGUGAUAAUUAUAAGAUCGAGUGGAGUGACAACAAAGCCUCUGUGCUGAUCAACAAUGUGCGGAACAGCCAUGCCGGCAUUUACACUUGUCGGGCAUCAAAUGGCGCCGGCGAGAGAGAGACCAGCGGUACUUUGGCCAUUAAAGAGCCUCCAGUCUUCACAGAAGAACCGGAAGCUCGCGACUCGUUACCAGGAUCCAACGUUGUCUUCAAAGCAGCCUUCACAGGGUCAACUCCUCUGUUUGUUAAAUGGUUCAGAGAGGAGAAAGAGAUGUUUUCUGGGGGGAGAUAUUUUAUUAAGAGAGAACAUCUUUUGAGCUCUUUGGAGCUUCACUCAGUCAAACUCAUCGACUCUGCUAGGUACACGUGCCAAGUAUGCAACGAGGCCGGGAAGGUGGAUUGCACUGCAGUUCUCUUUGUCAAAGAUCCGCCAACAUUUGUAAUUAAGUUGGUGCCUUCGCAGCUGCUGAAAAACGGGCAACCUUUCAAGUUGUCUUGCAAAGUGCACGGCACGCCUGUUGUCAUAGUUUCAUGGUUUAAGGAUGGCAAGGACAUAAGUUCCAAUGACAGAUGCAAGAUGUCCUUUGAUGGUUCCAUAGCAACUUUGGAGAUUGACAAAUGUUCCUUAGAUGACAGUGGCGAAUACAUCUGCAUGGCAUCCAGUGAGGCCGGCAAAGAUGAGUGCAGCAGCUCAGUUAACAUAAAAGAUCCUCCCUCGAUUGUGACACCUUUGGAAUCGCUCGAAAUUGUUAAAGGAUCCAACAUAGUCAUGGAAGGAACCAUUUCAGGCUCUGCACCAUUUGAAAUAUGUUUCUUCCACAAUGAUAAGCCCAUAAGAAACAAUAAAAGACACAAGAUCUAUGUUGAGAAUGAGACAAUUUCCCUCCAAAUCUCAAAGUGUGAGGGUGGAGAUUCUGGCUUGUACCAGUGCACUGUGGCUAACGAUGUUGGCGAGACAUCCUGCUCCUGCCACAUUUCCCUGACUGAACCACCAUCUUUUGUUCACAAAGUUGAGGAUAUGUCAUGCUCAGCGCACUCAGAUGUUUUGAUGAGGUGCAGUGUGUCUGGAUCACUUCCCAUGACAGUGUCCUGGUUCAAGGACAAUCAGGAGCUCACAGAAAACCAGCAUGUCAGCAUGUACUUUGAAGACAAAUGCGCAGUGCUGACUCUGAAAAAUGUUGAUUUUCGUCACGGUGGAAAGUACAUCUGUCAGGUUCAGAAUGCAGCCAGUAGUAAAAGAUGCACUGCCAUCCUCAUAGUGUCAGAGCCACCAAGUAUUGUAGAACAUUCAAAGUCCAUUUGUGUGACACAAGGUGACACAGCCACGCUUGAAUGCCGAUUCUCAGGCACCGAGCCGCUCAAGGCUAGAUGGUUGAAGGCUGGAAAGAAGCUGAGCUCAGGUCCGAGAUACAAAGUACUGAGCACAGACUUCAGAUCUAUACUUAGGAUCUUGAAAACAGAGCAAAGCGACAGCGGUGACUACAUGUGUCAAGUAGAAAACAACACUGGCACAACAUUUUGUGAAGCCACAAUCACAGUCUUAGAUGAAAUUAUUAAGCCAACUUUCACAAGAAAACUGAAGGAGACAGAAGGCAUCACAGGUUCAUCCGCUCAUCUGGAAACGUUGGUAUUAGGCUCGUUGCCGAUGACCAUCCAGUGGUUCAAAGACAACAACAACAUCCAGACAGAUGAUAAAUGCAAGUGCUCCUUCUCUGAAAACGUUGCAUUGCUGGAAAUCAAUCUUCUGGAGAGCCAGGACAGCGGCAGCUACGGCUGCGUGGCCACCAAUGCAGCAGGAUCCACCAAGUGUUCUGCCAUCUUGGUUGUUCAAGAACCACCAAGUAUUAUUGAAAGGCCACAAUCUAUGAAUGUUUUGCCUGGGUCAAAGGUAAAGUUUCACGUCCGUGUGUCUGGCACACCACCCAUGAACACCAAAUGGUUUAAAAACACGACGGAGAUCCACCCCAGCGCUGACCAGUCUAUAAUCAGACACAAUGGCUCUACGUCUUUGGAGUUCGUGUCUGUGACACCCUCUGAUUCCGGACUUUAUAUCUGCAAAAUACACAACAACAUUGGUGCCACCUCCUGCCAGGCCACACUUUUUGUUCCAGAACCCCCAGUUCUUGCAGAGCCCGUUCACUUUGUGAAAAAGUUGAGGGACCUACACUUGGAGAAGAGCAAGCCUCUGAGUCUGGAAGUCACAUUUGCUGGAACGCCCAGAGUGAAUGUGAUCUGGAAGAAGGAUGGCAACCUCAUCUGGGCCUCCUACCAGUACAACAUCAUCACCACAUCCACCUCCUGCAUUCUUGAGGUUCUUAACUCUGACAAGCUAGAAGCAGCAGGACGAUACUCUUGCGAAAUCGACAACGGAGUCGGAAGUGAAAAAUGCGAUGCACAUGUGUCCAUUCUAGAGCGACCAUAUUUUGUCGAAAAGAUGGAGCCGGUUGAGGUAAUGCUGGGUGAUUCACUCACCCUCCAGUGCCGAAUUGGAGGAACUCCUGAAAUCUCUGCAGCUUGGUUUAAAGCUGACGGGAAACUGCGCCAGUCCACCAAUUGUCUGAUGGACUUCACCAAAGGUCUUGCCACAUUAAAACUGCUGCAAAUAACCAAAUUUGACCACGACAAGUUCAUCUGCAAGGCUGGGAACAUUGUGGGCUCAGCCUCCAGCAGCUGUAAUGUGACCGUGACAGAACGUGCACUUCCUCCGGGCUUCAUCAAGUGUCCGCCAGAGUCCAUGACGGAUUCGGUGGGUAAGACAGUCACCAUGGAGACUCGGCUUUCUGGCUCCCAGCCUCUGAAAGUCAUCUGGCACAAGGACAACAAAGAAAUCUGCCCCUCGGACAAAUACGAUGUCACCUUUGAGAACAACACAGCUGUUCUGUUUGUCCGAGACUCGGUCACGUCUGACUGCGGCGUGUACACCUGCAAGGCCUCCAACGAGGCAGGAAAAGCUUCCUGUCAGGUUUCUCUCACCAUUUCAGAAAGCGCAAAGCCUCCUAAAUUUGACGUCCCACUGCAGCCAGUGACACUGAGUGAAGGCGAUAAUCUGAUCCUCAAAUGUCAUGUUAGUGGCGCUCCUCCACUCACCAUCAACUGGAUGAAGGACAGGAGGGAGCUCAGGUCCAGCACAAGCACAAAGAUCACUUUUGUCAACAGUACACCCUGUCUGGAAAUCAGCCAGGUGACCAAAACCGCAGCAGGGGAUUAUCUUUGCAAGGCCAGCCACGCCACCGGGACGGACUUCUGCAAGGCUAAGGUCACCAUCAAAGAUAAAGAAUCUAAGGCCACUCCAGCCAUCUCUGCUAUUGUCCCCACCACCGCUGUCCCAGAACCUGUGAAACGUCGAGACAAUCUUUUCUUCAUCGAGGAACCAAAGAGUGUUUGUGUCACAGAGAAGGGCUUGGCCACCUUUAUCGCCAAGAUCGGAGGCGAACCCAUCCCCAGCGUGAAGUGGAUGAAGGGCAAGUGGAGGCAGCUCACGCCCGGCGGUCGCAUCUUCAUGGAGCACAAGGGCCAGGACGUCAAACUAGAGAUCAAGGAGGUGACCAAGUCAGACUCCGGCCAAUACCGCUGCGUGGCCUUGAACAAGCACGGCGAGAUUGAGUGCAGUGCCGAGAUGACAGUGACCAAAAAAAAGCAAGUGACGCAGGACAUCAGGAUCCAGCUGAAGAAGACCCCCUCUAAGCAGAAGAGUCCCAAAAAAGAAGAAGAGAUGAAUUUAGUAGAGUUGCUCCGAGGUCAAGAGCCCAAAGACUAUGAGAAGAUUCUGAGAGAUCACCAAAUCUACGACUACCGAGCCAUCCUCCAGGCGGUGGAGCUCCUGAAGCGGGAGAAUGAGAUGGAGGCUAGAAAAGUGGAAGCGGAACAUGGCAGCCCGGUUGAAGAAGAAGAUAUGGCCCGCCUCAUCCAGCAGCUGGAGGGACGCAUGGACACGGAGCCUGUAACUGUCAUGGAGGACAUCAGUGACCAGACCACGUCUGAAAACAAGAGCGCUACCUUUGACUGCCGGAUCAGGAUCAACUACCCGGAGAUCACGCUGACCUGGUACAAAGGAACCCAGAAAUUAGAGGACGGCAAAAAAUACAGCAUCAGCAGCGACGGUGAAUGCCACAGCCUGAAGAUCCACAACUGCCAGGCCAAAGACCAAGGCGACUACCGGGUGGUCUGUGGUCCUCACAUCUCCAACGCCAAACUCAGCAUCUCUGUUCCCAAAGUUCACAGAACACCAGAGGAGACUCCCUCUGCACCUGUAACUCGGCCACCCACUCGACUUAAAGAACCUGAUGCCAAGAACCUGGAGAUGAUGGCUGCUGCAUUGCUUCGACAAGAGGAACAGGUGGUCCCUGAACAGGUCGUCCCUGAAGAAUUUAAACGAUACAGAAAAGAAGAACCACAACCUGACCCAGAACCACAACCUGAAGCGGAACCAAAAACAGAAGUUGAACCAGAACCUGAACCAGAAAUUGAACUAGAACCUGAACCAGAAAUAGAAUUACAACCUAAGCCAGAACCUGAAGUGGUGGUGAUCACAAAGGUCACUGCAGAUCACUUUGUAUCCCAGCCAACAUCUGACUCUCGAGAGGCCCCAAAAGAGACCUUGGCUGAGUACAAAGUAAGACCACUGGAAAAGAAAGCUCAAGCUGAAGCAUCCAAGCUUGAGCCUUUCAAGAAAAUAAGGGAAGAGUCUAAAGUGCAAGUUAUCCCAGAAACAAGACAAUCUGAAGCCAUCACCGAGGAGUCCCCCAAAACACUGUUGUUUCCCCACAAUGAGCCACAAGAACUCAACAAUCUUCCAGAAAAAACAAAAACGAAAACGAUACGUGGGGAAGCCAAAAAGAUUCCAGACCAAUCCAGGAUGAUGCCUAAAAUCCCAAAGACUCUUCCAGAAAAAACAAAAACGAUUCUCGAAGAAGCCAAAAAGAUUGCAGAUCAACCCAGUAUGGUCACUGAAAUCCCAAAGAUUUCAGAAGCUAGCACAACAAAACAAAUGUCUCCUCAAGAACAAAUUAAAGCAGAGAAAAGGCCAGAGUUUGAGGAACGAGACCUUGCUCGUCUAGCUCAUCUGCAAGCAAAAGAUUCAAAAAGACAUCAGCAACAAGCUCGUCCUGAGGCUGAGCACAGAGCUGAGGAAGUGUCUUCAUUCAAGGAGACUCAAGUAGAAACGAUCUCUGCACUGGAUCACCAAGUCAGAACCUUUGACAAUCAGACGAAGGAAAAGGGGGAUGUUCCUGCCUGGUACCGGACUGAGCCCCUUGAGGAACUACAGUCCACAGAAAAAGCAGACAAACCUUUUGAGCACAAAGACACCUUCCGUCAUGUACAAGAUACAGACGGGACACCUCCACCAAAGACACGUGCAUCCUACAAAGAUCAGUUGCAAGUAAAUCAACUCAAGGAGGCUGAUGUUAAAACAGAAGCAUCAUUACACAAAGAAAUAACAGAACCGUGUCAGCAAGCUGAUUCUUUUGAAGCAAGAGGCUUUCCUCCCUCCAAAGAACUAAUGAAGUUACAGAGUCCUCUUCAAGAGACACAAACAGCAGCGACACAGAAGAUAAAGCGUAAAGUUACCUCAAAAACCAAAGAGAAGGAAGCCGAAGCCAAGGUCGUCAGCUUGAAGCAAGUUCCAGUAAAACCUGUGGUGCCUGAGAAACAAGUAGAAACUCAUCAGGCAGAAGUGAGCAGGCAUCUUGACCAAGAAGUCAAUGUUCAUUGUCUGCAUGACAGUGAGGGUCAGGAGCCAAUAACAAUUAGAGGGAGUAAACAUGUCUUCACUGCAGCAGAAGAAACAAGUCAACUUGAAGAGGUUGCAGUUGUUCACAAAAUGGAGAAGGAAAAAUGGAAAGAGACAAAAGUGCCAAGUGCAGAAAAAAAGAAAGCAACAAAUGUACCAGAGGAGCAGAUAGAAGCUGAUCCUGUUGAAGAGCAAGGCCUUCCUCCCUCCAAAGAACUGAUGAAAUAUCAGUCCGCUGUGUGUCUUGAAGACCUUGGACAUGUUGAGAAAUUAACUCCUCCAACAGGCAGAGCUCCUCUUCACAGAGAAAUGGUCCAGUAUUCAGCAGAAGUCACUCCCUCUCAAAAUUCUCGAGUGCAUGAAGCUCUGAAGGAUCAGGCUGUGUCCGUAAGCAAUGUUCCUUCAGAAGAAGCAUUACCCCUUCAACAAGACACUUCCUCCAAAGAACUACCACAGAAAGUUCUUCCCUCUGAGAUUCCUCUUUCUUCUACACCAAAACCAUCUGCCAACUGUGUUGAAAUGCAUUGUCCUGACCAAGUGAGAAGUGAGCCUUCAUCAGGAGGAGAAGCUCACAGGAAGCGUACACAAAUGAAGGAAGAACAGAUGCUUCGUGAAGCAUCUCCUCCGGAAGAGAAACCAUCUGUGGCCACAUCUUCACCUUAUGCCAAGAAGGUCUCACCACCUUCAGUGUCUCCUCCAGAGAAGAAAACACGGAACAUCUCAACUCCCUCAACUCUAGCGGACAAAGUGACUCCUCUUGCAGUAUCUCCUCCAGAUGAGAAGAAAGUGUCUGCUACUACACCAAAGCCGCGAGCUGAAGUCAUUCCUUCUCCAGAGGAGAAACCUUCUCCACCAGCCAAACCAAAGGCAAAAGCAUCUCCUGUCCUGAAGCACGUCUGUCCACCUGGAGACAAGGAACCAGUUAAGGCUCCUGGACCAACUAAAGCACCAGCUGUAAAGAAACUUAAGAGUCCGCUUCAAGAGAUAAAAACAGCAGUGACACAGAAGAUGAAGUAUAAAGUUACCUCAACAACCAAAGAGAAGGAGGCCAAAGCCAAGGUUGUCAGCUUAAAGCAAGUUGCAGUAAAACCAGCGGUUCCUGAAAAAAAAGUUGAAACGCAUCAGUCACAAGUGAGCAGGCAUCUUGACCAAGAACUCAACGUACGCGGUCUUCACGACAGAGAGGAUUGUGAGUUAAUAACAAUCAGAAGAAGUGAAUGUGUCUUUACUGCAGGAGAAGAAACAAGUCCAAUUGAACUUUGUCAAGAACAUGUAGAGUUUGCAGUUUUUCAUAAAACCGAGAAAGAAAAACAGAAAGAGAAAAAUGUGUUAAGCACGGAUAAGAAGAACAUAACUAAAAUGCCAGACGAGCAAAUAGAAUCUGAUCCUGUUGAAGCGACAGGCCCUCCUCCCACGAAAGAACUGAUGAAUUCCCAGAGUCUUCUUCAAGAGACAAAAACAGCAGCGACACAGAAGAUAAAGCGUAAAGUUACCUCAGAAACCAAAGAGAAGGAAGCCAAAGCCAGGGUCGUCAGCUUGCAACAAGUGCCAAUAAAACCUGUACAGCCUGAGAAACAAGUAGAAACUCAUCAGGCAGAAGUGAGCAGCCAUCUUGACCAAGGGCUCAAUGUUCACAGUCUUCACGACAGAAAGGAUCAGAAUUUACUAACAAUCAGAAGGAGUGGACGUAUUUUUACUGCAGGAGAAGAGACAAGUCAACUUAAGCUUUGCAAAGAACAUGAAGAGGUUGCAGUUGCCCAUAAAAUGGAGAAAGAAAAAGGUAAAGAGACAAAAGUGCCCACCAUGGAUAAGAAGAAAGUAACUAAAGUGCCAGACGAGCAGAUAGAAUCUAAAAAAAAUACAAAAGAAGAAACUCAAAAUAUCAAACAAGUAGUUGGUCCCAGCAAGCCAAAAGACGAGCCCACUCACAAAGAUGAAGAUGACACCAAAGUUACUAAAACUGAUGAUGGUGAGCGCAGAGAGUCAACAGUCAGGACAAGUGAACAGGUUUUCAUUUUGUUUCAAGAAACUUCAGAAACCACAAUGACAGCUGGAAAAGUACUGGAUGGACAGGCCAAAGUGGAGGGGCCUGAGCCUGAUGUGUCCACAAACACAAAAGAGAAAGAGGAGCUAGGGACAGGAACGGUGAAACAUUUUAAAGAGGAGGAAGCUGAACAGCCAAAAGAAAAGACUUCAAGAAGACACAGUCUUGUCAAGACCGAUCAACUCAUCACCCAUAAAAAAGCCACAAAGGUUGAAGGGACAACUACCACACGUCCACAUUCUGCUUCAUCAGAUGAAAACAAGGUGCAGCUCAAACUGAAGCCUGGACUCAAAAUUGAAGAAAAAGUGUCGGAAGAAGAGAAAAAGCAUCUGGACGCAAAAAUCCUGAGUCACAUUCCUGGAGACAAAACCUUCAAAAAUCUAAAGCAAAACCAACAAAAACGUACAACAACCUACCGACAGAACCAGGAUCCAGAUGGUGUAGCCAAGAAAUUCAGUCCUCAAGUAAAGAAAGAUGAACACAAAAUCCCACACAGACAAACAGAUACAUUCAACAUUAGUGCCAAACCCAAGAGUUCUCCAUCACCUGGACCUAGGACAGAAAAGGUUGAAGGUGUGCAGGCCUUCAAGCCGAAGGAGCCGCUGAAAAAGGUUGAACGAAAGGAAAACUUGUCACCUACGGCCGAUAAGUUUGUAGUUCCAGAAGUUCUGAAGGAACCUUGCCCGGAGGAGGCCUCUCGAAAGGACAAACUUGACAAUGUGAGGUGUCCCCUUGUGAAGGAGAUUUCUCCAAGUGCUGUGCAGGUGAAGAAAGUUCCCACCCAGCUAGAGGAGGAGGUGUUUGAGGAUGAGGCAGAAGAAGGUGAGGACGUGGCUGAUGAGGAGAUCUGGACCUGGGAGCUGGUCCCCUCAGAGGACUGGCAAAAUGAAGGGAUGGAUGGGGCACGGGAAACUCCAGCCCCUCCUGAUAGCAAACAAGAUGGCAAACCAGCGGAGGAACCUCCCAAAGGAAGGGGACGAGGAUUUGGGGUGAGACUAACGCCCUCUCCUGGUGAUGGAGGUCGGGGUCGGGGCUUGAGGCCCGGAGGAAAAGGCCCCUCGCCUCCAGAGGAACCUUUUGGAGGAUUCAAACUCAAAGCUGUCCCGCUGAAGUUCAUCAAGAAGCUGGAGGAUAUCGUGCUACAGGAGGCCGAGUCCAUUGGCUCUUCAGCUGUGUUCGAGUGCCAGGUGUCGCCGUCCACCGCCAUCACAUCGUGGAUGAAGGAUGGGGGAAACCUGCGUGAGGGCCCCAAGUACAAGUUAACCUCAGACGGCAAAGAUCGCAAGAUGAUGGUCAAAGACGUUCAGUUGUCAGACACCGGCGAGUACACCUGUGUCGCCAGGAAUGCGGGCAAAGAAAUCACCUGCACUGCUAAACUCAUUGUUGAAGAGCUGCCCGUGAGGUGGAUCAAAGAGUUGGAACCGGAGACGUCGUGUAAUAAGGGUCAGCCCAUGUACCUGACCUGUGAGCUCAACAAGGAGAGGGAUGUCAUUUGGAAGCGGGACGGUGUCAAACUGAAGAAAAAGGCCGGAAAGUUGGCCAUCAAUAUCAUCGGCUUGCAGCACGCUCUCACCAUCCAGAACGCCGCCGAAGAAGACAGCGGCGUCUACUCGUGCGAGGUGGACGCACCGGACGGCAUCAAGACCAGCACCAACGUCAAAGUGACCGAGAUGAUCAAAGACUGGUUGAUGAAGCCUCUGAGGGACCAGCAUGUGAAACCCAGAUCCAGUGCUACCUUCAGAUGUCAGCUCUUCAAGGACACGCCCAACUGGAAGUGGCUCAAAGGAGAAACCGAGCUCAUGCCUUCCGACAAGGUCGAGAUCAACAAAGAUGGGGUCAGCAUGGUGCUCACCAUCAACAACUGCCAGCCUGAAGACGUGUCGGAAUAUACCUUUGCCGUGGAGGACCGUAAAUACGUGGCCAAACUGACUCUGGGAGAGCGUGAGGCCGAAAUCUUGAAGCCGCUGGCCAGCGUGGAGGUGGUGGAAAAGGAAGAAGCCAACUUUGACACAGAAAUCUCAGAGGAUGAUGUUGUCGGGGAGUGGAAACUUCAGGGACAGGUGCUGAGCAGAUCUCCGACAUGUGACAUUAAAGCUGAUGGGAAUAAACGUUUCCUGAGUUUAAAGAACGUCCAGCUGGACCAGGCGGGUGAAGUGUCCUACCAAGCUUUAAAUGCCAUAACCAGCGCCAUGCUGACCGUCAAAGAAAUCGAAAUGGGCUUUGUGGAGCCUUUGAAGGAUAUUUCGGUGCCUGAAAAGAAACAAGCUAAGUUUGAAUGCAUUGUCACCAAGGAGGUGUCCAAGGUGAUGUGGUUCAGGGGGUCGGAAAUUGUGACCUCGAGCCCCAAAUAUGAGAUAAUUGACGACGGAAACAAACACAUGCUGAUCAUAAACAGCUGUGAGUUUGACGAUGAGUCUGAGUACACCAUCGGGGUUUUGGCUCAGAAAUCCACGGCUCGGCUCUCUGUAGAAGGCAUGAGGCUUAAGUUUGUCAGGCCACUGGAGGACCAGACGGUCAAAGAAGGUAAAACAGCUCGCUUUGAGCUCGAGCUGACUCAUGACGACGUACCGGUGGUCUGGUACAGAAACGAAGUCAAGCUCCACGUGAGCCGAACGGUGAUCGCACAUGUGGAAGGAAAGAAACACGCUCUAGAGAUGAGGCUGUUGACGCUCGACGAUACCUGCCAGAUUAAGGCAGAGGCUAAAGGAAUAAGCUCGCUGGCAAAACUGACAGUCAUUGAGGGCGAUGCUGUGUUUGUGGUCAAACUCCAAGACUACACAGCCACCGAGAAAGACCAAGCCUCUCUGGACUGUGAGCUCAACAAGGACGUCCCAGUUGUUUGGUAUCACGAAGAAAAGGAGAUAAUCGCCUCCAAGAAGGUGCUGAUGAAGUCCGAGGCUACUCGGAGGUCUUUGAUCUUGAGGAAGGUGGAGCAGAGCAGUAAAGGAAAGUACACCUGUGACUGUGUAACCGACAAGACGGUAGCCAACCUCACCAUCGAAGCUCGCGACAUCAAGCUGGUUCGGCCCAUUUAUGGCGUGGAGCUUUUUAACGGAGAAACGGCUCGUUUUGAGGUGGAAAUUUCUGAGGACGACGUCCACAGCCUGUGGACACUGAACGGAGAAGUCCUGACCGCUUCCUCUGAUGUGGACAUCAUCGAAGAGGGAGGCAAGCACACACUGAUCCUGUACAACUGUAAAGUUUCCAUGAGUGGCGAGGUGGUCUACGCCGCCACCAAUGCCCAAUGUGCUGCCAACCUGAAGGUCAAAGAACUUCCUCUCAGCUUCCUGACACCGCUGAGUGACGUGCAGGUGUAUGAGAAGGAUGCCGCCAGAUUCGAGCUGGAAGUUUCCAGAGCCCCCAAGUCUUUCCGCUGGCUGAAGGGUUCGCAGGAGCUGCAGAGCGACGACAAGUGCGAGAUGAUCCAGGACGGGAACACGUACGUCUUGCUGAUCCGCUCGGCCACCUACGAAGACGAGGCCAAGUACGUGUUUGAGGCCGAAGACAAGAGGACCACCGGCAAGAUGGUCAUUCAAGGAAUCCGCCUGGAGUUCAUCAAAGCCAUCAAGGACGUGACGGUGAAGGAGCGUGAAACGGCAGAGUUCAGCGUGGAACUCUCCCACCAAAACAUCCCGGUGGUUUGGUACAAGAACGACGUGCGGCUUCACCCCAGCAAAGUGGUCCACAUGACGGACCACGGGGCGUUCCACACGUUGGGCUUCAAGGAGGUCGCCAUUGACGACACGUCCAUGAUCAAGGUGGAGGCCGCGGACAAGAGUGUCAGCGCUAUGCUUACCGUGAUCGAGGGCGACCUGUACUUCACCACCAAGUUGCAAAACUACACGGCGGUAGAGAAGGAUGAAGUGAAGCUGGUGUGCGAACUGAGCAAGCCGGUGGCGGAAGUCAAAUGGUUCAAGGAUGGGAAGGAGCUCACACCCUCCAAGAACAUCAGCAUCAACGCGGAUGGCAAAACGCGAAUCCUGAUGUUCCGCAAGGUCGAGAAGAGCAACAUCGGAGAAUACGCGUGUGACUGCGGCUCCGACAAAACUAGCGCCAAUCUCAAAGUUGAAGAGCGUGACAUCAAGGUGUUGCGUCCACUGUACAGUGUGGAGGUCACUGAGAAUGAGAUGGCCAAGUUUGAGGCGGAGAUUUCCGAGGAGGACGUCCACGGAAACUGGAAGUUGAAGGGAGAAGCUUUGCACCAGUCGGCCGAUGUGGAGAUCAAGGAGGAGGGACCCAAACAUCUUCUCAUCCUCUACAAUGUACGCAUGGACAUGGCGGGAGGGGUGGACUUCUCGGCAGCCAAUGCCAAAUCAAACGCUCAGCUCCGAGUCAAAGCUCGAGCCAUCAGCCUGCUGCAGCCGCUGAAGGACGUGACGGUGACGGCCGGAGAGACGGCCACCUUCCAGUGCAAGCUGUCUUAUGAAGGCAUCAUCGUAGACUGGUUCCUGGCUGGGAACAAGAUGGAGGCCGGCGAGCGGGUGAAGACUCAAGCGGAUGGCCAAAUUUACACUCUGACAGUUCGGGACGUGAAGCUGUCGGAGGCAGGCCAUGUCAGAUUGACAGCCAAGGACUUCCAGACUCAGGCUCAGCUCAUUGUCAGAGAACCUGCGGUGGAGUUCACCAAGCCUUUGGAGGACCAGACAGUGGAGGAUGAGGCCACUGCUACACUAGAGUGCGAAGUCUCCAGAGAGAAUGCAGACGUCCAAUGGUUCAAGGAGGGACAAGAGAUCCGCAAGACCAAGAAAUACGACAUGAUCGCCGAUGGUCGAAAGAGGAUGCUGGUGAUCCACGACUGCAACCCGGAUGACAUCAAGACAUACACGUGUGACGCCAAGGACUUUAAGACUUCCUGCUUCCUUGACGUCACUCCGCCUCACGUGGAGUUCGUCAACCCUCUGCAAGAUGUUGAGGUCAGAGAGAAGGACUCAGCCAAGUUUGAAUGCGCAGUAUCCCGCGAGUCCGCCAAGGUUCGCUGGUUCAAGGAUGGUGGUGAGAUACGAAAAGGAAAGAAGUACGAGAUCAUGGCCAAAGGUGUUCAGAGGAUCCUGAUCAUCCACAAAUCUGUGAUGGAUGAUGAGGCAGAAUAUGAAUGUGACGCCAGGACAUCUAAGAGCGCUGGCAUGCUGACCGUCAUUGAGGAGGCUGCCAGGUUCACCAAGAACCUGUCCAACGUGGAGGGCACAGAGACAGACAGCAUUAAGAUGAUCUGUGAGGUGUCCAAGGCCGGGGCAGAGGUGACCUGGUACCAAGGAGACAGAGAGCUGCCGGAGGGCGGCCGCUACGAUCAGAUCGUGGAUGGACGUAAGAGGAUCCUGAUCAUCCAAGACUUGAAGAUGGAGGAUGCCGGCGAAUACAACUGCAGACUGAGCCCCAGUGUCAAGACAGCUGCUGUCCUAAAACUGAAUGAACUUGCAGCUGAGUUCAUCGCCAGACCGCAGAACCAGGAAGUUGUGGAAGGGGAGAAUGCCGAGUUCGCCUGCUCAGUCUCCAAAGAAACCUAUGAGGUGAAAUGGUUCCGAGGGGAGAAGGAGGUCGAAAGUGGGGACAAAUACAAAAUUGUCAGUGAAGGAAAGAGACGAGCUCUUGUUGUGAAAAACUGUGAGCUGAAGGAUGACGGAGGUUAUGUGGUCCUCAUCGGCAGCGUUCGAGCCUCCGCUGAUCUCUUUGUGAUUGAAAAACUGAGGAUCAUCACAGCCAUCAAAGACACUGAGGUUAAAGAGGGAAAUGAGAUUGUCUUCAACUGUGAGACGAACGUGGAGGGAGCGAAGGCCAAGUGGUUGAAGAACCAGGAGACCAUAUUUGAGAGCAGCAAAUACAUGGUAACUCAGAGGGACAAUGUCUUCUCCCUGAGGAUUCGGGAAGCCUGCAACGCUGACGAGGCUGAAUACACCAUCGGCCUGACCAAUCACAGAGGAGAGCAGGCCAAGUGCUCAGCCCACGCAAAGGUCACAGAGGAGAAGGUUAAGUUCCUGGUGCCCAUCGAGGACAUUGAAUCUCAGGAAAAGAAGACCAUCAGUUUUGUGUGCAAGGUGAACCGACCCCAGGUGACCGUGAGGUGGCUAAAGGCUGGCCAGGAGGUGAUGCUCAACAAACACGUGGUCUACAGAAGCGAAGGCCUCAACCACACACUGACCAUCAAGGACUGCAUCAUGGAGGAUGAGGGCGAGUAUAGCGCUGAGGUCGGAGAAGACAAAUGUGCUGCUGAAUUGAUCAUAAGUGAGGCGCCAACAGACUUCACCGCACAGCUCAAAGACCAGAUAGUCACUGAGUUUGAGGAUGCCGAGUUCACCUGCAAGUUGUCCAAAGAGAAGGCCACCGUCAAGUGGUACAGAAAUGGCCGGGAGAUCCGAGAAGGGCCGAGAUAUCGCAUGGAGAGAGAAAGUAAGACAUGCAGACUAGUCGUCAAGGGCUGCAGACCGGAUGACGAAUGUGAAUACUCUUGUGGCGUGGAAGAGAGGAGGACCAGAGCAAGACUAUUUGUUGAAGAAACCCCAGUGGAGAUCAUCAGACCGCCUCACGACACUUUGGAGCCUCCUGCCUCGGACGUGGUGUUCGAGGUGGAGCUCAACAAGGACAGAGUAGAGGUGAAGUGGAUGAGAAACAACAUGAUAAUUGUCCAGGGAGACAAAUACCAGAUGAUCAGCGAGGGUAAAGUUCACAGACUGCAGGUGUGUGAGAUCAGACCUCGAGACCAGGGCGAGUACAGGAUUGUUGCCAAAGACAAAGAUGCUCGAGCUAAGCUGGAGCUGGCGACUCCUCCAAAGAUUAAAACCACAGACCAGAACCUGAUAACAGAUGCUGGCAAGCCCUUCAUCAUUACAGUCCCCUAUGACGCCUACCCUCGGGCGGACACAGAGUGGUUUUUCAACAGCGGGAGUCUACCUGUCCAGAACAUCGACACCUCAGUCGACAAGACAGUCUACCGCCUUAAAAUCCCCAGCAAAGAUGACCAGGGAAAGUACAAGGUGGUCAUCAAGAACAAGCAUGGAGAGGGAGAGGCCUUCAUUAACCUGGAAGUGAUUGAUGUGCCUGGACCUGUCAAGCACCUGAAGGUGACCGACACUGUUGACGGUGAGGUCAGUUUGGCUUGGGAGGAGCCUGAGAGUGACGGUGGGAGCAAAAUCAUAUCAUAUAUGGUGGAGAGGCGCGAUGUGAAGCGUAAAGCGUGGACAGUGGCAACAAACCGCGCUGAUGCGCCUGAGUAUUGUGUUAGUGGCCUCCAAAAGGACUCCUGUUACCUGUUCAGAGUCUGUGCCACAAAUCGUGUUGGGAGUGGGCCCCACGUUGUCACUGACAAUGCUGUUCAGGCCAAGAAUAAAUUUGAUGUCCCGGAUGCUCCGGAGAAUGUAGCUGUCGCUGUGGUGAAUAGAUUUGGUACCACUAUCAUUUGGGAGCCUCCUAAGUUUGAUGGUGGCUCAGAGAUCACUGGCUACGUGAUCGAGCUCCGUGACAGGACCUCGGUAAAGUGGGAUGCAUCCAUGUUCUGUGGAGCCAGCGAGCACUCGGCUAGUCUUAAUGACGUGGUAGAGAACAAGGAGUACAUCUUCAGAGUGCGAGCUGAGAACAAGGCCGGCAUCGGAAAACCCAGCGCUGCCACCAAACCUGUCAAGAUUAUGGAUCCCAUUGAGAGACCAAGCCCACCCCUCAACCUGAACUUCAAUGACCAAACCAAGGAAGAUGUCAUGCUCACCUGGGAGACACCUGCCAGCAAUGGUGGCAGCAUGAUCACCGGCUACAUCAUUGAGAAGUGCGAGGACAGCACAAACAAGUGGCUUCGCUGCAAUGCUAGACUGUGUCCGGACCUCUCCUACCAGGUGUCUGGACUGAAACAUGGUUCUAAGUACUUUUACAGAGUUUGCGCUGAGAAUGCUGCUGGUAUUUCUGAUCCGGCCGAGAAACUCGGCCCACUGCUCGCUGACGAUCCUCACGUUGGUCCAUCCUUCGACCUCAGUGCCUUCAGGGAUGGCUUGGAAGUCAUUGUCCCUCAGCCUCUCACCAUCAGAGUUCCCUUCACUGGAUACCCGACCCCUGUUCCCAAAUGGAACUUUGAAAAGAAGGAGCUGACGUCAGCAGACGAGCGUGUCUCUAUGGUUACAAAGCCCUCGUACACUAGCCUAACAGUAAUGCCAAGUGUCCGUCCAGACAAAGGAACCUACACUUUGCAGCUGGAAAAUGACAUGUCCUCUGUCUCUGGAGAGAUUGAUGUCAACGUUAUCGCAUGCCCCAGCGCUCCAAAAGAUUUCAAGGUGGCCGAGGUGACCAGACACCAUGCCCACCUGAUGUGGGAGGCUCCUGAGCACGAUGGAGGAAGUCCUGUUACACACUACCAGAUCGAGAAGAGAGAAGUGUCUCGUAAGACUUGGGCCAAGGUGGCCUCAGGAGUCCUGGACCUUGAGCAUACGGUGACGGAUGUGAUCGAAGGGAAGGAAUAUCUGUUCAGCGUUACUGCCUGCAAUAAAUGUGGACAAGGAGAGCCGGCUUACAUUGACGAGCCUGUCAAUGUCUCUUCUCCUGCCACUGUACCCAAUCCUCCCGAGAACCUGAAGUGGCGUGACAAGAGCGGCAAGGGCAUUUUCCUGUCCUGGGAGCCUCCAAAGUAUGAUGGUGGCUCCCAGAUCAAAGGUUAUGUGGUGGAUAAGUGUCAACGUGGAACUGACAAGUGGGAACCCUGCUCUGAUCCUGUUCAAGAGCUGAAGUUUCAGGUGACUGGUCUGAUUGAGGGACAGUGGUAUGCCUACAGAGUCCGAGCUGUCAACAAGUUAGGAGCUAGUCGACCCUGCAGGGCUACUGACGAGAUCCAGGCUGUCGAUGCUAAAGAACCUCCAGAGAUACAGCUGGAUGUGAAGCUGUUAGCUGGGCUCACUGCCAGAGCUGGCAGCAAAAUUGAACUCCCUGCCGAUGUCAAAGGAAAGCCAGAUCCCCGCGUCAAGUGGACCAAGGCUGACCUGGUCCUGCGUGCCAAUGACCGCGUUGUCAUCGACACACAGCCAGGGCACUCCAAGUUGUCCAUUGCCAACACAACCAGAGGCGACAGCGCUACCUACAUCAUUGAAGCCGUCAACACCUGCGGACGUGCGACUGCUACCGUUGAUGUCAAUAUUCUCGACAAACCUGGCCCGCCCGCUGCCUUUGACAUCUCUGAAAUCACCAACGAGUCUUGCCUCUUGGCCUGGAACCCUCCAAGGGAUGACGGUGGCUCACCUGUUACCAACUACAUUGUGGAGAGUCGCAAGAUUGACAAAGAGGAGUGGACAAAGCUGUCAGCUACAGUUAAAAACACCACCUUCAAGGCCUGCAAGGUCACUGCUCAUAUGGAGUACGUCUUCAGGAUCAGUGCUGAAAACCAGUAUGGUGUCGGAGAACCUGCUGAGCAUGCGCCAAUAAUUGCAAAGUAUUCAUUUGAUACUCCAGGCCCUCCAACCAGAGUCACUUGCUCUGACAUUGCCAAGGAUGCCGUGACUCUCAACUGGCUUGAAUCAGACGAGGACGGUGGCAGUCCCAUUACCGGUUAUUGGGUUGAGAAGUUUGAUCCCGACAGUGAUAAAUGGAAAAGAUGCAACAAACUGCCCAUCAAGGACACCACCUUCAGGGUGAAAGGACUACCUACGAAGAAGAAGUACCGGUUUAGGAUUCUGGCUGAAAAUCUGGCUGGAACUGGAAAACCAAGCACAGAAACGGACUUAGUUCUUAUCAAAGACCCCAUUGAUCCUCCAUGGGCUCCUGGAAAACCUGUGAUCCGUGACAUUGGCAAGACCUCUGCUCUGCUAGCGUGGACAAGGCCCGAGCAUGAUGGUAGAGCUAAGCUAGAAGGCUACAUCAUUGAGUUCCAGAAAGCCGGAAGUGAUGAGUGGAUCCGCAUUGCGGAGGACAUUCCCCAGACUGAACAUCAGCUGCAUGGCUUGAUGGAGAAGCAGGAGUACACCUUCCGGGUCAAAGCUGUCAACAAGGCUGGUGAGAGCGAACCCAGCGAGCCUGGUGACCCCGUGGUCUGCAAGGAAAGACUCUACCCCCCAUCUGCACCUCAGUGGCUGGAUGUGGCCAACAUCACCAAGAUCAACGCUGAUCUCAAAUGGCAGGCGCCCAGCAGUGACGGAGGCUCACCCAUCACCAACUAUGUGGUGGAGAAGAGGGAUGUGCGGCGGAAGGCUUGGCAGACUGUCGACACCACCGUCAAGGAGCUCAAAUACACAGUGGCACCGCUCAAUGAAGGCUCGCUGUAUGUGUUCCGUGUGGCUGCAGAAAAUGCAGUAGGCUUGGGCGAGUUCUGCGAGCUGGAGGAUGCUGUGCUUGCCAAAGACACAUUCACUACUCCUGGACCUCCUUAUGCGCUGACCAUAGUGGAGGUCACCAAGAGACAUGUGGAGUUGAAAUGGGAAGCUCCGAAGAGUCACGGUGGAAGACCCAUCACCAAGUAUGUGAUAGAGAAGAAGGACAAACUGGGAACUCGUUGGUUGAAGUGCUGCAAGACUCCAGACAAACAAACUCAGUUCAAGGUGACUGAUGUGGACGAGGGCUCAGAGGUGCAGUUCCAAGUGCGGGCGGAGAACGAGGCUGGAGUUGGAGAACCCAGCGAACCCACUGAGAUCCUUACCAUCGAGGAUCCAACCAGUGCACCAUCUCCUCCCUUGGAGGUGACCGUCCCGGAUAGCAGCAGGGAGCACAUCAAUGUCUCGUGGAAGCCGCCAGCCAAGGAUGGCGGUUCCCCAAUUACCGGCUACCACGUGGAGGUGGCCGAGGCUCGUCCAGAGCUGAAGUGGCUCAGGGUCAACAAUAGACCCAUCAAAGACCUUAAGUUUAAUAUUGAUGACGGGAUCAAACCAGAGAAGAAGUAUGUUAUCAGGGUUCGUGCUGUUAACGCCAUCGGCGUAAGCAAUCCCUCUGAGAUGUCUGACAAGGUCUUUACCAAGGAUCCAGACUGUGCCCCAGCCAUGGAUAUGGACACACAGGAUGUGGUGGUGAUCGAGGGAGAGAAGCUGCACCUGAAAGUUCCAUACAAGGGCAUUCCGACGCCACAGAUGGUGUGGCAGAAGGACACGGUGGAAUGCAAGAAAGACGAGCGGCUCUCCACGACAGUGGAGAUGAACAGUGCUCACCUGGAGCUGCUCAGAUGCACACAUUCUGAUGCCGGCGUCUAUGCCAUCACCCUCAAAAACAGCCUGGGGACCGCCAGUGGAAGCAUCAAUGUCAAAGUUAUCGGGCUCCCUGGUCAGUGUAAAGACAUCCGAUCCAGUGAUGCCACAAAGAACUCCUGCAAGAUCAGCUGGGAAGCACCCACGAAUGAUGGCGGCACACCGGUUGUUAGUUAUACGCUGGAGCGUCGCGAGGCCUCCAAGAAGACCUACAUGCCUGUCAUGUCAGGAGAGAAUGUUCUAGACUGCAUGGUCAAAGAUCUGUAUGUUAACUGUGAGUACUACUUCCGGGUCAAGGCUGUCAACAAGGUGGGCGCUGGAGUAUAUCUGGAGUUGCGAAACCCUGUCAUCACAGAGGAGCUCAAGCAGAAACCAGAUCCACCGAUCCUAGUGGAGGCCCAAGAGCCAACAUCCAAAUCCAUCACCAUCACUUGGAAAGCUCCCGAUUACGAUGGUGGCUGCCCCAUUGAAGGCUACAUCGUGGAGAAGAUUGAGAAGGAUGGCGACCGCUAUGAGAGGGUUACCCCAAGCUUGGUCCCUGGUCUCUCAUAUGUGGUGACAGGUCUAAAGGAGGAAAUGGAAUAUCAGUUCAGGGUCCGAGCCGAGAACGCCGCUGGAAUCAGUGAACCGUCUCGAAGCACGCAACCCAUCAGGGCUGUUGACCCCGUUGAAAAACCUACGGUCACCCUGCAUGCCUAUGUGCAGUCUGGUUUGUGCAUUAAGAAGGGUGAAGAGAUUCGCAUCGAUGCGAACAUCUCAGGCUCGCCUUACCCCAAAGUCACCUGGAUGAGGAACAAUGAAGAUGUCACCAAAGAGCCCACCAAGAAGGUAGUACCACUGGUUAAGAAGAAGAAGACCAAGGCUGAGCUUUUCGAACCCAAGGAAGAGUUUGUGACGCCACUGCGUGAGCGCCUCGGUUUGGACCAGACAAGGAAGGGUCACUCCGCACUGAUGAUCCGAGAGGCGAUCAGAGCAGACCACGGCUACUUCACCAUCCAGGUGGAGAACACUCACGGCAUUGCCACCGCCUCCUGUGUCGUCAACGUCCUUGACAAACCCGGUCCGCCUAUCAACUUUACCUUUGAUGACAUCAGGAACACCUCAGUGGUGUGCAACUGGGAGUCUCCUGAAGAUGAUGGCGGCAGUGAGAUUCUGAACUAUAUCCUGGAGAAAAAAGAUAACAAGAAAGAUGACAUUGGCUGGAUCACCAUUACCUCCACCUUGAAGGGUACCAGCUUCCCCGUCACCAAGCUGAUCGAAGGGAAGGAGUACAUCUUCAGAGUUACUGCCGAGAACAAAUUUGGAUGCGGACCGCCAUUCAUCUCUGAAGCACUGGUGGCCAAGAACCAGUUUGAUUCUCCUGAUGCACCCAACACCCCGAGAGUUCACGAAGUGACGGCAAGCUCUGCACACAUCUCUUGGCAUGAGCCAAAGGACAACGGCAGUCCCAUUCUGGGCUACUGGAUUGAGAGGAAGGAAGUGAACAGCAAACAUUGGACUCGUGUCAACCGCGUUCUCCUCAACUCUCUAGAGGUGAAAGCUUGCGGGCUGAUGGAAGGACUAACAUACAUCUUCAGGGUGUGUGCCGAGAACCUGGCGGGGCCCGGACCUUUCAGUGAGCCCACGGAUCGCAUUGUUGCUAUGGAUGCCAUCCUGCCUCCUGGUCCCCCAACACCAUGGAUCGUGGACACCGGGAAAGACUCGGUCAUCGUGGCGUGGAAGCCGCCUUUGUACAACGGAGGAGGGGACAUCCUGGGCUACCAUGUUGAGAAGGUGGUGGCCGGGGAGAAGAACUGGACUCGCAGCACAGAGUUUCGGUGCAAGGAGCUGACUUACAGCGUCACAGGUCUGACUGAAGGAACCGAUUACUACAUUAGAAUCAUUGCCGUCAAUGAUGCAGGUCCAGGAGCUCCCGGAGUCACAGAACCCGUUACUGUUAGGGAGCCUCAAGAACCUCCCGCUGUUGACUUUGACAUCUCUGUGAAGAACGGCGUGAUCAUCAUGGCCGGCGAGUCGCUGAAGCUUCCUGCCAUGGUGAUUGGCCGGCCACAGCCUGAGGUCAAGUGGGCCAAAGAUGAUGCUGACAUUGAUAAGGAGAGAAUGAUUGUGGAGACGGAUGGCAAGAACAGCAGUCUCUUCAUCAAGAAGGCAGUAAGGGCAGAUCAUGGCAAGUACCAGAUUUCAGGCACCAACAGCAGCGGGACUAAGGCUGCUGAAACCAAAGUGGAUGUCAUGGACGUCCCCGGGCCUGUCACUGACUUGAAGACUGUGACAGUGACCAAGAAGAACAUCACCCUUACCUGGUCUGAUCCGCUGGACAACGGUGGCAGUGACAUAAUUGGCUAUGAGGUCCAAAGAAAGGAUGCCAAGAUGAAGCUCUUCCGCCAACCCAUUGAGGUGGCGUCCUGCAAGUGUGGUGUCCAGGGACUGCUGGCAGGCGAGGAGUACGAUUUUAGGGUCAUUGCCCGAAAUAAGUAUGGAGAUGGAACUCCAGCGGACCUUGGGCCCAUUCUAGCUGAAGAUGCCAAAGGUACACCGUCUGCUCCUGAGAAGCUGCACUACACUGACAGAAGCAAGAACACCGUCACGCUGGCCUGGCAGCCACCACGCAGUGACGGUGGCAGCCCCAUCAUCGGUUACUACGUGGAGAAGAUGCGAUCUGACAGCAGCGAGUUUGAAGUGGCUAACCGCAAGAUCUUUAGAAAGUGCUGUGGUACAAUUGAGAACUUGUCAGAGAACCAGGAAUACGAGUUCCGAGUCAAAGCUGUGAGUGAAGUCGGGGAUGGAGUUCCGUCCAAACCCAUCACAGCCAAGAUUCAGGAUGAUGAAAUUCCACCAAUUAUUACAAUUCUAAAGUACUUCAAGAGUAAUGCGAUCAUUGUGAAGAAAGGCUCUGCCAUUGACAUUCCAGCUGAGGUAACAGGACUUCCUCUUCCGACAAUCACGUGGAUGAAGGACAAUGAGGUGAUGGACAAAUGUGACAAAGAGAAGAUUACAUUGGAAACUGAGGAGGUCAAUCGCACGACACUGAGGACAACGAUUUCCAUGCCAGAAACCAUCAGACAGGACAAAGGCAAUUACAAACUUCUAGCCGAAAACAGCUAUGGCAAAUCUCAGCACGUCAUCUGCGUGGAAAUCCUUGACCACCCUCUUCCCCCAAGGAACAUCGUGGUCUCUGACAUCAAGGUGGACUCGUGCUACUUGACCUGGGAUGCCCCAGAAGACAACGGAGGCAGUGAGAUCACCAACUAUGUGGUUGAACGCAGGGAUGCCAGCAAGAAGAAAUCGGACUUUGAGGCAGUGACCUCCAACCUCAUUGAUCGUCGAUAUGGGGUCUACAAACUGAAUUUAAAUGGUAACUACCAAUUCAGAAUCAGGGCGGAGAACAAAUAUGGUGUCAGUGAUGGCUGUGACUCAGAGAAAGUAGAACUGAAGGAUCCAUUUGGCCUCCCUGGACCGCCACGCAACCCCAAGAUCAUUGCUGCCACAUCAAACACAAUGACUCUGACCUGGGAUCCUCCGCUAGACAACGGCGGCUCUACCAUUCAAGGUUACUGGCUAGAGAAGAGGGAACGUGGAGCUGUGUACUGGGGGCGCGUUAAUCGGUGCCCAGUCACCAAACCAGCAGUGAAGGCUCUGCAGUACACUGUACUCAAGCUCAUCGAAGGAACAGAAUACCAAUUUAGGGUGGCGGCAAGCAAUGCUGCAGGGGUGGGGCCACCCAGCGAGUCCACAGACUGCCGCUUUGCUGUGGAUCCAUGCAGUCCUCCUACUGCGCCUGGAUCCCCUGAGGUCAAAGACAAGACCAAGAACAGCGUCACACUCAGGUGGAGUCCCCCAGACAGGGAUGGUGGAAGCCCUGUCAAGGGUUACAUCAUUGAGGUCCAUGAGGAAGGGUCCCCUGAUUGGAGAAGGGUGAAUCCUGCUGACAAACUCCACCCAUCCACUGAGAUAAUCAUCCCUGACCUUAAAGAGGGCAAGAAGUGCAAGUUCAGGAUCUAUGCUGUGAAUGCUGCAGGCAAUUCUGAGCCUGCCAAGACUGCUGACAUCCAGGUUCAGGACAUCCUAGUUGAGCCGACAGUGUCUCUGGAUGUGAGCGCGCAUGACCUGCUGAAUUGCAGGGCUGGAACCACCAUCAAGAUCCUCGCCACCAUCACCGGGCGCCCAGUGCCUAAAGUCACCUGGACUUUCGAAGGAAAAGCUGAGACUGAGAAGAAAAAUGAACUUCACACACUUCCCAUUGACUCAGAGAUUCACUCCACCGACUCGACCUCCCUGGUCAUCAUUCCUGAGAGCAAAAUGAACCAUGGUGGCCGCUACAUCAUCAAUGCAGAGAGCCCCGCCGGACACAAAGUAGUCAAAGUGCGAGUCAACGUUCUCGACCUUCCAGGACCUCCUCGAGACCUGAAAGUGAGCGAUAUGACCAGAGGUACUUGCCGACUCACCUGGAAACCUCCAGAGAGUGAUGGAGGAGAGAGGGUGAAGAGCUACUUCAUUGAGAAGAAGACUGUGGUGGGCAAAGCCUGGACCAAGGUGAAUCCAUCCUGUGCUGCGCAGUCUCUGGUGGUUCCAGACUUGAUUGAAGGUGAAGAUUACCUGUUCCGCAUCCGUGCCGAGAAUCGAUUUGGUUUGGGGCCAUAUGUGGAAACCACUGAGGGAACCGUAGCCAGAGAUCCCAUCCAUCCUCCAGAUCCUCCAACCAGGCUUAAGAUCGAGGGUGUGAGGAAGGGCACAGUGACCCUCACAUGGAAGGCUCCCAAAAAUGAUGGUGGAUCACCUGUCACUCACUAUAGUGUUGACCUGCUCUGCUGGGAUGUCAGCGGCACGCAGAAAGAGUCCUGGAGGAGGUGUAACAGGAGAGACAUUGAUAUCACAUGCUUUAAGGUGGAGGACCUGACUGAGGGAGAUGAGUAUGAGUUCAGAGUGGUUGCUUACAACCAGGCUGGACCCAGCCGACCAUCUUCCACUGCUGGGCCCAUUCUCAUUCAGGAGCAGACCUGCGCUCCUUCCAUUGAACUGAAGGAGUUCAUGGAAGCCGAGCAAGGCAGUGACGUCAGCAUUGUGGCCAGGAUACGUGGUUGCCCAUUCCCCACGCUCACUUGGUACAAGGCCCCACCCCACAAGUCGGACAAUAAGGUGGAGGUCUGCUACGAUGAGCACAUCAACAAGAUGGUGUCAGACGACAGCUGCACGCUAUUGAUCCAGCAGGGCAAACGUCCUGACACUGGCCUUUACACGCUUGUGGCCUCCAACAGCCUGGGCAAAGCAUCCAAGGAGAUGAGGCUCAAUGUGCUUGGUCGUCCUGGUCCUCCCUCUGCUCCCAUUAAGUUUGAGGAGAUCGGGGCCGAGAGGAUCACUCUCUCCUGGCUGCCACCAAAGGAUGACGGAGGCUCCAAAGUUACCAAUUAUGUAAUCUGGAGGCGAGUGGCGAACAGGAAGACCUGGGUCCCUGUAACCAGCGAACCCAAAGAACGCGUCUGGACAGUGGAAAACCUGAUGGAGGGCCAUGUGUAUGUUUUCCGCAUUAUGGCCCAGAACAAGUAUGGAGUCGGCGAACCGCUAGACAGUGAUCCAGAGGCGGCCAGAAACCUCUACACUGUCCCUGGCCAAUGUGAGAAACCAACUGUGUCCAGCAUCACCCUGGACUCCAUGACUGUGAAUUGGGAGGAGCCAGAGGACGAUGGUGGCAGCCCAAUCACUGGUUACUGGUUGGAGCGCAAGGAGACCACAGGGAAACGCUGGGCACGUGUCACCCGUGACCCUAUCCGUCCCAUGGGCCUGGGUGAAUCACUUCCAGUAAGUGGCCUCAUUGAGGGUUCUGAGUAUCUUUUCAGAGUUACAGCCAUCAACGCUGCAGGACCUGGACUCCCCAGUUCCCCGACUGAUCCCAUCUUUGCCAGAGACCCCAUCUCCCCACCCUCUCCUCCAACACCAAAGGUUUCUGAUUGGACAAAGUCCACCGUGGAUCUUCAGUGGAUCCCCCCAUUGAAGGAUGGUGGCUCCAAAAUUAUCGGUUACUGGGUGGAGUAUAAGGAGGAGGGCACUGAAGCCUGGCUCAAGGCCAAGGACACUGAAAUCCGUGGCACCCGCUUUGUGAUUGCUGGUCUUAAGACUGGCGGUCAGUACAGAAUAAGGGUCAUGGCUUUCAACCUUGCUGGUAUUAGUGAACCAGGCGAAGUGCCUGAGGUGUUGGAGCUCAACGACAGAAUCGUUGCCCCUGAGGUUGAUUUGGAUGCCUCAGUGAAGGAAAGGAUGGUGGUCCACGCCGGAGGGGUGAUCCGGAUCAUCUGUUAUGUGUCAGGUCAGCCAUCACCACAAGUCACCUGGAGCAGGGAUGCAGCGGCACUUCCCCCUGAGGCCAAGGUGGAGACAACAGCCAUCAGCUCAUCUUUGGUCAUCAAAGCAUGUACCAGAAGGCAUCUCGGCAUCUACACGCUGACUGCCAAGAAUGCUGCAGGGGAGAAGAAGAAAAAUGUCACCGUGGAAGUGCUGGAUGUUCCUGGGCCUGUUGGCAUCCCCAUGACUGCUGAGAACUUGAGCAAUGAUUGCUGCAAGAUCAACUGGUACUUUCCAGAGAACGACGGCGGUUCUCCCAUCAGCAACUACGUGAUUGAGAAACGCGAAGCAGAGCGACAGGCUUGGACCUCGCUCUCAUUCACCGCCAGCAGACAAAACGCUGUAGCGACUGGCCUCACCUCGGGCAAGGCUUACUUCUUCAGAGUUGCCGCUGAGAACGCCAUUGGCAUUGGACCCUUCAUGGAGACAGCAGCUGAGCUCAUCAUCAAGGAACCGUUGAGUGUGCCCAACCGACCCGAGGAGCUUGAGGUGACCAAGGUCACCAAAGAUUUGAUCAACGUUACAUGGAAAGCACCCAAGUUUGACGGUGGCUCUGAGAUCAUAAUGUACAUCCUGGAGGCUCGGAUGAUUGGCAAAGACAAGUUCAAUCGAUUGACCAAGGAGAAGCUGAUGGAGAGGAAGUACACUUUUGACGGUCUAAGGGAGGGCGACACCUACGAGUUCCGGGUUAUUGCUGUUAACGAGGUCGGGCCAAGUAAACCGUCAUUCUGCUCCAAACCAGUCACCUGCAAGGAUGAACUUGAGCCGCCGACUAUUGAGCUGGACUUCCGCGACAAGCUCAUAGUCCGUGUCAAUGAGAGCUUCCUGCUGCAGGGUCGCUACACUGGCAAGCCUUCCCCGUCCAUUGUGUGGUACCAAGAUGACGAGGAGCUGAAGGCUGACAAGCACAUUAUGUUCAAGAACACGCUGACCACAAUGUCGCUAGGUGUGAUGAAGGCGCAGCGCCACCACAGUGGACGAUAUGUGGUGGUGGUGGAGAACAGCACCGGGUCCAGGAAGGGAGUCUGCAAUGUCACAGUUGUCGACCGUCCAUCUCCUCCUGUGGGUCCGGUUGUCUUUGAGGAGGUGCACCGUGAGUACAUGGUGAUCUGUUGGAAACCUCCUCUGGACAGUGGCGGCGUUGAAAUCUCCAACUACAUCAUUGAGAAGAGAGACAGAAAUAGAGACAUGUGGACCACUGUCACUUCAGCAAACACCAAGACCACAUGCAAGAUCCCCAAACUGACAGAGGGCAGGGAGUACAUCAUUCGGAUCUCCGCUGAGAACAUGUACGGUAUUAGCGAGCCACUGGACUCUGAGGAGAUGAGAGCCAAAGAUCUUUUCAGAGUUCCUGAAGCCCCUGAGAUGCCAACUGUCAGGGAGGUGUACGCUACCAACUUGCUGGUGCUCUGGAACCGGCCCCGUGAUGGAGGAAAACCCAUCACCAACUACAUCCUGGAGAAGAAAGAGCCCUCUGCCAAGAGGUGGUCAAGGGCCGCGAGAGAACCCUUGUACCCUGCCACUCAGUAUAGAGUCCAGGACCUGGUGGAGGGCUGUGAAUAUGAGUUCCGUGUGAUGGCUGAAAAUGAGCUGGGAACCGGAGACCCGAGUGUCCCCUCAAAGCCCAUUCUUUCCAAAGAUCCCAUCGUGCGACCCAGUCCUCCAGUGACCCCUGAGGCCUACGACAAGACAAAAGACUCUGUCAGUCUCAAGUGGCAGAUGCCUCGCCAUGACGGAAAAGGACGGAUAUUCGGCUAUCUUGUGGAGUACCAGAAGCCGGGUUCGAUAGAGUGGAUUCAGGCUAAUGAGCGUCCAGAGCAGUGCCCUGACCUAUACUAUGUAGUGACAGGCCUAAGUGAUGGCCAAGAGUACGCUUUCAGGAUCUACACUGUUAACGCCGCAGGCAAAUCUGACCCAGCCUAUGUCAAACAGACCAUCAAGGUCCAUGACAGACUGGAGGUGCCAGAAUUGCUGCUGGAUGCCAACAUGGCACGGGACCAUCUGGCCAUGCUGGGCACCGACAUCACCUUGAGUGCCACGAUCAAGGGUGUGCCCACACCUACCGUCAGCUGGAAGAAAAAUUAUGGCGAAAUGCCAGCUCACAUCACUGUCGCUGUUACGUCCACUGGCAGCAAAGUCUUAAUCCCCAAGUGUGUCCGUCCUGACUCUGGCAAUUACACUCUCACAGUGGAAAAUGCUGCUGGGAAGAAAACGGCCACAGUUGCCGUUCUGGUUCUGAACAAACCAACACCUCCGCGAGACUUGGUGGUCUCUGAGGUGACCAGCGAGUCUGCCUACGUAACGUGGAAAGCCCCGGAGGACAAUGGUGGCGCCGUUAUCUCCCAUUAUGUUGUGGAGAAGAAGGAUGUGGCUGCUGAGCAGUGGGUCCCCGUCUCUGCAGCCAAUAAGAAGCGGAGUUUGAUGGCCAUGUAUCUGAUGGAGGGAAUCCAGUACCUGUUCAGAGUGGCCGCAGAAAACCAGUUUGGCAGGAGUGACUACGUUAUAACAAAGACGCCCAUCAAGGCUGUUGAUCCUCUCUAUCCACCUGGCCCCCCAAAGAAUCUACACCACAAUGAUGCAGACAAGACAGAGGUGUGGUUAGAGUGGGAGUGGCCUGAUCGUACCGGAGGAAGUGAAAUCACCGGCUUCAUUAUUGAGUACCAGGAAGAGAAUCAGGUGGACUGGGUUCCCUUUAAGACUGUCAGCAGUAAUCAUGCACAUGUCAAUGGUCUGGAGGAAGGCAAGACCUACCGCUUCCGAGCAAUGGCUCAGAAUGCUAUUGGUGUGAGUCGUCCUGACACCAGCGUCCCUGUUACCUGUCAGGAAAAGACAUUGCCACCCACUAUUGAAGUUGAUGUGAAGCUUAUUGAGGGUAUUGCUGUUAAGGCAUGUAGCACGAUUGUCCUGCCUGCCAAGAUGAAGGGGAUCCCUAUCCCCACUGCCAAGUGGAUGACAGAUGGCAAGGAAAUUGCAUCAGAAGGUCACUAUAACAUUGAAUCAACAGGAGCCACCACUACCCUCACCAUACCAGAGUGCAAGAGAGAAGACACUGGGGAGUACAUCCUCACUGUGUACAACCCUGUAGGCAGCAAGACUGUCGCUCUACAUGUCACUGUGCUCGAUCUUCCGGGUGCACCCAUUGGACCCAUCAACAUCUUAGAAGUAACCCCUGAUCAUAUGAUGAUACAAUGGAGGCCACCCAAGGACGACGGUGGUACACCCAUCACAAACUAUGUGGUUGAAAAGAAGGAUGUGAAGAAGCCAUGGGAGCCAUGGUCAGUUGUGAGCUCCAGCGGUAUCAGCACCAAAGCCAAGGUGUCACGCCUGGAGAAGGGUCGUGAGUACAUUGUACGUAUUCGCGCAGAGAACAAGAUAGGAAUUGGUGCUGGGCUUGAAAGUCCUCCAACUAUUGCCAAGAACAUGUUCAACCCUCCCGGUCCACCAGGCCUCCCAGUGUGCUCUGAUAUUACAGAGAAUGCUGUGACAGUGGAAUGGUCCCUGCCUGACUACGAUGGAGGUAGUCCUAUCAGUGGCUAUGUGAUUGAACGCCGAGAGAUGACAGGGAAGUGGAUCCGUGUCAACAAAACCCCCGUGUUGGACCUCAGAUACAGAGUUUCAGGUCUAUUUGAAGGCAACAACUAUGAGUUCAGAGUGUUUGCUGAGAACAUUGCUGGUGUUAGCGAACCAUCCCUCACCUCUGAUCCAAUCAAGGCCACCCGGCCCAUCACCAAGCCAGGACCUCCUGGAAAUCCUAAACUAAAGGACUGGAGCAAGUCUUAUGCGGAUAUCUGCUGGGUCAAACCGACAAGAGAUGGUGGCAGUCCUAUCCUGGGGUAUGUAGUAGAGAUUCAAAAGUCAGGAUCCGCUCAGUGGGACAGGAUCAACAAGCAAGUGAUCAACAUGUGUGCCUACAGAGUACAAGGUCUCAUAGAAGGUAUGGAAUACAGGGUCCGUAUCAGAGCCACAAACAAGGUUGGAGAGAGUGAACCCAGGGAGCUGAGCGAGAUCAUCUUGGCAAAGGAUAUUCUCGUUCCUCCAGUGGUUGUUGUUGAUGUAUCAUGCCGCGACUCUCUGACUGUAAGGGUAGGCCAGAUAAUCAGUUUGAUCACCAGAGUUAAGGGCAGACCUGACCCAGAGAUCACAUGGACCAAGGAUGCCAGAGCCUUGUCUCGAGACAAGCGCACUCAGCUGAAUAACCACUAUCCUCUGUGUGAAUUAGUCAUCAAUGAUGCAGUCAGGUCCGACUAUGGCAAAUACUCAAUUGUUGCGAAGAACAGCAGUGGACAGUCACAAGCCACUAUUAUUGUCAAUGUCUUGGACACACCCGGAGCUUGCCAGAAUAUAAAGGUGGCUUACGUGACCAGGAACUCUUGCAUGGUGACUUGGGAGAACCCAGAGGACAAUGGAGGCACAGAGAUCACCCAGUACAUUAUUGAGUGUCGUCAACCAAGCCAGAGAGGAUGGACAGUCGUUUCCAAUGACUGUACAAAGCGACUGAUGAAGGCCCCUCUCUCGGAGGGUUGUGAGUACUUUUUCCGAGUUAGUGCUGAAAACAAGAUCGGUGUUGGACCGCCAAUCGAGACCAAGACAGCGGUGCUGGCAGUUGACCCCAUCGAGAAACCUGGUGAACCAAUCGACUUCCAUAUAUCGGAGAUUGGCAAGACCUUCUGCUUCCUCAAGUGGAAGAAGCCUGACUACGAUGGAGGCAGUCGUAACCUGGGUUACCACGUGGAGAAGAAGCCAAAAGAGGCUGAGGAGUGGGAGAGACUUCAUAAGGGUGCAAUCAAAGAGACUUACUUUAUGGCUGACAGGUGCAUUGAAAACCAGGUCUACCAGUUCAGAGUUCAGACGAAAAAUGACGGGGGUGAAAGCAAAUGGGUGACCACAGCUGAAGUCCUGGUUAAGGAGCAGCUUGUAGAACCAGAGAUCAAGAUAAAACUGGAUGGAACCCUUGUGGUAAAGGCAGGGGACUCAAUUCCCAUUGAGGCAAUGGUCAAGGGCAAACCCCAGCCUGAUGUCAAAUGGACUAAAGAUGAUAGUAUUGAAGAGAUCAAAAAGAGUCCCAGGCUUCAGAUCGAAACCGGUGCUGACUUCUCAAAGCUACUUCUGACUUCUGCUGGGCGUACGGACAGUGGCAAAUAUGUUGUCAGUGCCUCCAACAGUGCAGGAACAUGCUCCGCACAUGCCAAGGUCAAUGUAUUAGAUAGACCUGGCCCGGUUAGUAAUCUCAAGGUGUCUGGCGUCACUAUAGACAGGUGCCAUUUGGCCUGGAAAAUCCCAGAGGACGAUGGAGGCUGUGAGAUCUACAACUACAUCAUCGAGAAAUGUGACACCAAGAGGGGUGUGUGGGCUGUCCAUUCAAAUGCCGUCAUAACCAACAAGGCCAUUGUGACUCGUCUUAUUGAGGGAAAUGAAUAUAUCUUCAGAGUUCGUGCAGAGAAUAAGAUGGGUCCUGGCCCUGCAGUGGAGAGUGAGGCCAUUGUAGCUGCCACAAAGUUUAAUGUCCCAGGAGCACCUGAAGCACCAGAGGUCACUAAAACCUCAAAGGAGGAGAUGAGUGUGCAGUGGUCAGAGCCUGAAACAGAUGGUGGAAAACCAAUCACUGGUUACCUUUUGGAAAAGAAGGAGGAGCAUGCUGUAAGGUGGUCCACCAUUAACAAAGAGGCAAUGCCAACAACUCACUUCAACGUAACAGGAUUACUAUCACUGCAUGAAUACCAGUACAGAGUGAAAGCUGUCAAUGAAAUUGGUGUCGGCAGUGCAAGCAAACCCUCGCGUGCGUUCACAGCUAAGGAUGCAAUUGAGCCUCCUGCACCACCCACCAAUAUAAAGGUCCUGGACAGCACCAAGUCCUCUGUAACUCUAGGCUGGACCAAGCCUGUAUCUGAUGGCGGAGCACCCAUCAUCGGCUAUGUUGUUGAGAUGAGGGUGAAGGGAAGUGGCAAGAAAGGAGAUGAUAGUUGGAAACGCUGCAACGUGGCUGCUCAGCUUGUCUUUUGUGAGUUCACCGUCACAAGUCUGGAUGAGAUACUUAUGUAUGACUUUAGAGUGUCAGCUCAGAACCAGGUGGGCAUGAGCCUGCCCUGUAACCUGGAGACAGCUGUGAAUCCCAAGGAGAUACUUGAGGCACCAGAGAUCGACUUGGAUGCCAACUUGAAACAGGGACUAACAGUGAGAGCUGGUUGUCCCAUCAGACUGUGUGCUACCAUAAGAGGUAGACCACCUCCAAAAGUCAUUUGGAGGAGGAUGGGCAUUGAUAAUGUAGUCAGGAAGGGUCAUGUCGACAUCAUCGACACCAUGACCUUCUUGGUCAUUCCUGACAGCACCCGCAAUGACUCUGGCAAAUACUGCCUGACUGUUCAGAGUCCUGCUGGAGAAAAGGCUGUGUUUGUCAACGUUAAGGUCCUCGAUACCCCAGGACCUGUGAUGAAUCUAGAAGCCACUGACAUCAAACAGACAUCAGCAAUGCUGUCUUGGAGCCCUCCAGAGGUUGAUGGUGGCAGUGCGAUCACUAACUAUAUCAUUGAAAAGCGUGAAAUUGAUCGCAAGACGUGGGCAACAGUCAAGGCAGAAGUUGAGAAAGACAAGAUACCCUUCAAGGUCAGCGGUCUCAUGCCAGGCACAGAGUACUACUUCAGAGUGACUGCUGUCAAUGAGUAUGGCUCAGGAGUUCCCAGGGUGUCCCCCACUUCGUACCUAGCCUCUGAUCCUGUCAGCAAACCUGAUCCUUGCGAGAAGAUGGAAAUUCUGGAGAUCACAAAGAACAGUGCCACAGUUGGUUGGGUGAAACCUGCGAGGGAUGGCGGGGCCAAGAUUGAUGGUUAUGUGAUUGAGUACAUUGAGGUUAAACCUCCUCCACAACCUCCAGCACCGGUGGAGAUCCCAGAAGAAGGGAAAGCUGCUCCACCAAUUCCAUCACCUCCAGUAGUGCAGGAGGAUGCUGAGGAGCCUAAGGAGGUGUGGAAUGCCUACACCACCAUUAAGGGCUUGAGCAUCAGCAUCAGUGGCCUGAAAGAGGGCAAGAGGUACAGGUUCAGAGUGGCUGCCAAGAACAUCAUGGGUUUGAGCUUGUUCACAGAGACCAGGGAGCUGAUCGAGAUCAAGGAACAGAUGUUGGAGCCAAAGAUUGUAAUGCCAGACAUGGUCAGUGAAAGAGCUGGAGCCAAACUCAGGGUAGAGGCUGUCAUUUGUGGAAAACCUUCUCCAACCUGCAAGUGGAUGUCUGGCGAUGUACCACUGGUUUCUUCAAGCCGUCUGGCGGUGCACCAGUCUGGCAAUUUGUGUGUCUUGAUCAUAAAGGAUGUCUCAAGGACAGACAGUGGCAACUACAGCCUUGUGGCUGAAAACAGCUCUGCAAAGGUGGUCCACGCUCUGAAGAUCAUCAUCAGAGAUAUUCCCGGACCUCCUGGCAGUCCUGUGGAGAUCAGUGACAUUGACUCAGAUGCCUGCUCUCUGUCCUGGAGCCAACCACUGGAGGACGGAGGCAGCAAAAUCACAAAUUACAUAGUGGAGAAAUGCGAUGUCAGUAGAGGUGACUGGGUGAACGCUGUUUCCUCCUGCCAGAAGACAAGCUGCAGGCUGGGCAAACUCAUUCCCGGGAAGGAGUAUGUGUUCCGCAUCCGUGCUGAGAACCGCUACGGCGUGUCGGACCCCAUCCAGUCUGACAGGAUGAUUGCAAAGUUCCCCUUUGAUGUUCCCAGUGAACCUCUUAAUUGUCAUAUCAACAAGACUAACAAGGAUUGCAUGUUUGUGGCAUGGGACAAGCCAGAGAGAGACGGUGGCAGCCCCAUCACAGGUUACUACAUCGAACGUAAAGAAAGAAAUAGCCUACUUUGGGUGAAGGCCAACGACACUGUUGUACGCACCACCGAGUACCCCUGUGCCGGCCUGAUUGAGGGUCUGGAGUACACCUUUAGAGUGUCUGCCAUUAACCGGGCUGGGCAGGGCAAGCCGAGCAAGAAGACUGACUUUGUAACUGCGAGAACACCCAUUGAUACACCUGGGAAACCAGAAGUCCUGGAUAUGACCAGGAACUCCGUAACUCUUGUUUGGGCCCGGCCCAAGAACGAUGGUGGCAGCAAGAUCAUCGGCUACUAUGUAGAGGCUAUGCGGGUGCCCGGAGACAUAUGGGUGCGCUGUAACACUGUUUGCCAGAAUGUCCCAAGGGAAGAGUACACUGUGACUGGCCUGGAGCGAGACCUGAAGUACCAGUUCAGAGUCAUUGCCAAAACAGCUGUCAACAUUAGCAAACCCUCAGAGCCCACAGACCCAAUCUUGGUCUGUGCUGAGAACGUGCCUCCAAUGGUAGAACUUAACGCCAGGAUGCAGAAGGGUUUAAAGGUAAAGGCCGGAACACCAAUUCUCCUAGAGGCUGAGGUGUUUGGUAAACCAAUGCCGAGAGUCACGUGGAAGAGAGGUGAUGAGAGCCUGAGGUCAAGUGAAGGCCAGGUCAUCACCCAACAGAGACACCAGUUCCAACUGGAGAUGACCUCAGUCACCAAGGAGCACACUGGAGUCUACACUAUCCUUGCAGAAAAUGCCAGUGGCUCCAAGACCGCUGUCAUUCAUGUCACCAUUUUGGAUGUGCCUGGUCCACCUGCCAGUUCCAAAUAUGUUGAAGUGUUUGCCAACAAAAUAAAGUUGUCCUGGAAGCCACCACUGAAGGAUGGUGGCGCUCCCAUUACUAACUAUAUUUUGGACAAGCGUGAGACCAGCCGGGCCAACUGGGCUCAGGUCUCCUCAAAGAUCAAAGGUGAAAAUCUUGAAUUAACUGUGGAGAAGCUGAUUGAGGGUCAUGAAUACCAGUUCCGUAUCCGUGCUGAGAACACGUGGGGAGUCGGAGACAGUCUCAUUACUGCCCCUGUCAUCGCCAAGAACCCAUUCACUUGCCCUGGCCCGUGUGAGGCCCCAGUGAUCACCAAUGUCACCAAGGAUGCUAUGACAGUGAGCUGGAAGGAGCCUACUGACGAUGGAAAGUCAAUCAUUCUGGGUUACAUGUUGGAGAAGAAGGAAACUAUGGAGAUGAACUGGACCAAGAUGAACAGAAAGCCCUUAAUGGAAAGGACUUUUAAUGUCUUAGGCCUUACUGAGGGAGUCGAAUAUGAAUUCAGAGUGAUUGCUGUUAAUGUGGCCGGACUUGGAAAACCCAGCGAGCCUUCUGAUGCCACCACUGCACAAAAUCCCAUCACUCCUCCUGGCCCGGUGCUGAACCCGUGUGUGACAGACACCACCAACAGCACCCUCAGCCUCAGCUGGAAUGCCCCGGCCAACAAUGGCGGAAGCCCAAUCUUAGGAUACCUGUUGGAGUGCAGGAGGACAGACACAGCAGACUGGAUCCGCUGCAAUGUUCCGAGAAACUUGCAGGAUACCAGCUACACCAUAGAAAACCUCAUACACAAGGCUGAGUACCAGUGCCGUGUCACCGCUGUCAACAAGGUUGGCUUCAGUGAACCAGUUGAAGUGCCUGGCAAGCACAUUGCAAAGGACAUCUUAGUACCUCCAGAGGCGGAGCUGAGUGCUCUGCUGAAGGAGGGCCUGGAGCUGCGAGCUGGUGCCACCAUGAAGCUUCAUGCCACAAUCAAGGGUAAACCCCCGCCCAAGAUAACCUGGGCAAAGAUGAACACCAACAUCAAGGACCGCCAAGGCAUUGUCAUUAAGUCGACAAAAACCGACACCACUGUGAUAGGGGAGAAUGUCAACAGAUAUGAUGCAGGCAAAUACAUUCUCAACCUAGAGAGUGUGGCUGGCAUAAAGAUGUACACCAUCAUCGUCAAGGUCCUUGACACUCCUGGGCCACCAAUUAACCUGGUGGUUAAAGAGACCACGAAGGAGAGCACCUCCAUCUACUGGGAUGCUCCUCUCCUGGACGGUGGCUAUGAAGUCACCCACUAUGUUGUGGAGAAGCGUGACACUGAGAGGAAGGCCUGGUCUACAGUCUCUAACAAUUGUACCAAGACAUCUUUGAAGGUGUUAGACCUGAAUGCUGGACGUUCCUACUGCUUUAGAGUGUCAGCCGUCAAUCAGCUCGGCGUUGGAGAGUUCUGCGAGACCUCUGACUCAGUCAGAGCAUCUGAGGAGCCCGGUCCUGUAAUGGACUUUAAAACUUUGCUGGUUACCAAGGACUCUUGUACUCUCAGCUGGAAGAAACCUCUAACUGAUGGUGGCAGCCGCAUUAUCUGCUAUGUACUUGAGGUCCUCAAUGGCAACGAGAAGUGCAAGGAGUUAAUGAGGUCUAAGAACAUGCAGUACAGCGCUAAAGAUCUGGUAGAGGGCAGAGAGUACAAAUACAGUGUUAAAGCUGUGAAUGACACUGGGGAAGGUGCUGCCAAGGAGCUGAUAGUAGUUGCCAAGGACCAACUCAUUCAUCCCACCUGUGACUUGAGGGAGCUUCCCGACAUGUGUUACAUUGCCAAAGAGGGCAGUACGGUGCGUCUGAAAAUUCCAAUCAUCGGAAAACCAACGCCCAAGGUGUCCUGGAAGAAGGGGGAGGACGAAGACUUGACAGACACUGGACGUGUUUGUGCAGAAUGCUCUGCAGUCAACACCACUCUUCUGAUCAGAGAUUGCCAGAGAAGUGAUGCCUCCAAGUAUACCAUCACCCUGAGGAAUAGUGCUGGCAGCAAAGAGUCCACCAUUUUCAUCAGGGUGGUGGGUAAGCCUGGCAUCCCUGUAGGACCUAUCAAGUUCAAGGAUGUAACUGCAGAUGGUGCCACACUAAAGUGGGCAGCACCAAAAGACGACGGUGGCUCAGACAUCACAAACUACAUUCUAGAGAAGAGGGACUCUAUCACCAACAUGUGGGUGACUGUCUCUUCUACGGUGGACAGAAACACCAUGAGGGUAACUGGUCUCCACGAGGGCACGGAAUAUAUUUUCAGGGUCUGUGCUGAGAAUAAGUAUGGUGUUGGAGAGGGACUCAAGUCGGAGCCUGUCAUUGCAAAACAUCCAUUCAACGUUCCCGACGCUCCUCCUCCACCUCAGGUCAUGAGUAUGCGCCAUGACUCUGCUUACCUUGCUUGGUCAGAUCCCAGGAAGACCGGAGGGUCUCCCAUCACAGGGUAUCACGUUGAGUUCAAGGAGAGGAAUAGUAUGUUGUGGAAGAGGUCAAGCCCGACCGCCUUGAGAAUGAAGGAACACAAGGUGACAGGGCUGACUGAAGGCCUUGAGUACGAGUUCAGGGUAAUGGCGAUUAACUUGGCUGGUAUUGGUAGACCAAGUCUUCCCACUGAUCCACAAGUUGCCCUUGAUCCAAUUGAUGCUCCAGGCAAACCGGAUGUAAUUAGCAUCACCAGAAGCACCGUGACUCUCCAGUGGGCUGAGCCACAGUUUGACGGUGGGCACAGGCUGACUGGCUACAUAGUUGAGAGACGUGAUCUUCCCUCUAAGAUCUGGGUGAAGACCAACAGUGUGAAUGUUGUGGAACCCGCAUACACUGUAACUGAUCUCCAGGAGGGCUGCAAAUAUGAGUUCAGAAUACGGGCGAAGAAUGCAGCCGGUGCCCUUAGUCCACCGUCUGACCAGACAGAUACUAUUAUCUGUGUGGAUGAUUAUGCUUCACCAACCAUUAUCAUCGAUGCUCAGGUGAUGGAGGCCGGUGUGACCGUCAGAGCUGGGGAAACUAUAGUGGUGACUGCCACAAGUAUUCUUGGCAAGCCUGCCCCAACCUCUUACUGGUCUAAGGGAGGAAAGUACUUGAAGUCCUCAGAUAUAAUUAAUAUUGAGACCACUUCAACAUCCUCUACUCUGUCAAUAAAAUACGCGACCAGGAAGGACUCUGGGGAUUACAUUAUCACAGCAAGCAACCCCUUCGGCGUGAAGGAGGAACUAGUUAAGGUGAAGGUUCUGGAUGUUCCUGCGGCUCCUGGUCCCAUUGAAUGCAGCAGUGUCUCAUCCGAAAAGGUCACCUUGACCUGGACAGCUUCUCCAGCAGAUGGAGGGUCUCCUAUCAAGUACUACACCCUAGAGAAGAGAGAGACCAGUCGCCUUCUCUGGACAAUUCUGGAAGAGAAGGUCUUCAACUGUCAUUAUGUGGCCUCCAAACUCAUCCAGGACAACGAGUAUAUCUUUAGAGUCUCUGCUGUGAACCAGUAUGGCAGCAGUGAGCCGGCUCACUCUCCACCUGUCAAAAUGGUUGAUAGAUUUGGUCCUCCUGGUCCACCAUCAAAACCAGAAGUUGAAAAAGUGGAUCGGCAGUCAGCUACAGUAAUGUGGAGAAGACCAACUGAAGAUGGUGGAAGUGAUAUCAUUGGUUACUGUGUUGAGAAGAAGGAAAAAAAGGCCACAAGGUGGAUCAGGGCCUCCAAGAAAUCAGUUGCAGAGCUCAGCUAUGAAGUCACUGGACUGACUGAAGGCUUGCAAUAUGAGUUCCGUAUUCUUGCUGAGAACAGAGCUGGCUUUGGAGACCCAAGUGAACCGUCUAUGCCAGUCAUAACGGUCAUUGCUACCUAUGUUCCUGGACCUCCUGUAAAUCCAAGGGUUACAGACACUACCAAGAGAACUGCCACUCUUAACUGGGGAAAACCACUAGAUAAUGGUGGGCUUGAUGUCGUUGGUUAUGUGAUUGAGCACAGAAAAGAAGGAACAGAGGAGUGGCUUAAGGACACGUCAUCUCCGCUGAGAAUCACAGAGUUUGUCGUUCCUGGGCUGGAAAACACGGGCAAAUACCACUUCAGAAUUAGUGCAGUAAAUGCCAAGGGCACAGGUGAACCUGCUGAAACUGAGGAACUGGCUGAGAUAGUGGAGCGUGCAGCUGAGCCUGAUUUAGAAUUGGAUGUUGAGUUGAGGAGAACUCUUGUUGUCAGGGCUGGUUGUUCCAUUCGCCUUUUUGUACCCAUCAAAGGACGCCCUACACCUACAGUCACCUGGACCAAGGAGGGUGGUCCUGUGCCUCGUGCCGUCAUUGACAGUACAGAGUCAUUUACAAUGUUGAUCAUUCCCGAAAGUGCAAGGAUUGAUGCAGGUAAAUAUGCGCUUACCCUCGAAAACACAGCGGGAAAGAAGACUGCCAGUAUUCAUGUGAAAGUUCUGGAUUCACCCGGGCCUCCUCUCAACCUGAAACCAGUCCAAAUAGAUAAAGAAUCAAUUGUCCUUCAGUGGGAGAUGCCUCUCAUUGAUGGUGGUGCCAAGAUCACAAAUUAUAUUAUUGAGAAGAGAGAAUCAACACGCAAGGCUUUUGCCACCAUUGUUACAAACUGUCCAACAACUUCAGUCAAGAUCAAUGACCUGGGCGAAGGCUGCGAGUACUACUUCAGAGUGUCCGCUGAGAAUGAGUUUGGUGUUGGUGAAGCAGUUGAAACUCCUGAUCCUAUUCGUGCCUCCCAGGCACCAAGUCCCCCAGAAAGCAUAAUCGCGACUGACAUUACCAAGAACUCUGUGAGCCUGGCUUGGACCAAACCCAAGCAUGAUGGUGGAAGCAGGCUGACGGGAUAUGUCCUUGAAGCCCAGAAGAGAGGAAAUGAUCAGUGGGCCCAUGUAACAACUCUCAAGAAUAUGGACUUCACUGUGAAGAAUCUCAAUGAGAAUGAAGAAUACACAUUCCAUGUGAUGGCAGUUAACUACUCGGGAAGAAGUGUUCCACGCGAGAGCAAGCCCAUCGUUGUCAAGGAUUCAACCUCUCUGCCUGAGUUUGAUCUGCGUGGCAUAUGUCAGUCGACUGUUAUUGCUAAAGCUGGAGACGACAUCAAGGUUGAAAUUCCUGUAAUGGGGCGCCCGAGGCCAGUGGUCACCUGGCAGAAGGAUGGAACUGCCUUGAAGCUCACCCAGAGGACUAACGUGGAGAGGACUCCUGUGACUGUUAUCCUCACCAUCAAUGAAUGCACCAGAGCAGACAGUGGCUUGUACACCAUAACAGGAAAGAACAUUGUUGGUUCUGUGGUCGACAACAUCAUUGUCAAAGUGCAUGAUGUUCCGGGGCCACCCAAGGGGCCGAUUACAAUUACUGAAAUCUCUCGUACCUACUGUAUUUUUGAAUGGGACACGCCAGAGAAUGAUGGGGGUGUUCCAAUUAACAACUAUGUAGUUGAGAUCAGAGACACCACCACCCAGACUUGGACAGAGCUAACUUCCACGGCCAUUUGUACCAUGUUUAAAGCCACGCGUUUAACGACUGGUUCAGAGUACCAGUUCAGAGUUAAGGCAAAGAACCGAUAUGGUGUAGGACCUUCCAUAACCUCAGAGUCAGUAGUGGCUGCCUAUCCAUUCAAAGUUCCCGGACCACCUGGUACACCCCAUGUGGUGGCAUUCACCAAGGACUCCAUAACAAUUGGUUGGAAUGAACCUGUGUCUGAUGGUGGGAAUGAAGUCAUUGGAUACCAUGUUGAAAGAAAAGAACGAAGCAGCAUCAUGUGGCAAAAAAUCAGCAAAGGUCUUGUGAAAGGAAACGUACUGAAAUCUACCGGGCUUGAAGAUGGAGCUGCCUAUGAGUUCCGCGUUAUGGCAGAAAACAUGGCUGGAAUUGGCAAGCCCAGCAAAGCUUCCGAAGCAAUAAUGGCCUUGGACCCUGUGGAUCCCCCAGGUCAGCCUGUGCCUAAUUUUACGACUAAAAAUGCUAUCACCAUUAUGUGGACCAAACCAGAGUAUGAUGGAGGAUUUAAAAUUACUGGCUACACCGUGGAGAAGAGGGAACUUCCCGCCGGUCGCUGGAUCAGAGCUAACUUCACUAACAUAAUAGAGACAACAUUCACCGUCAGUGGAUUGACUCAAGAUGCCUCUUAUGAGUUCCGUGUCAUGGCGAGAAACUCAGCAGGAGCAGUGAGUGCACCAUCUGACCCCUCGGACCCCAUUACAUGCAAGGAUAACAUCAUUGAGCCACGUAUCAUGGUGGACGCCAUCUUUAAGGAUGUGCUUCUGCUGAAGGCAGGGGAGUCCUUCAAGCUUAACGCUGAUAUUGCUGGUCAACCAACCCCGUCCAUGGUUUGGACCAAGAAUGAAAAAGAGGUUGAGAACACAUUGAAACUGGACAUUAAGUUCACUGAACUGACAACAACACUGAGCAACAAAGACUCCAUCAGAUCAGACGGAGGAGAAUUUGUUUUGACUUCCACUAAUGUUGGUGGCUUUUCCAAGCACAUCUUUAGAGUGAAAGUACUGGACAGACCUGGCCCACCAGUUGGCCCUCUCACGGUGUCAAAUGUCACAGCUGACAAUUGUUUACUGACAUGGGUACCGCCGCUAGAUGAUGGCGGUGCCAAAAUUGAAGGGUACAUUGUUGAGAAGCGGGAAUCAAGCAGACUUGUUUGGACCAAUGUGGCUUCAGACCUGCAGGUUACUGAAUACAAGGUGACGAAGCUACUGAAAGGAAAUGAGUACAUCUUCAGAGUUAUGGCGGUGAAUAAAUAUGGCCACGGCGAGCCUCUUGAUUCUGAGCCCAUUGUUGCCAACAAUCCAUACAACGUUCCCGAUGUGCCUGAGAAUCCUGAGGUCACCGCUGUCAGCAAAGAUUCUAUGGUCAUUAUGUGGCUGGUGCCAAAGAGCGAUGGUGGAACACCAAUCACAAACUACAACAUUGAAAGGAAAGACAGGGUAGGCCUCCGCUGGGUCAAGUGCAACAAGAGGAAGGUCAGAGAUUUGCAAUUCAAGGCAACAGGUCUUGUUGUUGGACAUGAAUAUGAAUUUAGGAUCAUUGCAGAGAAUGCUGCCGGUCUCAGUGCACCAAGCCUCUCCAGUCCCUUCUACAAGGCCAGUGACGCAUUGUACAAACCAGGGCCUCCGUGCAACCCCAGAAUCCUGGACACGACCAAGUCAUCUAUUACUGUAGCCUGGAACAAACCAGCCUAUGACGGUGGCUCUGACAUCACUGGUUACAUUAUUGAAAGCUGCAUUCCAUCUGACAAGGAAGAGGAGGAGUGGACAAUUGUGACCCCCAAGGAAGGACUACUUGCCACUUCAUUCACCAUUAUCAAUCUGACGGAGGGUCAGGAGUAUAAAAUCAACAUCUCUGCUGUUAAUGGCGAAGGAAUUGGCGAACCUGCAUCUGUACCUGGCAACCCCAAGGCUGAAGACAGACUCUUCCCCCCAGAGCUUGAUGUGGAUGCAGAGCUCUGCAAGGUGGUCACCCUCCGAGCUUGCUGCACACUUAGACUGUUUAUUCCCUUCAGAGGCAGACCCACUCCUCAAGCUAAGUGGACCAAAGAGGACGGUGAACCUGUUGAGAGGGCCACUAUUGACACCACAACAUCAUACACAUCACUUGUCAUUGGAAAUGUCAACAGAUUUGACACUGGAAAGUAUAACCUCAUAGUUGAGAACAGCUCUGGCUCUAAGACAGUCACAGUCCAAGUCAGGGUACUCGAUACGCCAAGUGCUCCACAGAAGCUGAAAAUAACUAAUGUAACAAAUCAAUCUGUCAGUCUAACUUGGGAUCCACCAGCAAACAAUGGGGGAGUUAAGAUUAAGAACUACAUUGUUGAAAAGCGCGAGUCCACAAGAAAGGCUUAUGCCACAGUCAGCGCCACGUGCCAUCACACCACCUUUACUGUUGAGCAGCUCCUAGAAGGAUGCAACUAUUACUUUAGAGUUUUGGCAGAGAACGAAUAUGGCAUUGGUCUGCCCAUUGAGACCAGUGAAUCAGUUAAGGUGUCUGAGAAACCUCAACCUCCUGGCAAAAUCAGUCUGAAGGACGUUACUAAGAAUAGUGUCACACUCUCGUGGGAAAAGCCAGAGCAUGAUGGUGGAAGCAGAGUUGGCUGUUAUGUUGUCGAGGUCCAACCUAAAGGUGUAGAUAAGUGGACACAGGCUGUGAUCGUGAAAGAAACAGAAGCUACCGUUGGUGGCCUGAACGCCGGUGAUGAAUAUAUGUUCCGUGUGGCAGCAAGAAAUGAGAAGGGAACAAGUGACCCUCGUCAAAUUGGCGUGCCUGUCAUUGUGAAAGAUCUUGUUGUUUCACCAGCUGUCAAAAUGUUGUUCAACACAUUUAGUGUGUUGGCAGGUAAAGACCUGACAGUCGAGGUUCCGUAUGUCGCCCGUCCCAAAGCAGCCGUCUCCUGGCUCAAAGAUGGGCAGCCACUUAAGAGAACAACCAGAGUAAACUUUGGUGCAACACAAACAGUGUUGAACCUCAGCAUAAAAGAGGCUUCCAAAGAUGAUUUUGGACAAUAUCGCGUUACAGUUAGGAACACAGCAGGAGAGGCAACAGCAGACAUCAGCAUUGUUGUGCUGGACAAACCCGGUCAGCCAGGUGGUCCAGUUAAGGUUGAGGAGGUCACUUCUGACAGCGUGACCAUUUCCUGGAGCCCACCAGAGUACGACGGCGGGUGCACAAUCAAAAACUACAUUGUGGAAAAGAGAGACACGUCCACAACGAAUUGGAUGGUUGUGUCUCCAAACCUUGCAAGGACAAAAGUUAAAGCAGGCAGAUUGAAAACUGGCUCAGAAUAUCAGUUUCGAAUCACAGCAGAAAACAGAUAUGGGAAAGGUCCAGUUCUUCAGUCAGAGUCUAUUGUAGCUCAAUAUCCAUACAAGCUUCCAGGACCACCAGGAACACCCUCCAUUGCAACGUGCACAAAGGACAGCAUGGUGGUGGCAUGGAAUGAGCCUGUAAAUGAUGGAGGUAGCGCUAUCGUAGGCUAUCAUCUGGAGCGCAAGGAAAGAACCAGUAUCCUCUGGGUCAAACUGAACAAAUCGCUUAUUACAGACCAAACCUUCAAGACCACAGGGCUAGAACCAGGAAUGGAAUACGAGUACAGAAUUUAUGCUCAAAACAUUGUGGGCAUAGGCAAAGUCAGCAAAGUGUCAGAAGGUCACGUCGCCAGAGAUCCUUGUGACCCUCCAGGUACACCAGAGGCAACCAGGAUUACGAGGGAUUCAGUUCACAUCGCUUGGACAAAGCCCGAGUAUGAUGGCGGUGCCAAGAUUACAGGCUACAUGGUGGAAAAGAAGGAGCUACCUGAAGGUCGCUGGUUGAAGGCUAACUUCACUAAUGUCAUAGAGACAGAAUAUGCUGCAACUGGACUCGUGCAGGAUAAGCAGUACGAGUUCCGUGUUACUGCUAGAAAUGCCGCUGGCGUUUUUAGUCUCCCCUCUUACAGCACCGGCCCCAUCACUGCCAGGGAUGAGAUUGAGCCCCCUCGUAUCAGUAUUGACCCCAAGUACACACAGACCAUUAUGGUAAAAGCGGGAGAUAAUUUUAAGAUUGAUGCAGAUGUCCACGGCAAACCAUUGCCCUCUAUCACCUGGUUGAAAGGAGAGCAGGAAAUGCGAAACACAAUCCACAGAGAGAUUAAGAACACAGAAACCCAUGCCUGUGCCACUAUAAAGGAAGCUAAACUUUCCGAUGGAGGCGCAUAUACUCUGCUGCUGAAAAAUCCAGGAGGAGAAAAGGCUGUACAAGUGAAUGUGGUCAUUUUGGAUAAACCGGGAGAACCACAAGGACCGCUGACUGUAACAGGUAUAACAAAAGACCAAUGCUGUCUUGCAUGGAGAGCACCGCGACAAGAUGGCGGUAGCAAAAUAUCUCACUAUGUCGUGGAAAGGAGAGAAACCAGUAGAUUAAUCUGGACUGUUGUGGAUCCAAAAGUGCCGAACACCUGCCACAAGGUUACAAAGCUCCUGGAAGGCAAUGAGUACAUCUUCAGAGUCCAUGCUGUAAAUGAGUUUGGUAAUAGUGCACCACUUGAGUCUGAGCCAGUGAUUAUUAAAGAUCCAUACAUAGCCCCUGGAUCGCCCAAAGGCUUAGAGAUUUUAAAUGUGAAAAAGGAUUCAAUGGUGCUCAAAUGGGAGGCUCCAACUGAGGACGGAGGCAGUCCUAUCACAACAUAUAUAAUUGAAAAGCAUGACAAAGAAGGUGUACGGUGGACUCGAUGCAACAGGCAAACUGUGUUAGAUUUGACUUUCAAGGUCACAGGACUCCUGGAGAGACACAAUUAUGAAUUCAGGGUUGCAGCAGAGAAUUCUGUGGGUGUUGGCGAGCCCAGUUCUCCAACAGUAUACUACAAAGCCCUCGAUCCUGUCUUCAGGCCUGGCCCUCCACAGAAUCCCAGAGUUACAGACACAACCAAAUUGUCAUUAUUCCUGUCAUGGAUCAAGCCCAUCUGUGAUGGUGGCUCAGAGAUCCAGGGAUACAUCAUUGAGUGCUGCAGUACCACAGAGCAAGUCUCAGCUGGUGCGGCACUGAUUGAAGCCUCGGCUGCUGAGGUGCCAGCCACAGAUGCACCUGCAGAGGAUUGGAUCAUGUGCACGCCACCGACAGGUGUCAAGAAGACCAAAUUUGAGGUUAUAAACCUGAAAGAAAAUCAGGCUUAUAAAUUGAGAGUGUGUGCCAUCAACAAGGUUGGGGUUGGCGAGCACACUGAUGUUGCUGGAGCAGUUAUUGCCCAGGACAGAGCAGAGGAACCGGACCUUGACAUUGACCCAGAACUGAGAAAGAUUGUGACAAUUAAGGCUGGACUUUCGCUUAGACUCUUUAUUCCAAUCAAGGGAAGACCCAUUCCAAGCAUCAAAUGGGACAAAGAUGAUUCUGCACUUAAGGAGAAGGCUCAAGUUGAAGUGACCAGCAGUUACACAGCGCUUGUGAUUGACCAGAUGAGCAGAGUAGAUAGUGGGAAAUACACCAUCACUGCAGAGAAUUCUAGUGGAACCAAAUCUGCAUUUGUUGUCGUCCGUGUUCUCGACACACCAAGCGCUCCUGUAAAUCUGACAGUGAAGGAAAUUACAAACCAAUUAGUGACACUUGCUUGGGAAGCACCCAUUUUAGACGGUGGAUCCAAAAUAAAAAACUAUAUCGUGGAAAAGAGAGAGAGUACACGUAGAACGUAUGCUGCCGUGGUAACUAAUUGCCAUGCUCUUUCGUGGAAGAUUGAGCCACUCCAGGAGGGCUGCAGUUAUUACUUCAGAGUCCUUGCUGAGAAUGCACAUGGUAUUGGUCUGCCUUCAGUAACUGUUGACCCGCUUAAGGUCUCAGAGGUGCCGCAGGCUCCCAGGAGCUUGACUGUGACAGAUCAAACAAAUACAAGCAUCUCUUUGGCCUGGGAAAGUCCAGAAUAUGAUGGCGGUAGCAGAGUCGUCCAUUACUUGCUUGAGAUACAGCUUAAGGGCCAAGAGAAGUGGUCUGGUGUUAACACAUACAAAACAAUGGAGACAACCGUUUCCAAUCUGAACCCAGGGGAGGACUACCUGUUCCGAGUUACAGCAAUCAAUGACAAGGGGAAAAGUGACCCGAGAGUCCUUUCUGGGCACGUCAUGACCAAGAACUUGGUGUUUGAGCCUGAUGUUCGACCUACUUUUAGCAGCUACAGUGUCCAUGUUGGUAAAGAUCUAAAAAUUGAAGUGCCAAUCUUUGGACGCCCAAAACCAACAAUAGCAUGGACCAAAGAUGGAGCACCUCUGAAGUUCACUACCAGAGUGAACAUUAAAAACACCCAGACUUAUACAAGUCUGAGCAUUAAGGAGGCAGCAGGUGAUGACGGAGGCAUGUACAGCAUUAAUGCAGCUAACUCUGCUGGAAAGAAAGAAGUCACAGUUGAAAUCAUAGUACUUGACAAGCCUGGACCCCCGUCUGGCCCUGUGAAAUUUGAUGAAAUCACAACGCAGAGUGUGACUAUUUCAUGGGAUCCACCAAAACACAAUGGUGGGUGCCAGAUUUCAAACUACAUUGUGCAGAAAAGAGAUACUGUAACAACAACAUGGGAAAAUGUCAGUAAUAACUGUGCCAGAACCACAAUCAAAGUGCCCAGACUGAAGACUGGAGCCGAGUACCAGUUCAGGAUCAUUGCCCAGAACCGGUACGGGAAGAGUCACGGCCUAGAUUCAUCUGCUGUUGUUGCUCAGUACCCAUACAGGGAACCUGGCCCACCAGGCACGCCAUUCAUCUCUUCACUCUCAAGAGAUCACCAGAUUGUGGAUUGGCACGAGCCCAUCUCGGACGGAGGCAGUCCGGUCCUCGGCUACCAUCUCGAAAGAAAAGAGAGGAAUAGUAUUCUCUGGGUCAAAAUAAACAAGACACUCCUGCAUGAGACUAAUUGCAAGAGCCACCCCUUAGAGGAAGGUAUUGAGUAUGAAUACCGGGUGUACGCUGAAAAUAUUGUAGGCAUCGGACGGUGCAGCAAGGUUUCAGAGGGUUGCGUGGCCAGAGACCCAUGUGAUCCUCCUGGUACACCAGAAGCUAUCCACGUGACCAAAGAUACCAUUGUUAUCCAGUGGACGAAACCAGAGUAUGAUGGCGGUAGUAAUAUAACCGGCUACCUUGUGGAGAGGCGUGACUUGCCAGAAGGCCGUUGGGUAAGGGCAAACUUCACUAAUGUGAUUGAGACCCAGUUCACUGCCACUGGCCUAACGGAAAAUUCCCAAUACGACUUUAGAGUCAUUGCCAAAAAUGCUGUUGGCACCAUUAGCAAGCAAUCGUACAACAGUGGACCAAUCACUGCGAGCGACAGGAUUGAAGUGCCGAAAUUCUCUAUUGACCCUGCAUUCACCAAGACCAUUGUUAUCAACGCUGGAGAGAUGUUCAAGCUGGACGCAGACGUUCGUGGCAAACCACUGCCAGCAAUGCAGUGGUUCAAGGAUGAAGUUCCAAUCGAAAAUACACUCAGGCUUAACAUAAAAAAUACAGAAACUCAUGCACUGAUAGUCAUUAAGGACUCUGUGAGAAUUGACAGUGGAAUGUACACGCUCCAUUUAACAAACGAGGCAGGCUCUGAAACUGUGCCAUUCAAAGUGUUGGUCUUGGACCGACCGAGCCCCUGUGAGGGACCCCUUCACGUAGCUGGGGUAGCUGAGGAUAGAUGCUCAUUGGUGUGGCGUGCUCCUUUACAGGAUGGAGGAAGUCCCAUCACGCAUUACAUCAUCGAAAGAAGAGAGACCAGCCGUUUAGCUUGGACUGUUGUUUCUUCCAGCUGCACCACCACAUGCUACAAAGUCACUAACUUGUUGGAGGGCAAUGAGUACAUGUUCCGUGUGAUGGCGGUCAACAGUUAUGGUACCAGCAGCCCACUGGAGUCUGGUGGAGUAAUCAUGAAGACUCCUUUUGUACUUCCUGGUCCGCCUCACAUUGAGGAUGUAGCCAACAUUACUCAUGAGAGCAUGACUGUCACUUGGACUGCCCCAGAGUUUGAUGGUGGUAGUGAAAUUUUAAAUUAUGUUGUUGAAAAGAAGGAUAGAGCGGGAAUUAAAUGGACUCGAUGCAACAGACAGAAAGUCACUGACCUUUCCUUCAGAGUAAGUGGCCUAACCACCUGCCAUGAGUAUGAGUUCAGAGUGGCUGCUGAGAAUGUUGUCGGCCUGGGAGAGUCCAGUCUACCGAGCUCUCACUACAAGGCCUGCGAUCCUAAGUACAAACCUGGGUCGCCGGCAUAUCUCAACGUUGUUGACUCCACACAGAGCUCGAUCACAGUGUUGUGGGGCAAGCCAUUGUCUGACGGUGGUAGCCCCAUUCAAGGAUACAUUGUUGAAGUCUGCAAGGCUGAGGAAGAAGAAUGGACCAUGGUUACUCCCCCCACUGGCUUGCGUGUUACCAAAUAUGAGAUUCCCAAAUUAACAGAAGGUCAGGAAUAUAAGAUUCAGGUGUGUGCUCUGAACAAACUUGGAGUUGGUGAGCCAGCCAUCCUCUCGGGAAUCGCUAAGCCAGAAGAACGGCUUGAGCCACCACAGAUCCACUUGGAUUCUGAGCUGAGGAAGGGAAUAUCUGUGAAGGCAGGUGGAUCUGUUCGGAUCCGUAUUCCAUUCAAGGGCAGACCAACCCCUGAGAUUAAGUGGUUUAAAGAUGGGAAGGAGCUAACUGAAAAGGCAUUGGUUGAAAAGAGUCCCAUCUUCACACAGUUGUCUAUAGACUCCUGUGACAGAUGUGAUUCAGGAAAAUACAGUCUAACCUUGACCAACAGCAGUGGGUCUGUGUCCGAGUUUGUUAGUGUUAAAGUCCUUGAUACACCGGGAGCCCCGCAAAGCCUUGUAGUGAAAGAUGUUAGGAAGGACUCAGUCACUCUUGUUUGGGAUGCACCACUGAUCGAUGGUGGUUCUAAAAUUAAGAACUAUGUAGUUGACAAGCGUGAAUCAACGAGGAAGGCUUACGCAAAUGUCUCGACCAAAUGCACAAAGACGACAUUCAAGGUUGAGAACCUGAUUGAGGGGGCUAUGUACUACUUCAGAGUCAUGGCUGAGAAUGAAUAUGGCAUUGGCCAGGCGAUUGAAACAAAGACAGGUUCAAAAGCUUCCGAGGUACCACUUCCUGUUGGAAACAUCUACCUCGUCGAUGUCACCAAAGGCAGUGUGUCACUAGCCUGGGAAAAACCUGAGCAUGACGGCGGCAGCAGGAUUUGUGGCUACCUCAUUGAGAUGCAGCCUAAGGGUACAGAUAAGUGGGGUGUCGCCUCAAAUGCAAAGACAUGCGAAGGCACAGUCACAGGCCUCACAAGUGGUACGGAAUAUCUCUUCCGUAUUAUUGCUUAUAAUGAGAAGGGAAAGAGCGAGCCAAAGGCACUUGUGACACCCAUUGUUGCUAGUGACAUGACCUUGGAUCCAACCAUUAAGAUGCAGUUCAACACUUACAGUGUGUUAGCGGGAAAGGAUCUGACCUUGACAUUCCCCGUACUUGGCAGGCCCAAACCUAGAGUCACCUGGGUAAAGGAUGGUCAGCCCCUGAAGGUGACCUCCAGAGUCAACGUGGUGAACACGCUUGCAACAACCGGGAUUCAGAUCACUGAAGCGAGCAAGGAGGACUUUGGAAAGUACUCCAUUACAGCAAACAAUACUGCGGGCACAUUUACUGAUAACAUGGAUAUCAUUAUUCUUGAUAAGCCAGGUCCACCAAGUGGUCCACUUAAAGUUGUUGAGGUGAGUAGCACUUUUGUCCACCUCUCAUGGGAACCUCCAGAGUACAAGGGCGGAUGCCAGGUGAAACAUUAUAUUGUAGAAAAGCGAGCGACCACAGGCAAUACAUGGCAGUCAGUCACCACACAGCUAGCUAGGACAGCUUUCAAAGUGACCAAGCUGAAGACUGGUGCGGAAUACCAGUUCAGAGUCAUUGCUGAAAACAGAUAUGGAAAAGGCGCUCCUCUAGACUCCAAGACUAUCGUUGUGCAGUAUCCAUACAAGCCACCAGGCCCCCCUGGAACCCCGUAUGUUAAAUCUGCAACUAAAGAGAUGAUGAUCAUUGAAUGGAAUGAGCCAGUCAACGACGGUGGAAGUGUUGUUAUUGGAUACCAUCUAGAGAGCAAAGAGAGGAGGAGUAUCCUGUGGAACAAACUGAACAAGACUCUGAUCGGCGAUACUCUGUUUAAGAUCUGUAAUCUAGAAGAAGGAAUUGGAUACGAGUUCAGAGUGUAUGCUGAAAAUAUUGUUGGCAUCGGCAGAUGCAGUAAAGUCUCUGAGUCCUUUGUCGCUCGUGAUCCAUGUGACCCGCCUGGUGCUCCAGAGGCUGUAACCAUUUCUAAAAACCUCAUCAAGAUUAGUUGGACCAAGCCUCAGUAUGAUGGCGGCAGCAAAGUCAAUGGCUAUAUUGUUGAGAAGAAAGAGCUUGCCUCUCCCGAUGGGCGCUGGGUCAGAGAAAACUUCACGAAUAUAAUGGAGACUGAAUAUAACAUCAGCGGUCUGACAGAAAAUGAGCAAUAUGAAUUCAGGGUUAUUGCUAGGAAUGCAGCUGCCGUCUUCAGCGAGCCCUCUGACAGCUCUGGCCCUAUUACUGCUACUGAUGAAAUUGAGCCACCAAGGGCCUCAAUGGACCCCAAGUACAAGGAUGUUAUUGUUGUCAAUGCUGGAGAACAUUUAACUCUUGAUGCUGACAUCCACGGAAAACCAAUUCCUGACGUGGUCUGGUUCAAGGAGGGAAAAGAAAUGGACAAAGCUCUGCGCAUUGAAGUGAAAAAUACUCAAAAAUGUGCUGCCAUGACUAUUAAGGAUGUGACCAAAUUGGACAGUGGCCACUAUGAACUUAUGCUCAAAAAUCUGGGUGGUACAAAAAGCUUCCCAAUCACAGUCAAAGUCCUUGACAAACCGGGUAAACCCACUGGACCCUUGAAGGUAACAGGAAUCAUGGCUGACCAUUGUACCCUUGCCUGGUCUGAGCCAACCCUGGACGGAGGUGCUAAUAUCACUCAUUAUAUCCUGGAGAAGAGAGAGACCAGCAGCUUAUCCUGGACAGUGGCUGCAGCCAAUAUCCAGACUCUGUAUUACAAACUAACAAACCUGCUCACAGAGAAUGAAUACAUUUUACGUGUCAGGGCUGUUAACAAAUACGGUAUAGGUGAUUAUCUUGAGAGUGAGCCCAUCAUUGCACGCAAUCCAUACAAGCCUCCUAGUCCUCCUGGGACACCAGAUGCAAGUCAGAUCACGAAGGAUUCCAUGGUUUUGUCAUGGACAGCCCCAGAACAGACUGGUGGAGCUGAUAUUGCGGGCUAUCACCUUGAAAAACGUGACAAAGACAGUGUCAGGUGGACAAAGUGCAACAGACAAAAACUGACAGAUACUCACUUCAAAGUGACAGGAUUGAUGACGAAUCACUUUUACGAGUUCCGUGUUGCGGCUAACAAUGAGGCUGGAGUGGGAGACCUCAGUGAACUGUCCCUAUUUUACAGAGCCUGUGAUGCCACAAAACCCCCAGGACCCCCACACCAUCCCAAGGUGACAGACUACACAAAGUCCUCCAUCUCUCUUUCCUGGGGCAAACCCGACUUUGAUGGCGGUGCCUAUAUCAAGGGCUACAUAGUUGAAAUACGGGAGUAUACACAAGUACCAGAAUCAACAGAGGAGGUAGAAGUUGCCCCGGCAGUAGACGCACCGGUCGAAAAAGAGUGGACCAUAUGCACCCCACCCUCUGGCAUUCAGGCCACUAAAUUCACUGUCCCGGACUUAAAACAAGCUAAAGAAUACCAAUUCCGUGUCUGUGCCAUCAAUUCAGAGGGAGUGGGUGAGGCUGCUUAUGUUCACGGCACGGUGGUUGCUCUGGACAGGGUCGAAGCACCAGAGAUUGAGCUUGACGCUGAUCUCAGAAAGGUGGUGUCUGUACGUGCUGGUGGUACAUUGCGUCUGUUUGUCACCAUUAGAGGAAGGCCCGAACCUGCUGUAAAAUGGGAAAAAAUCGAUGGUACUCUCCCAGAUCAUGCUUUGAUUGACACCACAAGCUCAUACACCAUGGUUGUAAUUGACAAUGUUAACCGCUGGGACAGUGGAAAAUACUCACUCACCUUGGAGAACAGCAGUGGUUCAAAGUCGGCCAUUGUCGCCGUGAGAAUUUUGGAUACACCAGGUGCACCGCAAAACUUCUCUGUGAAGGAGGUCAAAAAAGAUUCAGUGACGCUUGUCUGGGAUACACCACUCACCGACGGUGGGUCUAAAGUCACCAACUACAUUGUGGAGAAGAGAGAGUCUGUCCGGAAGGCCUACACUACUGUAACAAGCAACUGCACAGCCAAAACAGUUAAGAUUGAAGAGUUGCCUGAGGGUAGCAUUUUCUACUUUAGAGUUUGUGCUGUUAAUGAGUACGGUCAAGGACAAAUGGUUGAAACCAAAGAAAUUAAAGUAUCUGAGGUACCCCUGCCACCAAGCAAUGUAACCAUUGUUCAUGUGACUAAAACCAGCAUUUCACUCUCAUGGGACAAACCUGCACACGAUGGUGGAAGUAAAGUCAUCUGCUACAAUGUGGAAUUCAAGCCCAAGAUUGGUGAAAAAUGGGGUACAGCUUGCACAGUCAAGGUGCCAGAGGCAACUAUUCAUAACCUGACUCCCAACGAAACCUAUCUAUUUAGAGUUGUUGCAAUCAACGAGAAGGGAAAGAGUGAGCCGAAGGAGCUUGGUUUGCCUGUCGUUGCAAAGGAUGUGGCAAUUGCGCCAUCUGUCAACUUAUUAUUCACAACAUACAGCGUGAAGGCUGGAGAUGACUUGACCGUUGAGGUUCCAGUGAGAGGCAGACCUAAGCCUGUCAUCUCAUGGAAGAGGGAUGGUCUUCCUGUGAAGCAAACUUCUUCAGUUACAAUUGUAAACACAGCAACCUCAUCCAAGAUUAUCAUUAAACAGGCUGCCAGGGAGCAUGUUGGAAAGUAUGAGAUCACCCUGGCCAACACUGCAGGAACAGCAACGUCCCAUCUAGGUAUAGUUGUCCUGGAUAAACCGAGUCCCCCGACAAGCGUUAAGGUGGAUGCUGUGACCUCUGAAAGCAUCACACUUUCCUGGUCUCCACCAGACUACGAUGGCGGCUGCUCCAUCAGUAACUAUAUCGUUGAGAAGAGAGAUACCAAUACACAAGAGUGGCAAAUGGUUGCAAGCAAUGUGGCCAGAACCUCUUACAAGGCUGGCCGCCUGACGCAUGGGGCAGAAUACCAAUUCCGCAUCUAUGCUGUCAACCGUUAUGGGAAGAGCGCACAUUUGGAUUCUCCUGCAAUUACAGCUCAGUACAACUUUAAGCAACCCGGACCUCCUUCCACACCUGCAGUAAAGAUUGCUACCAAGUCUUACAUGGUGGUGACCUGGAACGAGCCUGUCAAUGAUGGGGGAAGUCCUGUUCUUGGCUAUCACCUAGAGCGGAAGGAGCGUGCUAGCAUUCUCUGGACUAAGAGUAACAGAGGACUGAUCAAGGACUCUGAAUACAAAGUCAGUGGAAUAGAAGAGGGUAUGAUGUAUGAAUAUCGUGUCUAUGCUGAAAAUAUUGCUGGUAUCGGUAAAUGCAGCAAGGCCUCUGAAGCUGUAGUGGCAAGAGAUCCAUGUGAUCCUCCAGGAACCCCCGUUGUCACUGCUAUUAGCAGAACAUCUGUGUCGUUGUCUUGGGACAAACCAGAGUAUGAUGGUGGUGCCAAUGUAUCUGGCUACAUCAUUGAAUGUAGAGAUCUUCCAGAAGGACGCUGGACAAGGUGCAACUUCACUAAUGUGCCCGAGACUCACUAUCAUGUGACGGGCCUUACAGAGAACAGCCAAUAUGACUUCCAUGUCAUUGCUAAGAAUGCAGCGGGAUUGUUCAGUGAACCCUCCGACAACACUGGCCCAAUCACUGUCAAGGAUGAUGUAGAGCUGCCACGCAUCAUGAUGGAUGUAAAAUACAGAGAGACAAUAUUUGUUAAAGCAGGAGAAACUAUGAAGAUGCAUGCUGACAUUGCAGGCCGCCCUGCACCCGUCAUUGCGUGGAGCAAAGAUGGCAACGAGAUUGUGCUUAGAGCAAGAAUCCAGAUUCUUUCAACAGAUAGCAGUACCUCAGUGAUUGUGAAAGACUGUAUCAGAAGAGAUUCUGGUCAAUAUGUACUCACUCUUCAGAACAUUGCUGGUACAGUUCGCAUGCCAAUAAAUUGUGUAAUUCUGGAUAAAUCAGGUCCCCCUGCAGGACCUCUGCAGAUUACAGAUCUCACAGCUGAGGAAUGCACUUUGUCAUGGGGUCCACCUCAGGAGCCUGGCGGUGCCGAGAUCACACACUAUGUUGUUGAGAAGCGCGACACCAGCUGCUUGGCCUGGACACUAGUGAAGGGCGAUGUCACCAAAACGUACUUCAUUGUCACAGGGCUGCUGAAGGGCAAUGAAUAUAUCUUCAGGGUUUUGGCUAUUAACAAACAUGGAAGUGGUGAGGCUUUGGAAAGUGAUGCUGUCAAGAUCACCGAUCCAUACACUUUUUCCACAGCACCGCUUAACGUUGAUGUCACUGAUAUUACUGGAGAUUCAAUGACCCUUACGUGGUGCAAACCGAUGAGUGACGGAGGCAGUCCAAUCACUGGCUAUGUAUUAGAGCGUCGGGAGAAGACAGGCAUGCACUGGAUCCGUGUCAAUAGAGAUCAAGUCACUGAAUGCACCACAGUAGCAACCAAACUACGCAAGGGUUGUGAGUAUGACUUCAGGGUCUAUGCUGAAAAUGCCGCUGGUCUGAGCCCUCCAAGUGAAACCUCUGCCUUAUUUAGAGCAGUCGAUCCUCUGGCAGUUCCUAUUCCACCAUCCAAGCCAAAGAUCGUGAAUUCAACCAAGGAAAGUGUGUCCAUUGGAUGGAAAACACCUACUGAUAAUGGAGGUGCUCCUAUCCUUGGAUACAGUGUAGAAUACAGGGACUACAUUCACAAACCAAAACCGGUGUUAGCGGAUGAUGAGGAGGAAUAUGAAGAAGAGGAAGUAGAGUCACCCGAAGAACUGCAGAGAUGGGUGGAGGCCAUUGCACUUACCAAAAGCUUGGAGUUCACAAUUACUGGACUAAAACCUGACAUGGAAUAUGAAUUCUGUGUCAAAGCAAUGAACAAAGUUGGAAGCAGUGGGCGCAGCUGCUAUUCUGAUGCAGCUGCGGCAGUGGAAAGAACUGUAGAGCCAGCAUUCAAUGUGGACAUCGAGAUGCGCAAAGUCCUUGUGGUUCAGCACGGCACAGCGUUUACCCUCAAGGUUCCAUUCAAAGGUAAACCUGUUCCCUCAGUGGAAUGGGCCAAAGAAGGCAGAGAUCUAAAGGUGAGAGGAACAAUUGAUUCAACAAACUCCAGCACUUCACUGACCAUUGAAAAGUCAACAAGAAAUGACUCAGGAGAAUACUGCGUCAGUAUUGAAUCAUCUUUAGGAAAAGCAACAUUACCCAUAGUUGUCAAGGUGCUUGACUCUCCCGGACCCCCAGUCAAUGUCAAAGUUUCAGCAGUAACCAGGGACUCAGCAACCCUCACUUGGGAAGCCCCUGAGAAUGAUGGUGGAGAAGCAGUGAAGGCCUACCAUGUUGAAAAGCGCGAGGCCAGUAAAAAGGCCUGGGUUUCUGUGACAACUAACUGCCAUGCAUUGACGUACAAAGUGGAAGACCUGCUUGAAGGAGCCAUCUAUUACUUUAGAGUUAUCGGAGAGAAUGAAUAUGGCGUGGGCGUACCACAAGAGGCUAAGGCUGGCACGAAGAUUACAGAGGUGCCAAGCGUCCCCAUGAAACUCGGAGUUGCAAAUGUCACCAAAGACAGCGUUACAAUUGCCUGGACACGACCCGAGUAUGACGGUGGUAGCAGAGUGAAGGGUUACCUCAUUGAUGCUCUGGAGAAGGGACAGACCAAAUGGGUCAAGUGUGCCACAGUGAGGACCAUGAGCCACACCAUAAAAAGCCUUCGGGAAGGCACAGAGUACUUCUUCAGAGUGCGAGCUGAGAACCAUGCUGGACUAAGUGAACCAAAAGAGAUGAUUGUACCAGUUAUCGUCAAGGAACUUCACGAGGCUCCAGAGUUUGAUCUGAAGAAUUACCCCAAGAAUGCUGUUUAUGUAAGAGCUGGAUCCAACCUUACCUUUGACAUUCCACUGACUGGCAAGCCAAUGCCUAAAGUGACUCUGUCCAAGAACAAUGUUGUCAUCAAGGGAUCCAAAAGACUAUUGACCGAACUCACUCCUGACAGCUUAACAUUCACCCUGAAUGAAAGCAUGACAAGUGAUGCUGGAAAAUACGAAGUAACUGCCUCGAACCCUGGUGGUGCCACCAAGAUCUUCAUGAACUUCAUUGUACUAGAUAAACCUGGAUCCCCUGUUGGACCUGUAGAGAUAGGAGAGGUUGGAGAGACUACAGCGUACCUGAAAUGGACUCCUCCAGAGUAUGAUGGUGGCAGUCCUGUUACCAAUUAUGUCGUCCUGAAACGGGAAACUAGCACACCUACCUGGACAGAGAUGUCAACUAACAUUGCAAGAAGCGAAUUCAAGGCGACGAAGCUGACCAAGGGGGAGGAAUAUCAGUUCAGAAUUAAGGCUCAGAACCGCUAUGGUGUCAGCGACCACAUUGACAGCAAGCCAGUAAUGAUCAAGCUUCCAUUCACCUUCCCUGGACCUCCAUCCACACCUUGGGUUAGUUUCGUAUGUAGAGAUAACCUGACUGUCUGCUGGAACGAACCGGUCAACGAUGGCGGGAAUCCCGUGAUCGGAUAUCAUCUUGAGAUGAAGGAAAGGAGCAGUAUCCUCUGGCAAAAGAUUAAUAAAACAGCAGUACCAGGAAACCAGUUGCGGGUCACCAACAUCUGCCCAGGUCUCAUCUAUGAGUUCAAGGUGGCAGCUGAAAAUGCUGCCGGUAUCGGAAAGAUGAGCAAGAUAUCUGAAGAGGUGCUGGCUAUUGACGCAUGUGAGCCUCCUGCAAAUGUCCAUGUCACUGAAGUCACAAAGAACUCAGUCAGCCUGUCCUGGCAGAGGCCACCGUAUGAUGGCGGCAGUAAGAUCACCGGCUACAGUCUGGAGAGAAGGGAAGCAGCCAUUGGCAGAUGGGUGAAGGCUAACUUCACAAAUAUCCUUGAGAUGGACUUCACAGUGUCUGGCCUGAACCACAAUGAGUCUUAUGAGUUCAGGGUGUAUGCAAAAAAUGCUCUUGGCUCUGUCAGCAACCCUUCUCUUAUUGCCGGCCCAGUCACUUGUAUUGAUGCGUGUGGUGCUCCAGCCCUCGACGUCCCUCCAGAGUAUUUGGAUGUGGUUCAAUACAAAGCCGGAACUUCAGUUAAAAUCAGAGUCGGAAUCAUCGCCAAACCUCAGCCAAGCAUCGAGUGGCUGAAGAAUGGGAAGGAGCUUGUGGCUUCUGAUUCCUUGUGUGUGGAAAGCACAACCGACUCAUCGGCCAUCGUGAUCAAGGAUGCGACCCGCCAACACACUGGCUCGUAUGGGAUCAAGAUCAAGAAUAUCUUGGGCUCAGCAACUGCCACGAUCGCGGUUGAAAUCCUUGACAAACCUGGAUCCCCAGCUGGCAGCAUUAAUUUUACCCUCAUUACAGCAGACAGAAUCACCUUCCGCUGGGAACCUGUAUGUGAGGCUGAUCAUGGAGGUUCCAAGGUGACACACUACAUUGUCGAGAGGCGUGAAACCAGCAGAGUGGUCUGGUCCACAAUCUCAGAGAGGCAUGAGCAGACGUACAUCUCUGUCGGCAAACUGGUGCGAGGAAAUGAAUAUGUGUUCCGCGUCAUGGCUGUUAACAAGUAUGGCAUGGGAGUACCACUGGAGUCUGAGGCUGUUGUUGCAAAGAAUGCUUUUGUAACUCCGGGACAGCCACAUACUCCUGAGGUGAACGUCAUCACCAAGACUACUAUGGUGGUAGAAUGGGAACGUCCAGGUGUGGACGGGGGUAGCACAGUUACUGGCUACUACCUGGAGAGACGUGACAAGAAGAGUUUGCGUUGGAUCAGAGUUUACAAGGAUCCUAUUCCUGACAACAAACAGACUGUCUACCACCUAACUGAAGGAAAUGAUUACCAGUAUCGUGUCUGUGCCAUUAACAAGGCUGGAGAAGGACCCUUCUCAGAUGUAUCUGACUUCUAUAAGGCUUCAGAUCCAAUUGAUCCACCAGAUGAGCCUUGCAAGCUGAAGGUGAUGGAUUCCACCAAGACCUCUAUCACACUGGGAUGGUCUAAGCCAGAGUGGGAUGGAGGCAGUGAGGUGACCAGCUACAUGGUGGAGAAACUUAAUGAGGGAGAGGAACAUUGGGCAAUGGUUACUUCAAAGGGAGAGGUCAAGAUGACCGAAUACACUGUACAUGACUUAAAGCCAGAUGUUAACUACUUCUUCCGAGUUUCUGCUGUCAACUGCGCAGGCCGUGGGGAACCCCUGCAGAUGACUGAGCCUGUACAGGCUAAAGAUAUCCUGGAGGAAGCCCAGAUUGACUCGGAUGUGGCUACAAGAACUCACUACAUAGUGAAGGCUGGCAAGGACGUGGAGCUCUCUGUUCCUCUGAAGGGCCGACCAUCUCCCUGUGCUUCCUGGAGCAAAGGAGAUGUAUGCAUUGACAACAACCCCUCUUAUGAAUUCCACCACUCAGAUGCAACCACAGUGCUCGUUAUGCGUGACGUAAACAAGCUCCACACUGGAAAAUAUACAGUCAAGAUUGAGAACGGUGUGGGAGAGCCCAAGACAUUAACCUUGUCUGUGAAGGUCCAGGACUCUCCAGGUCAGUGCAGGAACCUGACACUGAAAGAAGUAACCAGUGGAAAAGUAACUCUUUGCUGGGAGACCCCGCUCCUCGAUGGCGGUGCUGAAAUCACCAACUACAUUGUUGAGAAGAGGGACUCUUCAAAGAGAUCGUACUCUACAGUAACAAGCAAAUGCACUGACACAAUCUACAGAAUUGAAGAUCUCUCUGAAAAGACAUCGUACUUCUUCCGUGUUCUCGCAGAGAAUGAGAACGGUGUUGGUGAACCAUGCGAAACUCUCGAACCAGUGAAGGCUACACAGACCCCUGGAACAGUCAAAGACGUUUCGAUGAAGGAUUCCUCCAGGACCUCUGUCACUCUGCAGUGGCUAAAGCCUGAAUAUGAUGGCGGGAGCAUCAUCUCCGACUACAUCAUUGAAAAGAAAGCCUCAGAUGAGGAAUGGACACUGGGAGGAAUGAGCCGAUACUGUGAGUUUGAAGUAGAAAAACUAAAGGAGCACUCUGACAUGUUCUUCAGAGUUGCUGCUCGAAAUGAGAAGGGUCAGGGUGAUUUUGUGAAGAUAGGGCCAAUCAAAGUAAUCGACUACGUUAUUACACCUGAAGCAAGCCUUGCAGACUACCCAGAUGGAAGAAUCUGUGUUCGCUUAGGUCACAAUGUCCACAUUGAGCUCCCAUACAGAGGUAAACCUAAACCAUCGGUCUUGUGGCUGAAGGAUAACCUUCCCCUGAAGGAAAGCGAUCAAAUACGCUUCAAGAAGACAGACAACAAAGCCACACUAAUGAUAAAGAAUGUGAAGAAAGAGAAUGAUGGUAAAUUCACACUCACUCUUGACAACAAAAUCAACAGAAAGUCCUUCCAUAUCCACGUCAUUACGCUCGGACCCCCAUCAAAGCCCCUUGGACCCAUCCACCUUGAUGAAGUAAGAGCAGAAAGCAUCAUGAUCUCCUGGGAUGAGCCCAACGAUGACGGUGGUGGAGAAAUCAACUGCUACACUGUAGAGAAGCGCGACACCUCUCAGCCUGACUGGAAGAUGGCUUGUUCCAGUGUGGAGGGAAGUCAGUUCAAAGUGCCUAACCUGAUCAAGGGUGUCCAAUAUCAGUUCCGGGUGUGUGCUGAGAACAGGUAUGGUGUCAGUGAACCCCUGGUCUCACAGAUGGUAAUUGCCAAGCACCAGUUCAGGCCCCCAGGUCCACCAGGCAAGCCUGUUGUGUAUAACAUCACCAACGAUGGCAUGACUAUCCAGUGGGAGAAGCCUAUCUAUGACGGUGGUACCCCCAUCCAGGGAUUCCAUGUGGAGAAGAGGGAAAAGAACAGCAUCAUGUGGCAGAAGGUGAACAUGGCGCUCAUCAAAGAAACCGAUUACAGGAUCCUGGGUCUCAUUGAAGGCCUUGAGUACUCGUUCAGAGUGUAUGCACAGAAUGACGCUGGCUGUAGCCGAAUGAGUGAUGAGAGCAAGCCCACCAUGGCUGUCAGUCCUGUUGAUCCUCCUGGCCAGCCUGACUACACUGACGUGACAAGUGACUCAAUCACGCUAAAAUGGGACGCGCCCAAACGUGAUGGAGGUAGCAAGAUUACUGGCUACAACAUUGAGAAACGACAGGGACAAGGUCGUUGGUUCAAGGCCAACUUGACUGAUGUUCAUGACUGCCAGUACACUGUGACUGGUUUGACAAUGAAUGAGCGUUAUGAGUUCAGGGUGAUCGCCAGAAAUGCCAUUGGUGUCAUCAGCCCUCCGUCCAACUCAUCUGGUUUGAUUGUGGUCAGAAGCGAGAAUGCUGCUCCUCACAUUGAAUUUGGCCCAGAGUAUUUUGAGGGUUUGACUGUCAAAGCGGGUGACAACAUCAAGGUGAAGGUGGCCAUCACUGGACGGCCUGUUCCUAAGGUGGUCUGGUACAGAGACGGUGUGGAAAUCACCAAAAAGAUGCUGGAUAUUAUCACUGUUGCAGGAUACAGCACUCUUUUCAUUAGAGAUGCUGACCGUACUCACCGUGGUCUCUACACCGUUGAAGCGACCAAUGGAUCUGGCAUCAAAAAGGAGGAUCUCCUGGUUCAAGUCCAAGACACACCUGGAGAUCCAGUAGGAGCCAUCACGUUUAGCAACAUCUCAGAAGGCAGAUGUACUCUGUCCUGGAAUCCGCCAGAGAAUGAUGGCUGCUCAGAAAUUUCACAUUAUAUCAUUGAGAAACGUGAAACAUCCAAGAUCUCUUGGGCGUUAGUGUCUGAAAACUGUCGUGAGUGCACUUUCAGUGCAACCAAACUCAUUAAGAUCAAUGAGUACCAGUUCAGGGUCUCGGCUGUCAACAAGUUUGGUGUUGGGAGACCGUUGGAAUCCUGCCCUAUUAUUGCGCAGCUGCAAUACACUACCCCUGAUUCUCCAGGCACUCCAGAUGCCACUGAGAUCACAGGGGAAAACAUAACUUUGGCCUGGACUCCUCCAACAUCUGAUGGUGGAAACCCCAUUCAUUACUAUAUUCUGGAAAAACGAGAGAAGAAGACUGUCCGGUUCUACAAGGUGCUUUCAAAGAAACCCAUCACUGAAUGUGCUCACAAGGUUCUUAAUCUCACAGAGGAUAUGGAAUAUGAAUUCCGGGUCAUGGCUGUGAAUGAUGCUGGUAUUGGAGCUCCGAGCAAUAUCUCCCUACCCAUAAAAGCUGUUGAGCCUAAGGAUAUCCCCUGUGCCCCAUCUGUGGUCUGUGUGUCAGACUCAACUAAUACCUCUAUUAGUCUGGAAUGGACCAAGCCUGCAGAUGACGGGGGUUCUGAUAUUCUGGGCUACAUCGUCGAGAUGGUUAAGAGCGAUGAACCUGACUGGAAUAGAGUAAAUAAAGACCUAGUGGCAAAAACUGAGUAUACAGUGACUGGUCUACAUACUGGGGUUGAAUACAAGUUCCGUGUUGCAGCCGUAAAUCAAGUCGGAAGAGGCGAAGACAUGCCAACUCUAGAACCGGCUCAGGCCAUUGACAGACUCACACCACCACAGGUGGAUAUUGAUGCCACCUUCAAGCAAAUGCAUAUUGUCAAAGCUGGAGGUUCAGUGAAACUAAGUGUCCAAUUCAGGGGGAAGCCCGUCCCCGUUGCCACUUGGCUGAAAGAAGAAGGAGAACUAAGUGUGAUGUCAGAGGUCACAACUGCAGAGGGCAGCAGUACUCUACUUAUUGAAAAUUGCUCUCGAAAUGAUUCGGGCAAAUACACUGUUAACCUACAGAACAGCAGUGGUAGCAAGGCCAUUACUUUCACUGUGAAAGUCAUGGACACUCCUGGAGCUCCUCAGGCUUUAGCCUUCCAAGAGGUGUCCAGAGGCUCAGUCACACUUGCAUGGGAGCCCCCGCUUAAUGAUGGUGGCGCACGAAUCCACCACUAUAUUAUCGAGAGACGAGAGGCAACCCGUCGCACCUGGCAGCAGUCUGGGGGCAAAUGCACUCAGAAUAUAAUCAAGAUCCAGGACCUCCUUGAGGGAGUGCCAUACUUCUUCAGGGUCUCUGCAGAGAACCAGUAUGGUGUCGGUGAGGUGUUUGAGAUAACGGAGCCUGUUAUUGCUACUGCCGAGCCAGCACCGCCAAAGAGAAUGGACAUUGUAGACACAACAGACAGCUCGGUUUCAUUGAGCUGGCUGAAGCCAGAGCAUGAUGGUGGAAGCCGUAUCCAGUGUUAUGUCAUUGAGGCUAGGCCCAAAGGUACAGGCAAAUGGGUCGUGGUUGGGAAUACCAAGAACCUCUCCUACGUGGUCGAAAAACUCAAUAAGGGAGAUGAGUAUCACUUCCGUGUGAAAGCCAAGAACGAAUCCGGCCUCAGUAGACCCAGAGAAAUUCCGGCCCCCGUGUUGGUCAAAGAGCCUCAUAUUGAACCGGCAGCUGAUCUCAGUGAGAUCACAAACCAGCUGAUCACAUGCAGAUCUGGCAGCAUCUUCACAAUUGAUGUUCCCAUUAGUGGGAGACCUGCUCCCAAGGUAGCCUGGAGGCUGGAGGAGAUGAGACUGAAAAACACUGAACGAGUUUCCAUUAAAGUAACUAAAGACAGAGCAAGCAUAUCAGUCAAGGAUGCCAUGAGGGGUGAUGGUGGGAAAUACUACCUGACCCUGGAGAAUGUCGCCGGAACCAAGACAUUCACUAUCAACAUAAAUGUUACAGGUAGACCCAAUCCUCCAAAGGGGCCUGUUGAAAUCUCCAAUAUCACCUCAGAAUCUUGUGUUGUUAACUGGGAUGUGCCGGAGGACGAUGGUGGCACUAACAUUACCAACUACAUUGUGGAGAAGCGUGAAUCUGGCUCCAGUUUAUGGCAGCUGAUCAACUCCAGUGUGAAACACACAUCUCUUCAUGUGAGUCAUCUGACCAAGUACAUGCAGUACACCUUCAGGGUCUCUGCCGAGAACAGAUUUGGUGUGAGCAAGCCGACUGAGUCCGAGACCAUCGUUGCAGAGCAUUCUUACACACCUCCUGGACCCCCAACAAGGCCAUCUGUCUUUAAUAUCUCUGCCAACACAAUGACCUUGAAGUGGGAGGAGCCUUAUCAUGAUGGGGGCAGCAAGGUGACAGGUUACUGGAUUGAGAAGAAGGAGAGAAAUAAUAUUCUCUGGGUAAGAGAGAACAAGAUCCCAUCCUUUGAGUGCUUUUACAAGGUGGACGACCUCGUUGAAGGUCUGGAGUAUCAGUUCCGAGUUUAUGCCAUGAACAGUGCUGGUCUGAGCAAGGCCAGUGAAGCCUCCAAAGGAGCAGUCGCCCAAAACCCUGUUGAUCCACCAAGUAAGCCAGAAGUGACGAAUGUAACCAGGACCACAGUGUCGCUCAAAUGGUUGACUCCACUUAAUGACGGUGGCAGUCCAAUUGUGGGAUACAUAAUUGAACGCAAACCAUACACUUUGAGUGGCGAGGGCCGCUGGCUGAAAUGUAACUACACGAAUGUUAUGGACACUUUCUACACUGUUACCACCCUGGGAGAAGGAGAACCCUACGAGUUCAGAGUCAUUGCCAAGAAUGCAAACCAGGUCUUCAGCACCCCAUCAGAGUCCACCGGCUCUGUGCAGUGCAAAUCUGACUUUGAACCUCCAAAGGCUCAACUGGACAGUAAACUCUUAUCUGAAGUUGUUAUGGUGAGAGCUGGGUCAGAUCUAGUUCUGGAUGCUGCAGUGGGUGGCAGGCCUGACCCCAAAGCUUCCUGGUCCAAGGGCAACAGGGAACUGGAGUUAUGUGAGAAGUACCACCUGCAAUAUACGUCCAACCGGGCAAUGGCCAUCAUCAAGUUCUGUGACAGAGAUGAUACUGGAAAGUAUAUUCUCACUGUUCGGAAUGUGAGUGGAACCAAGACUGCUGAAGUCAAUGUCAAAGUACUUGACACCCCAGGAGUGUGUGAAGGCAGCAUCAAGAUCAGCAGGAUAACUGAGGAAUCAUGCACUCUGACCUGGAACCCUCCUUUAGAGGAUGGUGGUGAUGAGGUAUCUCACUACCUUGUGGAGAGAAGAGACACCAACAGACUUAACUGGGUUUUCAUGCACGCCGAGUGCAAAGAGCUGACCUGCAACAUCACCGGUCUGUUCAAGAAUACAGAAUACUUGUUCAGAGUUCGGGGAAUCAACAAGUAUGGCACUGGAAUACCCCUUCUCUCAGAGCCCAUGGUUGCCAGAAAUACUUUCACUGUGCCAACUCCACCGGGUGCACCUGAGAUCCUGGUGUCUGGAAAGGACUUUGUAACCAUUGAGUGGCUGAAACCCGAGAGCGAUGGCGGAGGUCCGUUGAUCCACUAUCUGGUUGAGAGGCGGGAGAAGAAGAGUGCCCGCUGGGUGAAGGUGAACAGGAGCGGAGAACACCUCGACACGACACUGAAGGUGUCUGGUUUGGCUGAAGGCAACAUAUAUCAGUUCAGGGUGACGGCCGUCAACAAGGCUGGGGAGAGUGAACCCAGUGAAGUUUCUCUGUAUGUUGUCUGCAGACUACCAACAUGCACCCCCUCACCUCCCUCUGUACCUCGUAUCACUGACACCCACGCUGACAGCAUUAACUUAGCUUGGUCCCGCCCUGUGGAGGAUGGAGGAGCUGAUGUGCUGGGCUACUUACUGGAAAUGCAGGAAGCUGGAACAGAGGAAUGGACAAAGGCCCAUGAGAAGACAUUGCGUACUUCAGAACACAUGGUGACUGGACUUUACUCAGGCAAAAAGUAUCGCUUCAGAGUGGCUGGCAUCAACAUCAAUGGUACCGGAGACUUCAGUGAGCACUGUGCUGAGACGGAGCCAGUGGAGAGAAUUGAAACUCCUGACUUUGAGCUCCACGAUGACCUGAAGAAGACCAUCUGCCUGCGUGCCGGCGGUUGUCUGCGCCUCUUUGUAAAUAUUACUGGCCGUCCUGCUCCGACAAUUGCUUGGAGCAAGCCAGGUGUUGACCUCAACAACCGAGGUUUCAUAGAGGUAACCCAUAAGUCAACCACACUCAUCAUUGAUAAGGUCCACCGAUAUGAUGCUGGAAAAUACACGCUUGUGGCUGAAAACUCUGCUGGGAAACAGGAAGUCUCUCUUCUGGUCAAAGUCUAUGACACACCGGGACCAACAGGACCAAUCAAGAUCAAGGAACUGACCAAAGAAUAUGCCACCAUCUCAUGGGAUGUCCCAACUGUGGACGGUGGCGCUCCUGUCAAUAAUUAUAUUGUUGAGAGGCGUGAGGCCUCCAUGAGAGCCUACAAAACUGUUACUUCCAAGUGCAGCAAGACAUGGUUCAAGAUUGAUGGACUGAUGGAGGGCAUGCUGUACUACUUCCGAGUCCUACCUGAAAACAUUUAUGGUGUCGGCGAGCCUUGCGAGACACCGGACGUCAUCCUGGUUUGCGAGGUGCCUCACCCACCGUGCAAACUGGAGGUGAUUGACGUCACCAAAACCACCGUUUCGUUGGGCUGGGAGAAGCCUGAGCAUGAUGGAGGCAGCAGGCUGAUCGGUUACGUCGUUGAGGCCUGCAAGUUCGGUACUGAGAAAUGGAUGAAGGUGGCCUCGCUCAAGCUAACCGACUUUGAGCACACUAUUGAGAAGCUGAAUGAGAAGGAACAGUACUUGUUCAGAAUCAAAGCCAUCAACAGUCGAGGUGCCAGCGAAGCAAAGGAGCUUGUUACACCUGUGACCGUACAAGAACAAAGAGUGAUGCCUGCAGUGGAUUUCACCAAUCUUCCCCAGAAAGCUGUUAAUGUUGUGGCUGGUAAGACCCUGGAGCUUGACCUGCCAAUCAUCGGCAGGCCUCCCCCGUCCUGCUUUUGGUUCUUUGGUGACAAUAGGAUAAAAAUCACAGACCGUGUCAAGAUCCAGAGCACUAGCAAGUUUUCCAAACUAACCAUGUCUGACACAACUAUUGACGACACUGGCAACUACACCCUGGAGGUGAAGAACACUGUUGGUGUUACCACCGAGGUCAUCAAAAUUGUCAUUCUCUCCAAACCUGACGAACCAAAAGGACCAAUCAGAUUUGAUGAGAUUGAUGCCACCACUGUCACCUGUAGCUGGGAUCCUCCAACAAGAGACGGCGGAGCGCCCGUCAGUGGCUACGUGGUGGAGCAACGAGAUGCCCACAGACCAGGAUGGGUGCCAGUUUGUGACUCGGUCAGUCGACCCACUUUCAAAUUUGAGAACCUGAUUGAGGGAGAUGAGUAUGUCUUCCGUGCUGCUGCUGUGAAUCGCUACGGCACUGGAGAACCUUUGCAGUCUGAGAUUGUCACAUGCAGGAGCUUGAAAAAUGUGUCUGGAUCCCCUGGCCGACCGACCAUUCUUGAUGUAUCACGUGACGGCAUGACUGUAGCCUGGAACCCACCAGAAGAAGAUGGUGGGUUGGAGGUUUCUGGAUACAUCAUUGAGCGCAAAGAAGUCAGGUCUGACAGAUGGGUGCGUGCCAACAAGAAUCCCAUCACCAUGACUAGAUACCGCUCAACAGAACUAAUUGAAGGGCUGGAGUACGAGCACAGAAUCAUCGCUAUCAAUGCCCGUGGAAUAAGCAAACCAAGUCUGCCUUCUAAACCAGCUGUGGCCUCAGAUCCCAUUGAUCCACCUGGUUGUCCACAGAACCCUCGGAUCACGGAAACUACCAAGUCAUCUGUAUCACUGGCUUGGAGUCCGCCCGAUGAUGAGGGAGAUGCGAGAGUGGACGGGUACCUAAUUGAGAUGCAAAAGGUGGGCACCAUGGCUUGGCUCAAAUGCAACACCACGCCCUCUCUGAUCUGCGAAUACACACUGACCAACAUGCCACAAGGAGAGGAGUUCAAAUUCCGAAUACUGGCCUGCAAUGUGGGCGGUUCUGGCGAGCCUGCCGAAGUUCCUGGAACUGUCACCAUCACAGAAAUGUUUGAACCUCCUGAUUAUGAACUUGAGCUGAAAUACAAAGAUGUCUACGUGGUCCGUCACGGUGGAGUGGUCCGGCUCUCUCUUCCCAUCAAGGGUAAACCUCACCCUACUUGCUCAUGGUUCAAGGACAGCGGGGCAGUGUCAACCAAGGCCAUGGUCGCUCACACUGAAGACACCAGUGAACUGGUGAUCAAAGGAGCCGAGAGGAGUGACUCUGGUGUGUAUGAGCUCCUUCUGGAAAAUAAAGUUGGCAAGAAGAAGGUCCAAAUCAAGGUCAAUGUCAUCGGCCGUCCAAGUGCUCCAGAAGGACCAUUAACGUUUGAAGAAAUCCAGGCCAACUCUGUUAAGGUAUCCUGGAAGGUGCCCACCGAUAACGGCGGUACAGAGAUCCUCGGUUGUAUCGUUGAAAGAAGAGAGGUUACCAGAAAUGCAUGGUACACGGUGGACAGCAGGGUGACUGAUAAUCAGUUGGUCGUCAGGGGCCUAAACGAAGGAACAGAAUAUCACUUUAAGGUAACUGCUGAGAACUCCUUUGGUAUAGGUCCAUCUCUGAAGUCAGAGCAGCCGCUGUUACCCAAGACUCCACUUUGUCCACCAGAGACUUCCAGCACACCACCGGAGAUCAUGGAUGUCACCCAAACCUCUGUGGCACUGGCCUGGUCCAGACCAAAGGAUGAUGGGGGUUCUUCCAUCACAGGUUAUUUCAUUGAGUACAAGGAGGUGUCCACAGAGCAAUGGUCUCGUCACCCCACCAGGAUUGUCUCCACCAUGUUUACUCAGUCUGGACUCACAGCAGAUGCAAACUAUCACUUCCGCAUUGUUGCCGUCAAUGACAUUGGCGAGAGUGAGGCUGGACCUGUGUCUGAUCCGGUCACAUGCAAAGAUCCAUUCGAUAAGCCAAGCCAGCCAGGUGAAAUUGAUACAACAAAAGUGACUAAUAACUUGAUCACCAUUUGCUGGCAAGCUCCAGAGUGCGAUGGUGGUAAACAAGUCCUGGGUUAUUGGGUGGACUACAGGAAGUCCACUGAAAGUAGCUGGAAGAAAUGCAACAAACAGAGGCUGAAAGAACAGGAGUUCACCAUGGGUGGUCUGGCAGAAGCUACUGAGUAUGAGUUCAGAGUAUUUGCUGAGAAUGAGACCGGAAUAAGCAGACCUCGUCGGACUGCCACUUGCAUCAAGACGAAACUGUGUGUCGAAACGAAACCAAGUCUGAGAAAGGAAAUGGAUGAAGUAACAGAAAAGCUGGGACAGCCUGCUGUAAUGAAGUGCCAGAUAAUUGGCAGACCUGUUCCUGAGAUCAGGUGGUACCACGCGGGGAAGGAGAUUGUGGAGUCCCGCAAAUACGAGAUGAGCUCUGAUGGCCGUAACCACUCCCUUUCCAUCAUGACUGACCAACAAGAGGAUGAGGGAGCGUACACCUGUAAGGCUACCAAUGAUGCCGGAGAAGCAGAAACGACUGGAAUUCUCGUACUGGAAGCUGCGCCAUCCUUCCACUCUGACUACCCAUUGAAGAGCACCUACUAUGCUGGUCUGGGAACAACCCUGCGCAUCCAUGCUAUGUACAUUGGGCGUCCUGUGCCAAAGAUUAUGUGGCUCCAAGAAGCAAAGACACUGGAGAACUCAGAGGACAUCAAUAUUGAGACCACAGAGUAUUAUACGCACCUCGUUAUCAAGAAUGUGCAGCGCAGAAUCCAUGGAGGAAAAUACAGGAUCCGACUGCACAACCACUUUGGCAGGGUUGACACCGUAUUCAGUGUUGAAAUCUAUGACAAACCUGACAUGCCUCAGGGUCCCAUCGUUAUGGAGGCCCUCCUUAAGAACUCUGUCAUCAUCAGCUGGAAGCCUCCCAAGGACGACGGAGGCUGCAUGAUUACCAACUACAUUGUGGAGAAGCGGGAGGACAAGGAAGGAAGCGAGUGGGAAUUGGUGUCAUCGUCUAUUAAUGGCACAUCUUGCCGUGUGCCCAACCUUACCGACAGCGCUGGAUACUUCUUCCGUGUAUAUGCCCAGAAUCGCUACGGCAACAGCGAGCCACUUGAACUCAUCUCACCUAUCCUCAUUAAGAGCCAAUUGGAGAAACCAUCACCGCCUCAGACAAUAGUCGUUUCUGGAAUCACCAAGGACUCCUGUGUAGUUUCCUGGAAGCCUCCAUUCAGUGACGGCGGCUCCAAAAUUAAGAGCUAUUGCCUUGAGAAGAAACAAAAGGAUAAGAAGGAAUGGGGCGAAUGGACACCCGUGAUGACAGAUGAGAUCAAACAGACAGUCUUCUCUGUCAAACAUUUGUCAGAGGGCAUUGAAUAUGUAUUCCGGGUGAAGUGCGAGAACCUUGGAGGACAAAGUGACUACAGUGGGGAAAGCUCUUGCAUUGUUCCCACCACAGCUGUUGACGUUCGAGCUCCUGCCUUUAAGGAGGAGCUGAGGAACAUAAGUGUCAAAUACAAGAGCAAUGCUACACUUGUCUGUAAGAUCACAGGUCAGCCCAAACCAGUGAUCAAAUGGUUCAGACGAGGAAAGGAAAUCCAUUCGGAUGAAAAGAAGAUCAAGAUUCAAGAAUUCAAGGGAGGUUACCACCAACUGGUCGUCACUGAGGCUGAUGAGGAAGACUCUACUGUGUACCAGAUCAGGGCCACCAACCAAGGAGGUUCUAUCUGUGCCACCAUCUCUCUGGAUGUUGAAAUUCCUGCAAAGAUCCACCUUCCCAAGAACCUGAAGGACAAAGAAUCAAUUCCUGCCCUGCGUGGAGAAAUGGUCAAUAUUAAGAUACCUUUUGGUGGCAAACCAGAUCCUGUCAUCACAUGGCAGAAGGGACAAGAUCUUAUCGACAGCAAUGGCCACUACCAGGUCAUUGUCACACGAUCAUUCACUUCUUUGGUGUUCCCCAACGGCGUGGAGAAGAAGGAUGCUGGAUUUUACAUUGUCUGUGCUAAAAACAGAUUUGGAAUUGAUCAGCAGACAGUUGAGCUGGAUGUGGCCGAUGUGCCUGAUCCUCCGCGGGGUAUUAAAGCCAGCGAUGUCUCUCGAGACUCUGUCACACUUAACUGGGUUGCCCCAGCAAAUGAUGGUGGCAGCAAGGUUAUCAGUUACAUUAUUGAAAAGUGCCCCACCACAGCUGAGAGGUGGGAGCGAGUUGCUCAAUCUCGUGACAACCGCUACACUGUUAUCAAUCUUUUUGGAGGAACCAGCUAUCAGUUUAGAGUCAUUGCUGAGAACAAGUUUGGGCAGAGUGCCCCGUCUGAGACCAGCGGACCUGUCAUGACAAAGGAGGACAAAUCCAGAGUUCUUCUCUAUGACAGGGAGGUUGACGACAUGGGAAGUGUUCCCAAAAGCAAAGCCCAUCACUCUGAUGCAAAGAAUCUGCAUAACAAAUUUGCUAUUGCAGAGGAACUGGGAAGAGGUCAGUUUGGUAUUGUCCACCGCUGUGUGAACAUCAGCUCUGAGAAGACCUAUAUGGCCAAAUUUGUCAAAGUCAGAGGUGCUGAUCAGACAAUCGUCAAGAAGGAAAUUGCCACACUGAACCUGGCUAAGCACACAAACUUUCUGCUUCUUCACGAGUCAUUUGAUAGUCCAGAAGAGCUGGUAAUGAUCUAUGACUUCAUCUCAGGCGUCGACAUCUUUGAACGUCUCAGCACAGCAGAUUUUGAGCUCAAUGAGCGAGAAAUUGUCAAUUAUAUUUGGCAGAUCUGCUCCGCUCUUGAGUUCCUGCACAGUCAUAGCUAUGGACAUUUUGAUAUCAGACCUGAGAAUAUUGUGUACACAACAAGAACCAGCUCAAACGUAAAAAUCAUUGAGUUGGGCCAGUCUAUACACCUGACGCCUGGAGACCAAAUCAAGAUCCAGUACACCACUGCGGAGUACGCUGCCCCUGAGAUCCACCAGUGUGAUGUGGUUAGCACUGUGACUGACAUGUGGUCAGUUGGCGUGCUAUCUUUUGUGCUCCUCUGUGGACUAAAUCCAUUCACAGCUGAAACCAACCAGCAGAUGAUCGACAACGUUUCAAACGCAGCCUACAGCUAUGAUGACGAGUCCUUCAAGCAGGUCAGUGUUGAAGCAUUGGAUUUCACAGACCGCUUAAUGACAAAGGAACGUAAACAUCGUAUGACUGCUGCUGAGGCGCUGGUACAUCCAUGGCUGUCCACGCCUGCAGAAAAUCUGAGCACCAGAACCAUCCAGAGCAGCAGACACAAGCGAUACUACCAGACAAUGGUGAAGAAGGAAUGGAGCACUGUGGUGUCUGCAGCUCGCGUGGCCAGUGGCGGCUCAAUUCGGUCCCAGCGUGGCGUGUUAAUGGCCAAGGUGAAGAUUGCUCCAUUUGAACAUGGACCGGUAGCAGGCCAGAUCGGACACUCGGUGUCAGGCGAGGGUGACAGUGUGAAGUUGAUCUGCAAUAUUGACAACUAUGACAGUACCACUGAAGUCACUUGGUAUUGUGGCGUCAGACAACUGGAAGCAAGUGACAAGUACAAAAUCCAAUAUGAGGAUGGCCUGGCUGUGAUCGCAAUCACCAAUGUGACAAGAGUUGAUGAUGGCACGUAUAGAUGCAAAGUUGUCAAUGAGUAUGGUGAGGACAGUGCCUACGCAGAGUUGUUCGUCAAAGGUGUCAGGUCAUACCGUGACUUCUUCACUACCCGUGUGGUCAAGAGAACAAAGCGUCGAAUUGACACUGCCAGAAUGCUUCAGAAGCCCCCAGAGUUCACCUUUCCUCUGGUUAACCAUACUGCAUACAUUGGAGAAGAUGUGCGUUUCAGUGUCACCAUCACAGUUCACCCCGAUCCCCGUGUCACGUGGCACAAAUCUGGACAAAAGCUGAUCCCUGGAGAGGAUGACAAAAAGUAUACCUUCAUCAUUGACAAAGGCCUGUAUCAGCUUAUUAUCCACAGCGUUGAUGAUGACGAUGUUGCCGAAUACAGCGUUGUAGCUCGCAACAGGUACGGCGACGACAACUGUAAGGCCCGUCUUACUGUGAUUCCUCGACCAAAACCAGCAGAUCUCACCCUAAGGCCCAUGUUCAAACGUCUUCUUGCCAACGUUGAGUGCAGGGAGGGCCAGAACAUUCGCUUUGAGAUCCGGGUUUCAGGCCACCCCACACUGAAGUGGGAAAAGGAUGGCACACCCAUAGCCUUUGGACCAUCGAUUGAACUUGUCCACGAAGGCUUGGAUUAUUUCAUUUUUCACGUGAGAGACACAUUACCUGAAGACUCUGGCGUAUACAGAGUAACUGCAACCAAUUCUGCUGGAUCUGCCAGUUGCCAAGCAACACUAAAAGUGGAACGUGUUUCUCAUGUAAAGAGAGAUUAUGAAGGCAGCCAAAAGGAGCAGAAAAGUGUGUCUCAAAAGGAGCAAUUAGACAAAAAGGUGAGGUUGCAUCAGAUUUUGUCUGACACCGUUGUCAUACCAUUACCACCUGCAGCAGUACAGGCUGUCAGGGAAGCAUCGACCAUGUUUAAACCUGCUGUGACGACUAAAAAGAGCGAAAAGACUGAGGCUGAAAUGCAGAAAGAAAAAGAGGAGAGAAAAAAACGGACCGAUGAGAAGAGACUGCGUAUGCCAUACGAUGUGCCCACGCCACGUGUCAUGAACCCAGCAGUGCUCGAAGAGGAUGUCGAAAUCAAACACUUCAAGCCACUCUCGGACAUGAAGUGGUACAAGAAGCUCAGGGAUCAGUAUGAAUUCCCAGAGCCCAUGGAGAAAAUCAAACAGAAGAGGAUGAAACGUAUUCGUCUCUCUAGGUGGGACCAGUUCUAUGAGGUGCCUAUCAGGAUCAAAGACCAGUACAAGCCAAAGUGGCAUAUCCCAUCCAUGACUCAGGAUGAUUUAGAGACAGUGAGGCCGUCAAGGCACUGUGCAGCUUCUCCAGAGAUAGAUGUCUACCACAGGAUUAGGAGAAGGUCACUGGGUGACCUGUCAGAUGAGGAGCUGCUACUGCCUGUUAAUGAGUAUCUGUCCAUGAAGAGAACUGAGGAGGAGAGGCUUCGCCUGGAGGGAGAGUUGGAGCUCGGGUACUCUGCUUCUCCGCCCAGCCUCAGCCCCGUUCGCUUCGCUCUAUCAUCACUGCGCCCUUCAUCACCUGUAAGAGUCUACAGUGAUGAUGAGGAGACUGAAGCCUUGCAAAGAUAUGAUUCGUACCGAAUUCCAUCCAAAUAUGAAGCCGGCCCAAGCUUUGUUGAACUGCGGCAGCGCCAUGACAAAGCCACAUAUAAACCUCCCAGACAGAAGCAAAGAGUGUACGAGGAGAGAGAAGAUCAGGAGUUACUCCGACCUCACAUGACAGCUCAUAGAAUCGCCUCCUACAAGAGUGAACUCAAGCGCAUGGAGUUUGAGGAGAAGACUCGAAAUUUUAAAAAGGAAACAGUCAUCACUGUCACAAAAGCUGUGGAGGAUAUUGAAUCAGAGCAUCUGACAGUUUUGGCUUCUGAAUAUAUUCCUAAACCCAUUAAGAAGCUCCCGACGCCUGAAAUGGAGAGAAAAGCUCCUUCCUCAGAAAAGGUUGUCAAAACAGAGACGGCUUUGCCCAGAGUAGAUUUUCUGUCCAGGUAUGAGGAGAGAAAGCAGACUCUCAGGUCAGAGCGGAGAUCUGUGGAGAGGACAUCGCAGGCUCCUUUCAGCCUCGACCACAUCCCACGCAUUAGCAUCCGAUUGCGAUCUCAUCGUGUUCCCUAUCAUUCGAACACAAACUUCACCCUGAAUGUCCAGGCCAAACCUGAGCCCAAAGUCAGGUGGUUUCACAAUGGAAAAGAGAUUAAACCAAGCAGCAAACACCACAUGAGCAACAUUAGUGGACUUCUGACGCUCCAGAUCAACAACUGUGUGACUGAAGAUGCAGGAACAUAUUCUGUGGUCUGCAGGAACGUCAAAGGGGAGGCUUCAGACAGUGCCACAUUAGAUGUAGCAGCAGAAUAUGCUGCCCUUUCUUACAUCCACCGAGACGAGGAACCGCCCUCCUCCCAUCUUCCAGACAGGACCAAAACGGAGGUGUACCACAUCUCGUCAGCAGCAGUCAAGGAAACAACGGCUGGAACGGUGACAAAAACCAUCGCCGUUGUUGAAAAGGAAAAGGCGAAGCCUAUGGUCCGAGCAAAGAUCCUGACCAAACCACAGUCUCUGAGUGUUGAGGAGGGAGCUCUUGCCAGAUUCUCAUGCGAUGUGGAUGGUGACCCAGAACCUUCCAUAUUGUGGCUUCAUGAGGGAGCAGCUCUGGGUUCCUCUAGCAGUCACCACAUUGUCUCUACGCAGUACAGCUCCUCUUUGGAGAUUUAUUCUGUUCAUCCGUCUGAUGAAGGAAACUAUGCUUUAAUUGUGGAAAAUGCUGGUGGAAAACAAGAAGCCUAUUUUACUCUGAACAUUCACAAGUCUGAGUCCAAGCAGAGAAUCGUGGUCUCUCCGAGAGUCACCUCUCCUGAAGGCAAGUCCCCCGAGCCUGUCAAAACCCCACAAAGAAUCAAGUCUCCCGAACCAAUCAAGACGCCUCUGAGGGUCAAGUCACCAGUCUCACCAAAGUCCGCCACGGCAAAAUCCCCGCCUCCAUCUGUCAGUCAAAUCAAAUCCGCAAAAAGAGUUAUGUCACCAACUGUGGGAAAGAAGUCACCUUCUUCUGUUGACUUGGAGCAGCUCAAAUGUGGAACGCCACCUCACUUCCUGGUGCAACCCCGAUCCCAAAACGUGGAAGAGGGACAAAAUGUGAAAUUCACCUGUGAGAUUGCGGGUGAGCCUUUCCCAGACGUGGAGUGGUUUAAAGACAACUUGACUUUAUCAGGCACAUCCAAUGUGAGAAUGAACUGGACCAACAGUGUGUAUACUCUGGAGAUACGUGAAGCAAUGCUGGCAGACAGCGGCAAAUACACCAUCAAGGCCAAAAACCAGCUUGGCCAGUGCUCUGCCACGUCCUCCCUCAAUGUCAUCACUGGUAUUGAGGAAGCAACACAAACAAUGAUAAGGGUGGAAGAAAAAGCUGAAGCUUUCUCUGCCUCUUCUGUUCACAUGAAGGCAUCGUCUAUGCAGGCCACCACUUUCAGCUCCAUUGAGAGUGUGUCUGAGACUAGCAAUCAAAUAAUACAAAUGUGUGAUCAAUCACAUGUGGAAGCCUCUUCCUCCUCCUCCUCCUCCUCCUCACAGAGGAGCCUCGUUAGUGGGAUGAAAAUAGGCGCACCACCGAAGAUCACAGCUCUUCCAGAGAACAUCAACAUCGCUGUUGGAAAAUCACUGACGGUGACGGGGGCCUUCUUUGGAGACCCCGCCCCGUCUGUGCAGUGGCUGCACUCAGACCAGACGCUUCCCGACGGGGACAAGCGUUACUACGUAAACAACGCAGCUAACGUUUCCACGCUGGUGAUUGCCAUGGUAAAGGAGAACGAUGGUGGAGUGUACACACUACGACUUUCCAACGAACUCGGCUCUGCCUCUGCGACUGUCAACGUUCACAUCCAGUCAAUGUAAAAAAUAAAACUAGAAAAAAAAAGAAUUUAAAAGAAAAUUGUUAAAACUUGGAGGUAUAUGCCCCCGAACCACCCACCCUCAAUUUCCCUCAUUGGUAAUCUUUUGUUUAGUGAAUCAGCAACAAGAAUUGAUAGAUUUAUUUUCUUGUACAUAGGAACUAUUUUUUUUUUGUACCAAACUUGACAUUAAUUGAUUGCCACAGUCAAGUCUCCAAUUGUUAUAAAAUUUGAUUACACUUUUGCAGUCACAUGUACAUAAUGUAUAUAGCCGGAUUUGACGGUUAUGGGGAAUGUAUGUAUUGUUAUUUCUGACAAUAAUAUGAAGUGAAAGAAGGAAACCAAAAUGCGGUUGAACAGGAGAAAGUCCCGUGUGGAACGAAUACCCUGCUAAACGCAGAAACUAAAACUGUGUGCCUCAACGCAACGUUGAUGUUUUAAGAUUGCCUCGGCAGGUAGAGCGUCUCCCUGCUGAAGUUUACUCAACACCAAAAACAAACCUUGUUGUUUUGGAUACGUGUCGCUAUGAUGAUUUCCUGCAAACGUAAGACCCUGAGUGCUGCUUGCAUCACCCUCACGUAAGCAGCACGAUGGACUUGCGUUCUGACCGACUGCAUUGUACUACCAAUUUAUUUGAUGACCAGCUGAGAGUGUGAGUGGCCUGCGCUCUCAUCUUUGACGUAGGAGCGCCGCUUCUGGCACAGGACGGUCCCUUGGACUUUCCAUAUAUGAACAUCUCCUGGCCAGAAAAGAACGUCCCGGCAGACUCUGCUGUGCAGAAGCAGCGCCAUCUCCUGGAGGAUUGCUCAUGAGCGUGUUUGUGUGUACUGUAACCUAUAGUCAGUGUUAACUUCUUAGCCACAGUGAGUCCAUCUGCUGUGGUAAAAUUGUUUUCUUUCAUUCAUCCUCCUUGAGUGUUUUAUUGUUUUUGUUUUAAUAAAGCAUGAUUUCAGCACCAUA